AUGGUGGCACAGCCCAAGCAAGCAAGCAGGCAGGCAGGAAGACACCGGCCCGCUCCGGCAGGACUUCCUCUCCCCAACCCCGCUUAGCUCACGCCCCUUCCCCGAUUUCCCCGCUCUCUGCGCCCCCCCCCCCGCGCGCCUUCCCGACGUGCCAGCUGACCCAGCCUCCCCGCUCCUCUGUGCGCAAGCGUGGCGAGGCAGGGGCGGACCAUCUUGGCCCCAUCUCCACGCUCCUCUGGCUCGCUCGCACUCUCCUGCCUUCCUCGUCUCCCACCAGCGAACUUUAAGACAGUGUGGCACAAUUGGGCAAGCCUCCCUUCUCCUUUCGUGGCCAGCGGCCGUUGCCUUUCCAGCAGCCAUCUCUGCCGGAGGGGAGAGCGAGAGCCAGGGACCCUCUGUGCCAAGGGAGCUCUGCUGCUGCUGCUCCCCCUCCUCCCCACCACCACCAUCAUCUUCAUCAUCCUCAGUACCACCACUAUAUGACUCCUGCUUGCCCACCUCCUCCCACCCCUCAGAGUUGCGUCCUGUGCACCAGCCCAGUUCGGAUUAUAAACUAACCAAACCCAACACCUUUCCUUGUCUCCGGAGGCGCCGGUGAAUGUCUCGGCGAACCCAGCGGAUGGGGGGUCGCUCCUGACACCCAGAUGGCUGGCUGAUGGUGAGUCCUUCGGUCUUCCCUCCCCUCUGCAGCUCGGGGUGACGCGUGUCUUGGAAGGGUUCCCACAGAACCCCUGUCUGAAGCCAGGGGUGACCACGGGUUUCUGCAAGCUGUGUGUGUGUGGCGGGGGGGGGGAGAAUCAGGAGGGGCAUUAAGUUUUUUCUCCCCCCCCCCGCGCAUCCCUAUUUUUUUGCAAAUAGCUGCAGAAUUGUGUGUGUGUGUGUGUGUGUGUGUGUGUCUGUCCUUCACAAGAGGUGGUUGGGGUGGUUUAUUUCUCGUUUGCUUAUUUAAUUAUCUCCCUCCCCCCCCGCCGCCGCCCACCUUUGCAGCGGAGCUAAAAAUACAAUUUCGAAAAAAGGGCAAGCGGAUUUAGAGGCUGUAAAAAGACAGCGGCGAGCCUGGCUUUACUCCUUUGUCUUAACUCUGCCUUCUGUGUCUCCCAGAGCGCAUCUGCACCCGGAGCAGCCUGUUGGGUCUCCAAAUGUGUUUGAACUUGCAGCUUCCUUUGCGCCUCUCUCGCUUUUCUCCCUCUCCGUCUCUCUGUCUCUCUCCCCACAUCUUAAAAACCUUAAUUAGAAGAAGAGUUGGAGAGGCAAACUCUCUUGCCGAGUUCUUUUGAUGGUGCCUUAAGGGGGCAAUUGGUUAGUUGGUUGGGUUAAAAGAAGAAGACGAAUUCUCUGGAGGCAUACCAGCUCAGCAGAAAAAAACUUUGAGCUUGGCAUAGUUUCAAAUUAGAGAGAAAGUGUAAUGUGGUGGCAUCUUCUUAACCCCUUGGCGUGUGUGGCACAACUGGUUUUUCAGUUAAGAUCUGGAGCGUGGGAAGCUGCCAUAUAUAUAUAUAUAUAUACUCAGUUAGUCCCAUCUCAACAACCCUGAAUGGCAGUGGUUCGCCAGGGUUACAGGUAGGGAAUAUGGAAUUUUCUGGGUGACCUUGGGCCACUUACGGUUUCUCAGCCUAACCCACCUCACCAGGUUGUUGUGAGGAGAAAAUGAAGGAAAGGGAACCAUGUACGCCACCUUGAGCAUCUUGGAGGAACGUUAGGGGACAAAUGGGAUGACUAAAUAAAUAUCCAGCCCUAGCUGAAGAUGGUGGAGAUUGCAGCAGAGGACCUUCUGCAGGCAAAGUGUCUGCUCUUCCACUGAGCUACAGCCCUUUCCCUGAAAGCAAAGGCCUUAAACUAGUCGUGAAGCAAGGGCCUGAAGUGCCUUGUCCUGUACAGAAUCCAUGCACCUAUGAUGGCAGGAGGUGGUGGACCUCCAGAUGGUGUUGGAACUACAGUUCUCAUCCAACCAGCAUAGUCAAUGGUCAGAGAAUGAUGGGAGUUACAAUCAACAAUUUCUGGAGGUCUGCUGGCUCCCCAUCCUUGCCAUAGUUUUUGCAUGCACUCUUUAUCAUCCAAGAUAGUUCAAGGCCUUGCUUCAUAACUCGUUUAAGGUCUUUACCUUCAGGGGAAGGGACACAGCUCAGUGGUAGAGGCCAGCUUUUUGGCUUUUGAGUUUGGCUCUUGCACUAGCAAGUGAAUUUUGAUUUUGUGCAACAAAGCAAUCCAAUGCAGCUGUUGCACUAGUGGAAACCCAUGUGCAACAGAUUGUGCAACACAAUUACUUUAUGCAUGUUUGCUUAUGCAUAUUUUUUGCACAGCGGGACAUUAUUUAUAAUGCUUGACUUCUUAGAGCCCUCCUUCAAAGUUGGAUCAACUUUUAGUAGUGUAAGAAGACCACUCAUCAGACUCAUUGCAAGAAUUAGCUGGGAGACAAGAUGCAUCACACACUUAUUUGAAGUGCUGGAGAACGUGAGGUAAUAUGGUUGGGGGCUUUCCCUGCUGCUUCCUUGAACCUUGUAACAGGAAACAGCCGUAGCUUAGUGGAGGAGCACAUGUGUGCAUGCAAAAGGUCCCAUGUUCUCAGUACCUGGUGUCUCCAGGUGGGGCUCUGAGACUUGUAUUUCAAACCUUGAGAUCUGCCAGCAGUCACCAUAGAGCUGUUUUCUUCAAACCUAGUGUCCUCUAGGGGUUUCGGAGGGCAUCUCCCCAUUGGUCAUUCGGGCUGGGGCUGAUGCAGGUGUGGUCCAAAAAAAUCUGGAAGGCACCAGGUUUGGGGAGGCGGCUGUAAAAAGUACUGAGCUAGAAUUUGCUGCCCUCUAGGUGUUGUUGGACUUCCAUCAGCCCAGCCGGUAUGGUCUAGGUCUAGGAUAAUGGGAGUUAUAGACAGCAUCUAGAGCCGUGGUUCCCAGCAUGGGGCACACGUCCCACGGGGGGCAAUUUGAUUUUUAAGGGGGGCAAUUUGAGAAUGAGUUAUUAACAGUUAAUGGCCUUUUAGGCUUCCUCCAUGUGAAUGGGAGUUCACUUUUUGAAUAAUAAGAACUAUAUGUCACAAGAGGGGGAGGGCAUCAGGAUUUUAGAGAUGCUUAGGUGGGGCAUGGCCCCCCCAAAAAAGGUUGGGAUCUAGAGCAAUGGUUCCCCAUUCCAUUGCCCCCAAUGAACUACAGUGGUACCUCGGGUUAAAGACGCUUCAGGUUACAGACUCCGCUAACCCAGAAAUAGUACCUCGGGUUAAGAACUUUGCUUCAGGAUGAGAACAGAAAUCGCACGGCGGUAGCGGGAGGCCCCAUUAGCUAAAGUGGUGCUUCAGGUUAAGAACAGUUUCAGGUUAAGAACGGACCUCUGGAAUGAAUAAGUACGUAACCAGAGGUACCACUGUACUUGAAAAUUACUGAGAGUCUUGGUGGACUACUUAAUUAUCCCCCCCCCCCCCAUUCUUAUAAAAAUGGUAAUGCGCUAUACUAGAUGCUGUAUGCUGUAUGAUUUUUAAUUGUACUUUUUAUUGCUUCUUAUAUAUUGUAUUUUAUUGUGUUACUGUUUGAAUCCCAUAGAAAUCAAACUGUGAUGCAAUAAAACACAAUAUUAGGGAUAAAAUAAGCAAUUGAAAAGCAAUUUGAAUAUUUAAUGUGGACAUGCCAUGGAUCUCCUGAACGAAGCUUGCAGACCGCUGGUUAUCCAUGGACCACUUUUUGGGAACCUCUGGUGUAGAGGGUCAUGGCUUCCUUGGGUUUGAAGUAGAGAGACUGGUGGUCUGACUUGGCAGCUUCUUCUGUUCCUACUGUUUCAAGUGCUUUUUGUUAUCUGAUCUUGACUGGAAAGCACUUUCAUCCUCUUGAGUUUCUCUGCUCUCCUCUCUCCCCCAGUCAGCGCUCCCAACCAUCAGGGUUCCGCCACACAUUCUUCAAACUCUCCAGGGUCACUUCAAGCUACCACGCUUACAACUUUGUCAUUUUCAUGUUUGCUAUACAGUGGUACCUCGGGUUAAGUACUUAAUUUGUUCCAGAGGUCCGUUCUUAACCUGAAAAUGUUCUUUAGCUAAUGGGGCCUCCUGCUGCUGCCGCACCUUCGGAGCACGAUUUCUAUUCUCAUCCUGAAGCAAAGUUCUUAACCCGAGGUACUAUUUCUGGGUUAGCGGAGUCUGUAUCCUGAAGCGUAUGUAACCUGAAGCGUAUGUAACCUGAGGUACCACUGUAUUGGGAUUUUCUUUGAAUCCUUGUGAAUUGUGGGAACAUCCCUCCACUUUAAUUCUGGGGCAUAUUUGUUUGAUCUUGGAAAGCUGUUGCUUUUUUUUUUUAAGCACUAAUCAGAUUUUAAAUUCUUUUUCUUCAGCAAAAGCAGGCAAUCACUACAAAAAAAACAAAACAAAACAGAAAAGGGAGGGGGAGUUCAGGGAAAGUUAGGAAUCAUUCACAUGAGUGCUCAUAUAUUUCUGAAGUUUGUGGGUUGAAAUCUGAUAGAUCACACCCAAAAGGGAUGCUUUGUUGGGCUUGAAUGUACUGAUUUCUCCUAGUUCUGCACUAGUUCACACUUGAGGGAAUUACUGCUGACUCCAUCCCGUAUGUAGAACAUUUUGUCCAUGUUUCUAAAGAGUGGAGCUUAAUUUGCCCCAGAGGGUCUAUGGCAAAUCUUGUUACUUGAAGUAAAGAGGAGGACGAGGAGCUCUAAGAAACUGUAGUUGGUGCGCAUUUGGGUAUCACUGAAAGGCUUUGGGGAUACAUGCAGGCCUUAAUCUGAUCUGUAGCUCAGUAUUUGAACCUGCCUUCAGGGCCAGUGCUGAUCUGUGAAGGGCGCCUCUGAGCAUGUUAUGAGUGCAUUUCCCUCACCCAUAAAAAGACCACAGCCUCCACAUCUGGAAUGCAGAAGGCCAAGCAAAGUACAGUGGUACCUCAGGUUACAUAUGCUUCAGGUUACAGACUCCGCUAACCCAGAAAUAGUACCUCGGGUUAAGAACUUUGCAUCAGAAUGAGAACAGAAAUCAUGCUCCGGCGGCAGCAGGAGGCCCCAUUAGCUAAAGUGGUGCUUCAGGUUAAGAAAAGUUUCAGGUUAAGAAUGGACCUCCGGAACUAAUUAAGUACUUAACCCGAGGUACCACUGUAAAAUGCUGUGUUAAAUGCAUGAUUGCAGUAAAUGUAUCUGUGCUUUAGUAGCACCUAGGGAAAGGGAAGGAGUUGGAACCAUGGCAUGCUGGAAGAGAGGGUGUAACCUUACAUGGAAGUGCUAAUGAAAAUCUCCCCACCACACUUAUUGAAGGUGAUACUUGCCAUGGGUAAGAACCUGCUAUUGGUUUCUGUUUUUCAGGGUUUUGCUAUUAGAGGUUUUAUUUAACUCCCCCGCCCUCCCGCUCCCAAAAAUCGUUUUUUGUAUGUGCUAGAUUAAUCAUAUGGGGUAGGUAGCCUCACACAUUGAAACUGUUGGUUUAGGAAAAUCUAAGGAGCAGAUGGGCAGUGUUUUGUUUUCCUUGCACCUUGAGUGGCGUAAAGUCACCGAGAUAGCAACAGAUAGUUAAAGCUCUCUUAAAACCUUUUAAUUUGCCCUGUAAACUGCUGUUAAGAUGAAUGAGUAUCUUGAGGAUCAAGGAUGAGAAGAAAGUCUUGUUGCUAAUGCUUUGAGAGUCUUAGCUGCACCUGAAAUUUCAGACUGACUGGGAAGUUAAGACUUUAGAAACCUUUUAAUUUGUCUUCUGUCUUGUGGUGAUUGUGUGUGUGUGUGUGUGUGAGAGAGAGAGAGAGAGAAGUUUGCUCUUCAUUUAUUCCAAGUUGCCUGAGAAGUGUGUGAAUGAAUAAGAAAUGGGAGGGAAUUACCACAGUUUAGUGGCAGUGCAGAUGUUUUGCAUAGAGAUGGGCCAGGGUUCAACUCCUGAUAAAGUGAUCUUGCUUGAAACCCUGGAAAGCUGCUGCCAGUACAGUGGUACCUCGGGUUAAGAACUUAAUUCGUUCUGGAGGUCUGUUCUUAACCUGAAACUGUUCUUAACCUGAGGUACCACUUUAGCUAAUGGGGCCUCCCUCUGCCUCUGUGCCGCCCGAUUUCUGUUCUCAUCCUGAAGCAAAGUUCUUAACCCAAGGUACUAUUUCUGGGUUAGUGGAGUCUGUAACCUGAAGCGUCUGUAACCUGAAGCGUACCCGAGGUACCACAGUAUUAAUAGACGGCACCAGUAGACACUGUCACAACACACAAACUGCCGUGUGCUUGUCCAGUGCUGGAUACCACAGAGAAGGCCUUAAGGCUGGAGGUGAAGCAAAGGAAGAUAAGGCUGGGGUUGAGGCUAGGCAAGUAAGAAAUUAAAGGACCUUGGAUAACUCAGAGUGAAGCGCUUGCACCAAUGAAGCUUAAGCCUCUCUCACCAGCCUACCUCCUCCAGGCGCCACCCCUUCAUGGAGAAGGAUAGAGCCUUAGAGGCCCAACACCCCUGACCUGGAGACGGGUUCUCCUCUCUAGCCUUCCUCCUGAUGCACUUAAACUGGUGAAGUAUGGUUGGAUGCAACUGGUUCCUCAGACUCAGAUGCCUGUGAAGGUCCACGUUCUGGCCCUGGUGGUUCCCCUGGGAGCUUCUGUCUGCCGUCCUUGGUCUUAGUGGUCCCCUGAUCUCCAGAAGCUGGCUCAAAGCCCUGAGUAUGAUCUGAUGCCUUAGCUGGUUCUUCUGUGCAGUGCCAUAGCUAUGGUGGGGCUAGCCAGUUUUGUUUUGUUUUGACCCAGGUGAAGCCUCCAGAGGGGUGCCAUUGAGGCUCCCAGCCUGUGUGUAUGUACACAAAUGCAUGUUGGGUGUUUGCCAAACUGAGUCUUUGACCUGGGUGAAAUAAAGCCCAGUUUCACCCUUUCUCUUUCUUUCUGGAUUGCUGCUGAUUCAGGAGUCAUGAUACAACCCUUUCCCGGUGCUCCACUGCAGUCUCCCCCAUCCUGGUUCCUUUUGGACUACAACUCCCAUCAUCUCUGACCAUUGGCCAUGCUGGCUGGGCCUGCUGAGACAAUGCCAGGCUGGGGAAGACUGCACUAUUUUGUAAUCAACGCGAAAGUGAAAUAAGCACCUUAUUUGCACUCUGCCUCCAUCUCCCUCCCCUUCCUCUGCUGUCUCUCCUGGGUUGAAUUGUAGAUUGGAAACUCCUUGGGGCAAGGACCUUUCAUCUUGUACUUUCUAAUCUUCCAUGCACAUUGAUAGCUUGCUGUAAUAAAAGAAUUAUCUCUGGAAUCAGACCCAUUUGUCUAAGGUGCUUGUCAUACUGGAUUGGAUAUUGCAUAGCCCUUUUCAACUCUUCCAGUUAUUGUUGUGCUAGCAGGAAGAAGAAGAGUUUGGAUUUGAUAUCCCGCUUUAUCACUACCUGAAGGAGUCUCAAAGCGGCUAACAUUCUCCUUUCCCUUCCUCCCCCACAACAAACACUCUGUGAGGUGAGUGGGGCUGAGAGACUUCAGAGAAGUGUGACUAGCCCAAGGUCACCCAGCAGCUGCAUGUGGAGGAGCGGAGACGCGAACCUGGUUCCCCAGAUUAUGAGACUACCGCUCUUAACCAUUACACCACUGGCCCCUUCCAUAUGCUGUCAUUCCUAUAGCACAACAUAUCUUGGGUGCUGAAUGUCUGUAGUGUGCAGCCUACUCAACUUAAGUCCUGAAGUGAUUAAGGGCUCCCUCCACUGGUGGAGGAACAGGGGUGUGGGGGGAGCGCACUGCCCCCAGCGGCACGAUCCUGGUGGGGUCUCAUCGCGGCUGCCCCGCCCCACACGCUGGGCGCUAUGCCCCCGCAGGCGGUGCGCCAUGCCCCAGAACGCGUGCCACACCCCUGCGGGCAGCGCGCGGCGCCCCCAGGAUGCACGCCCCGCCGCUGCAGGCGGUGUGUCAUGCCCCUAGGAUGUGUGCCAGCCAUGCCCCCGCCUGCUCUACACCCCCCACCCGCUGGAGCAUGAAGCUCUGCCACUGGCCCCCUCCAGACAACCUUUUUAUUAUGUGUUCAUGACAAUCUGUGGUCCUGUUUUGAACACUGUUUGUGCUUACAAAGGUUUUGGGUCAGGUGCACUGCUUGUUUCUAACUGGGGCAUGUCCCAGACCUUCCAGAUGAAGCCCUGUAACUUUCCAUCCCAGAACUGUUUCAUUGGUGUCCUUCCAGCUGCCAGUAAUGUUAUAACAGGGCUGUCCAACCGGUCAACUGCGAUUGACAGGUCAAUCCCCGGCUGAUUGUGGUUGAUCAUGGUCUCCUUUACUUCUUCUGAGGAAGAAUAGCUGUUUCCGCCCCCUGCCCCCUACCAGAGUCCUUCAUUUGCACAUGCUUGCUAAGACGGAAACAGAGCUUUUGCUGGUGCUUUUUUUGGUUACCGGUUUUCAGUGUCUCCUCCCUAAAAAUAGAUCUGCAAAGCUCAACAAGCUUUGCUUUCCCCGUCAAAAAAAAAAGCUCAACAACUUUGACUUGCCCCCCUAAAAAAAGUUCAACAAAAUGGGUAGAUGAUUUUUUUUCGUGGGAGUAGAUCAGUAGAUCACAGUCUCUUGGGAGUUGGACGCGCUGGGGAAGCAUCAUAGAAUUACUGAUUGUGUGGUCAGUCCAGUAUAAACCCCCCCCCCCGCACUAAUGUGCUAUCAUGGUGUCAGUGGCAUGUUGCAGAAUAUACCUGCAGAAAAACCAACAUCAGUAGCCUAGUGGGGCCCUAAGAUUUCCGGGAGGUCAAGUUUCUGAAUUCCUGGAAAAUCAAGGUUUUAAAUUGCACAGGGAACCUACUCGAAUAGAUCCAGCUACAUCAUUCAGCCCCCAACACAUAGGGCAGGGUGCAGGAAAAGGGCCAGUUGCACUCCGUAUCUGAAUCAGGAUAAUGUGUGGUCCACACAUUGAUAACCUCAAGGUUGAAUUACUGAGAUACAUUUUACAUGGGUCUGCCCUUGGGGUCUGGUCAGGAAGCUCCAGCUGGUGCAGAAUGCAGUGCCCAGAAGUCUGAUGGGGGCAGAGAAGUGACAGCAUGCGACACUUCUGCUAAAACAUCUACACUGGACAGGUUCAAGGUUUUUGUGUUGAUAUACAGAGACUGGAACACCUUAAGGACAUCUUGAGCCCUUCAUCCCAGUCCAGUCAGUGAAAUCAUCCAGAGGAGCAUUGUUAGUUGACCUCUGUGUUACAGAGGCCUCACUGCCCUCAACCAGAAGCCAGACAUUUCGUGUUGCUGGUCCAGUGCUGUGGAACACUCUUCCAGCAUCGUCACUUUUGACCCUUGAAGACGUGUUUAUGCCAACAGUCUUGUGAACUUGUUUAACAUUUUAUUGGGAAGCCAGAAACUAUAGUUUGUGGUGUGUUGGAGGAUGAAUGAGCGCUCUCUCUGAACAAGAGAGCAGCUCUUGUUCCUGUGUUCACUUCCUUUGCAGCAUCCGGUUAUGGGUUACUUUCACCACAGGGUGGAACGCUAGAUAGAAGUUUAGCCAGAUCACAACCACUGUGCUUUUUAGAGCUUCAGGAAGUUCUGUUACCUUCGGAGGUGAGUGUAUGUUUAACUUACAGUAAGCAUUCUAGGAUGCAGGGCUUGGGGCCUACUCACCUGGUCAGAUAUCCUAGGAUGAUGACAACUGAUUUUGCUUCAUCGUCUGAAUUGUUGAUAUGUUCAGGAAUUAAUUGGAAGCUGAAGUGGGUUGAAUGUUGAAAAUACAUGGUAAGAUUUACUACAUUUCUGUCUUGCCUUUCCUACAAGGAGUUUUACAUUCCCCCCCCCCCGACCCAUUUUAUUUUUACAACAACCCUGUGAGGUAGAUUGACUAGUGUUUGGAAAGUUCAUUUUAAAAAGCAACUGCUUUUUUCCAGUUUAUUCUGUGCAAAAAGUUCCAGUCAUACACUUGUAGUACAAAAUGAAUUCAUAAAAAGCUCAUCCAUGACAAUAUCCCCCAGCAUUCAGAAUGUUACAAGCUGCUGUGCUGAAAUGUAGGAUCUAAAAAUAAAUCAGGGGCAACACAUAAGUAAGAAAAUGUCUGACAGAUGAAUGUCAGCAGGUGCAGCUUUCCCCAUAAUUGUAUUUUCAGACUAAAAAAGGUUUACCCUGUUUAAUUUCUGCCUGCCACACAGCUGUUAGAGGCACAAGGCAUCACUUGGUUCUUGUACCUGUAUUUCCUGCUACAAACUGCUCCUGUGGGAAAAGAACAAAUAUCCUCAUAGGGGAAUAUACAGUCAUACUUCAGGUUACAGCUGCUUCAGGUUGUGUUUUUUUGGGUUACAGACCACCAAAACCCAAAAGUACUGGAACGGGUUACUUCCGGGUUUCGGUGGUUGCGCAUGCGCAGAAGUGUUAAAUCGCGCUUUGCGCAUGUGCAGAAGCGACGAAUUGCAACCUGUGCGUGCGCAGACGCAGGUUGCGAACGCUGCGGGUUGCGAACGUGCAUCCCGCACGGAUCACGUUCGCAACCCGAGUGUCCACUGUACAGGGAAUGCCUCACAGUCCUUCCUGGUCUCCCAAGUCCUAGUUCAACCACUAUGUCACACAGGCCACUUCUGUGGACCUCUCAUUGCAUGAAAUUGGGCUGAAACUUCAAAAGUGUGUGUUGACAACAAUAUUCUUGGGUGCCUGGGACAGGAAAGGAGGGAGAGAUUUCCAGAAGGCAAAUAGGGGAAUGUAGGAAGAGCCCUGCCGGAUUGGAUCAAAGGCCUAAGAAAAGCAACAGUCCCAGUACAAAAUCCACAUCUUACAUCCCUCCAUGGUGAGAACUGUCCGUUUAUUUCCACUCUGGUGGUUCAUAAAAAACUGACAAGGGAAAUGGUUAACCUCAUGGCUUUCAUGGUUGAUGUUCAUUCAAGAAAAUGAAUGCAGGAGGUGGACAGACCAGGGAGCUGUUUCCCUUGAGAUGGUGUUAAAGUAGUGGUACAGGCAGAAUUUAUUGUCCGUUAUUACUCUGAGAUGUGGGCAGCUCAUUAUAUGAAAUAAUUUAUCUUCAGUCUUGUCCGGGGCUCAUCUCCCAUGCAGGAGGAGUGUUCUUAAUAACUGCUUUGAGUUAAGUUCUCCAGUGGCUGUGCUGUAUCUUGGAGCCAGGGUUGGGCCUGGAAUUAGUUUUUAAGUUUAUUAUUUUAUUUCAUUUCUUUGCACCUUUACCACCCACAAUUUCAUACAAAAUUAUCAACACGGUGUACAUCAGACAGUGAUAAAAUCAGCAAAAAAAUUAAUAGAAAGAUGACUGAAAAUCAACAAAUACUGAUCAGUUAAAAAGAGAAAAUUCAUAUUGCAAAUGACCUGUCCAAAAAAUUAGAGUUUUCAUAAAUUGUCUGAAAGUAGGGGAAAAUGGUUCCCGUUGAAUUUCUAUUAGUAGGAAGUUGCACAGGGAAGGGCCUGCCACAUUAGAAGUUCAGUUUCUUGUGGAGGCCAACAGAACCUCAGAGGUGUAGGGAUCAAACAAUCCUGAAAGUACUUUAGGGCUUUGUGAAUUAACACAAGAACCUGCCACAUAGGUAUUGCUGGGGUCAGCUGUGGAUCGAGUGAGACAACUGCAAAGAGUGCCUUUGAACAUGUGAAGAGUGCAUUUCUUCGGUCACUGGUCUGGUGUUCACAUAAUGCUAAGCCAUGGUUUAUUAAAGCAGGGUUGAUUUGAUUGUCCUAACCAUGGCUGUGGUUUGUUUCCUCCCAACAAACCGCAGUCUGAAACCGUGAUUUGUUGUUGGCCUAUGAACCUUGGCUUGUUUUAACAAUGGCUUGCCAUUACAGCUCAUUACCACAAAGUUAUGAGACAAGAGCAGCUGGAAAACAAGCCAAACUUUGUAGAAACAGGACAUAGCUUGUUUGAUCUGUGGAACAAUUAUUUCAAUAUUUGUGGUGUGGUAAAACUGUGAUUUAGCAUUCUGGGUGAACCAGGUCACUGUAUAAUACAUUCACCCAGGUCCCUGGGUACAUUUCCCAGGCAGGCUAGAGUUUCUUUCAGGAUGUACUGACUCUCUCCCUUGUGGGGAGCUCCCUUUCAGUUCUGCAGGAUUACCCCCAGAUAAAUCUGGCCAUACCACCCCUUUUCAACAGAUCCAUACUGUAUAGUUUGUUCUAAAGACCUGUGAGUGGAAACAAAAGUGGACACUAGCAUUGCUGUGCAAACACCAAAGAUGUCACAAGUGCUAGCAAAGGUGAAUUCUGCAGGUGUCCCUGUGCUUCUGAUUAUGCAAGCAGAGUGAAAUCUUUGGAUCAGUUGUACUUCCUCAUACUUAUUAUUAUUAUUAUUAUUUAUUAUUAAAUUUAUAUUCUGCCAAUCUUGCUGGGUUUCCCCAGCCACUCUGGGCAGCUUACAACAUAUAUAAAAACACAACAAAGCAUCAAGCAUUGAAGAACAAAAUAUCCUAUACGAGCAACAGACAAAUCAAUAAAUCAAUAGUAACCAAUAACAACAACAAUAAUAAUAAACAGUUUGCAGUUAUAACCAAGUUAAAAUAACCACCAACCCCAACUAAACAUUUAACUAACAUCAACCCGACAAAAACAAAACAGAGGAACCAAAAUUGGAACCGUUUAAAACCCACCCCAAGAGUGCAUGCAUGAGAAAGUAAUGUGGGGUUUUUCUAGAUCUGAAUAACGAAUGAUCUGACAUCUAGCUUUGAUGAUGUUGCAUCCUGAUGUCACAUACUUUGGCAAUCUUCUGAUAAAUACUUGGUGCCUAUAUCUUCCCCCUACUAUAAUAUGUGCCUCUGAUGUUACUUCCUUAUUCUUUGAGAAUAUCACAAGUAGCGACAGAACAUAUCAAUGCUGGUUAAUGCAGGAAACAACCCUGUAGUACAGCAGAGGGGACAGAGGGGGUUGGCCUUUGGAUCCCUUCUCACUUUGAUGAAUCUAUGAUCCAGGGAACCUUUGGGAUGUUUUGGGAAACCAGCGCUGUGUAAUCAUCUUCUGAGAAGCCUGGCUUGCAAGUGGGUCUGACUGUAAGUUCCCCAUUGGGGGCCCGGGCCAAGCCCCCGCAGCAAAAGAGCAAGAUUCCAACGCAGGAGUCACCAACCUUUUUCAGCUGUGGGCCGGUCCACCAUCCCUCAGACCAUGUGGUGGGCCAGACUAUAUUUUGAAGGGGAAAAAAUAUGAACAAAUUCCUAUGCCCCACAAAUAACCCAGAGAUGCAUUUUAAAUAAAAAGACACAUUCUACUCAUGUAAGAACACACUGAUUCCCGGACCAUCCUCGGGCCGGAUUGAGAAGGCGUUUGGGCCGCAUCCGGCCCCUAGGCUUUAGGUUGCCUACCCCUGUUCUAGCAUAAUCUUUCCCGACCUGAUGCCCUCCAGAUGUUACCAAACUAUGUAGAAGUUGCCAUGUUUUAAUCUGUUUUUAGCUUAACUGUUGGUCUUAGUUGUAUUUUGAUUUUCUUAAAAUAUCUGUUUUUAACUUGGCAUUUGAUUGGCCAUAUGAAUGCUUUCUUUCUUUUAUUUCUUGUAAACUGUUUAGAGGUUCUGUUUACAACCAAGCGGUGUAUAGUACAUUCUGUUAAAAUAAAAUGAAGCUGCCAUCUUCCUUGACCAUUGACCAGGCCGGUUGGGGUUGAUGAGAGUUGGAGUCAAACAUGUGGCUGGCACCAUGUUGCGAAAGAUUGUUCUAGUGAGGGAUGUGUACAAGAUGUUUUCGGCGAGGAGGAGAUGUCCCUGGCACAGAGAUGAAACAAUGGAGGACAGGUACACCAAUUUAAUGUCUAGAAAUGUAGCAAGCCGCUUGAUGCAAGGGCAGAUCAUUGGUCUACACUGACUGACAGCUGCUCACCAGGGUUUUAGAUAGGGAGCACCUCCGGUCUUGAUUGAACCUGGACGCCUUCCUCAGGUAAAACAUGAGUUUUGCUAUUGAGCAACCGUCUUUUCCCAAAAGUCAUUUCUGUUAUUGCCGUUGGCUCUUGCAGAAGACACAAAAGCAAAGCCAGCCUUAUUGUUGUUGCCCUGUUCUUCUUCUGAGUCAACAGCAGAUAGAAAAAGUGAGAUGUGAAACCACAUGCUGCAUGGUAGAGUCAUCUGUUGAAGGUGCCAGCUAGACACACCCUUUCCUGGGUUCCUCCAUUCUCUUUCCAUUCCUUUUUUUCCUCCUUCUAGCAACGGUUCUCAACCUGUGAGUUCCCAGAUGUUGUUGGACUACAACUCCCAUCAUCCCUGAGCGCUCUGGCCUUGCUAACUAGGGGUGAUGGGAGUUGUAGUUCAACAACAUCUGGGGACCCACAGAUUGAGAAAGGCUGCUCUAGAGACUUCUUGGGGUUCUGUGGUCACUUGAGCAUGCUUAGUCCUCAUUGGACCAUUUUGAGUUUUCUCUCCCUCCCAUAAUUGUCUGCAUGUUUCUGAUAGAUCAUAAUGUCCUUCCUUCUCUCUCUCUUAAUUGUUUUUAAAUUAUUGGUUCCCCGAUAUAAUAUCUGUAAGCUGCCUUGAGUCUCUUGUCAGGGGAAAAGGCAGGGUAUAAAUAAAUGUACCGUAUUUUUGAGGCGGGAAUUGCCCAAACUUGUUUAGCUUCUUUUGGGGGGAGAUUGCCCAGAGUUGUUGAGCCCGCAACUGAAAAUCGCGCGCAUUGCCACGGCCACCAAUCGCCUGCACACUCGCAGCCAAAAGCCCACUUGCCCACUCGACGCAACCACAGCCGAUUGCACGCACGCCUCGCCGCUGACGUAAAUCACCCACCCAAUUGUCGCAGCCAAUCAUCAUCAGGCCUUGCCGCAGCAAACAAUCAAACGCCCAAUCACCGCUGACAAUCUCCUGCUGGCUGCUGCCACCAAUCGCCUAUCCCCGCUCUGCUUUCCAUGUAGAAGACGACCCACAAUUUUUGCCUAUUAUUUCUAAGGAAAAAGAUAUCAUCUUAUUCACAGAAAUAUACAGUAUAAUGAUUAUAAGUAUUUUUGGUAUAAAAUGAAAGUUUUGGCAAGAAAAGAAAACUUACUUAGGGUUUCCCCCAGCCUGUAGAUAUCUCAUUUUUUGUGCAUGCAUGUUGAUGUUUUGGCUACAUACAGAUGGGCACUUGGGAGGCUGAAUUUAUCAUUAAUGCAUCGGAUGUUGAGCUAGUUGGACCAUUCAGUCCAGCUAAGCAUGAAUGCCUCUUAUAAAAGGGGAAUACAGGAAAAACCUGUUGGGUCUGUAAAUAAGCUUUUACUUGCUAAGACUCAUAAAUUUCUGUGUUUGGGGGAAAGGUUGUAAUUGCAAUGAGGUGUUCAACUAAGUUUUACUCAGAGUAAGCCUAUCAAAAUCAAUGACCCUGACUGUUAGGCCCAUUACUUUCAGUGGGUCUACUCUGAGUAAAAUUUAGUUGAGUACAACCCCUGCCCUGGUAUCUGAAGAUACAUAAAUUUGUUUAGUUUAGUUUGCAUUUUCUGAAGGGAAGGAUUUUGUCCAUUAUCCAAUAUGACCUUCAGCCUAGUGGUGUAACCUCUAGCUCUUGAGUAGCAGCUGCUACAGAUGUUGCUUUAUUAUUAUUAUUAUUAUUAUUAUUCACCUUCCAUGUAUGUCCCAAGGCAAUGUACAAAAUAUAAUAAAAGAAGAUAAGUUUAUGAACACCCAUGGCAGAGACAGCAAAGAUUGUUGGAGCAAAAAUAUUUCCCAAGUGUUUCUGAUGCGUGCCAUAUCUCAACAGGAAUGCAGUUCUACAGGCCAGGGGCUUUACAGAACAGGAUCAUCAGUUACUUAGGGAUUUGGUUCCCCACUACCACUACAUUACUGCACCAUCAUAAAGGGCCUAUCUGUCAUUAAAGCAGACAAAACCAGACUCAACAAUGGGGAUAACACAUCACAGAGUUCAUGUAGGCCUUCAGGUGUCUUCCGAAAUGUUUUAAUGUGCCGACUGCAAAAUGAGAGAUUGCUGGGUAGGCCAUUUUGAAUGAAUAAUUCCACAACGAGGGUGCCACCACUGAAAAAAGCCUCCUUCCACUUGCCGUGGCACCAAACCAGAUCUUCAAAUUGUUACCUAAUCAAUUUGAAGUGGUGAAGAGGGCGUCAGAGAAGAUGCCCUUUCCUCUUUCCCCCUCUUCAUGAACUAUGUGUUAUCUAUUCAUUGUGGUAAUUAAGAGAGGAAUGUGCCUCCACACUUUUUAUUUUCAUUUCCCUCACCUUAUUCUUCUAUUCUUCAUCUAUUUGUGUUUCUGUUGGGGCUUUUUUUUAACUAACUGGAAACUGCUCUGUAGGUGGGUUGCCCACCAUUUCUUUACUGAGGAAACAAUGAGUAAUUCUACUGUUUUGUUGUUUGCAGUCGUCUUCCUAGGCCCCAUUUGCACUAUACAUUUAGAGCAGUAUCAUACCACUUUAAACAGUCAUGGCUGCUCCCCCCAAAUCAAGGGAACUGUAAACUAGCUUAUUAAGGUCACUGAGAGUUGUUAGGAGACCACCUAUUCCCCUCACACAGCGACAGUUCCCAAGAGUUUCCUAGGAAGAGGGAUUAAUUGUUAAACCACUCUGGGAAUUGUAGCUGAUGGGAGUUGUAGUCCACAACAUACAGAGGGCAUCACAUUGGCUACUUUGGGUGUAGAGAAUUUUGAGAGGUCAGACCUUUGUCUCUAUAUGACAAACCAUAUUAACCCCUCUCCUUUUUAGAAAUGAUAUAUCUCUUUGUAUCUCCCUGGGGUUCUUUGAGUGCUGGAUCAAUGUUUUAUCUACUGCUCAAAUGUCUGCCCAUUUUCAUUGAGUUCUGUUUGAAAAAUGAACCAACCAUAAUGUUUAGUUGAUUUAUAUAUGGCUUUUCUAUAACAUCCUUUGUUCAAGGGGCUCAAAUCGAUGUACGUAGGGUUGGAGAACCUGUGGCCCUUCCGCUGUAUUGGACUUCAAUUCCCAUCAGCCCCAGCCAACAUGGCUGAUGCUCAGGGAUGAUGGGAGUUGUGGUGGAACAGCUACUGAAGGGCACCAUGAUUCCCUGGCAUACAUGAUUCCCUCUAUUUUAGCCACACACAGCCUUGUAAGGUCAUUUAGGCUGAGAUAUGGUAAUUGGUCCAAAGUCACACAAUGGAUUUUGUAGCUAAAUGCAGAUUUCUCUAAAGUCAGUUCUAUUUAAGAGACUGAGAUUGGUACAGUGUAGGUCAAGAGCACAGAGUCCUAUUUCAACUCAGGACUGCAUUCCCUCAGUGCCCAGAAAUAAUUUAACUAAAAUCAGAGAAAUGAGAAUUCCAACUCAAAUGAAUAAUGUAAUAUUGAAACCAUGUCAUAUUAUAGCUAUGGAGACCACUUCCCUACUGAGGGUUCAUGUUCUGGGCUAAACAUCUAAGGUUAUUACUGGACAAUAUGGAUCUAAAUUUAGUUAAAAGGAUCUGAGAUAAUGGACAAUCCCAGAGAAUUCUUCUCACUUUUGAAACUAAAAGCAUUUUGACCAUCAUAGGAAUGAAAACUGAAUUGAUUGUGAAGGGGGUAUUUCCUAUUGGGCAUUUUGAAGACAUACCAGUUGGAUCUCUGCUGUCGGUCAGAAAAGGAGGUCUGCGUGGAAAAGCAUCCUGAAAUUCAACCUUAGCAGGUCACAGAUCUAGUCACAGAUCUUAUUCAUGGGGAUGAACAAUCAUAGCACUUCCCAAAAAGAACACUGAUAACCUACAAAAAUUGUAAUUUGGUCACUCAGUUAUUUGCAGAUGAAAGCAAGUCAGUCCCUAAGAAUUUAGCUAUGGAUUUGCCAAAUUGGUCAGAGCUAGCAGAAGAAGAUUUGAUCCAGCAAGUGAACAACAGGAUAUUAUAAGUAGAUUAACUAAGCUGCUGGAAAAGCUGGCAGAAUAGUCAUGCUAAAGUACAGGAAACAGUUGUAAAUCAGUCUUGACAAGAAGCUGUCACACCCAAAUGUACACGGAGGGGAGGGUUAUAUUCAAGCUCCUAGACGUAGAACUGCAAAUUCGGCCUUCUUUGGAAUAUUCUGGGCAAAGCAUAAACAUACAAUGCAAUUUCAAAUGACUGGCUGACCUAUCAAAUCCUAAACCCUCUAGAAUUAUGUAGUUCUUCACCACACAAUGAAUGGCAAAUGAAAUGGCAAAUAGUGGCACAAAUUAUUAGUUCGGAAAGCUCUCCUUUUUUUGUUCUUAAAAUUGUAUAGUGUAGGUGAAAGGUAGGGAGCUGUUUUCAGAAUCAGGGCAUCAUUCCUUCAUGGACAACCUCUUGAACAGGCAUAGGCAAACUCCAGCCCUCCAGAUGUUUGGGACUACAAUUCCCAUAAUCCCUGACCACUGGUCCUGUUAGCUAGGGAUGAUGGGAAUUGUAGUCCCAAACAUCUGGAGGACUGGAGUUUGCCUGUGCCUGCUCUUGAGAAUGAGUGGGUUUCACAUGGCUUUUGUACAGUAGGCUACAAUCCAGGCAUACACAUUUUUCCAUCUAUGCAAUGUUAUAAUUGUUCAAGGACACACUGCAGCCAGGCCAAAGCACCCAAGGUGGGCAUGGGGAUUGGAGCUGGUGGGCAGAGAUGCAGAGAUCCAAGGUUGCGGGAUGAGGGGUUGAAGAUCUGCUGCUACGUCUGCUGCAGUGUCCACAGCAUCCUAGAACCACUCAAUCAGCAUACAAGGGAACCCUUUAGCCACUGAGAAGAAGUCCUCUCGCCCUUUGUGCUGAUUUGUAGCCAAUCAGAGUGAACGGAGGCGAGUUCGCAACUGUGGAAGUUGGAAGAGACCACAAGGGCCAUCGAGUCCAACCCCCUGCCAAGCAGGAAACACCAUCAGAGCACUCCUGACAUAUGGUUGUCAAGCCUCUGCUUAAAGACCUCCAAAGAAGGAGACUCCACCACACUCCUUGGCAGCAAAUUCCACUGUCGAACAGCUCUUACUGUCAGGAAGUUCUUCCUAAUGUUUAGGUGGAAUCUUCUUUCUUGUAGUUUGGAUCCAUUGCUCCGUGUCCGCUUCUCUGGAGCAGCAGAAAACAAUCUUUCUCCCUCCUCUAUGUGACAUCCUUUUAUAUAUUUGAACAUGGCUAUCAUAUCACCCCUUAACCUCCUCUUCUCCAGGCUAAACAUGCCCAGGGAAUGGUGGGCAGGUUUAGUUAUUCACAAUGGAACUUAGAGGGAAACACAAAAGUCACUCUGCGAUAAGAUAUUGGAGCUCUCCAUGGAAUUUGUCCCUGUGCAUGUACAGAAAUAACCAGAUCUAGCUGAAUGGCCACACUUUGAGAUCUUCAUUGAUCAUGGCAAUGCGUUCCUAAUUAUUAGUAUUGUAUAAUUAAAAGAUUGUUGUAUAAUCUUAGAAGGGGGCAUGGCUGUGAGGGUGUGCAGCUGUGACUGUCAUGAAAGGGACCCUGAACUUCUAAAUUUGCCACUACACUAGUGCUGGUGAGUACAGAUGGCAUUCUGGGGUGGUAAGAGUCUCAAGAGUUAAGAUCUCAAGGUCUGAAGGCUGUGUUCAGCCAGUGAAUGCUCAUCUCUGGUCCAGGUACUUCUGUGCCAAGGCUCAACAACAGAAUCAUCAGUCCCGGAUUUACAUAUAAGCUAAACAAGCUGUAGCUUAGGGCCCCACUCUCUUGGGGGCCUCCAAAAAAUUUAAAGGAAAAAAACACCUGGAUGUACAUUUCCAAAAUAUAAGAUAAAAAACAAAUAAAAUAAAACCUACAUACAGUUUGAGCUUAAUAAUUAUUUCACUAUUAAUAUACUUCUUCUUAGUUAUAAUUCAGUUCAACAAUUACUUUGAUAAAAUACCUAUUUUGUUUUGUGAAAAUGACUUUAAAUACCUAUUAGGUUCAUAAAUUACCAUAUAGCAUAUACAGUGGUACCUCAGGUUACAUACGCUUCAGGUUACAGACUCUGCCAACCCAGAAAUAGUGCUUCAGGUUAAGAACUUUGCUUCAGGAUGAGAACAGAAAUCGUGGUCCGGUGGCGCGGCAGCAGCAGGAGGCCCCAUUAGCUAAAGUGGUGCUUCAGGUUAAGAACAGUUUCAGGUUAAGAACAGACCUCCGGAACGAAUUAAGUACUUAACCUGAGGUACCACUGUAUUUAACAUUAAAAACACCCACAAUUUGUUGUUGACAAAGGACAGCUGGACAUAUAAAGCACCACAUUACCUUCAGUAGUAUAGGGCCUCAUCAAACCUAAAUCCGGCCCUGAGCAUCAUACAGAUAAUUUUAACCCUGGAUUUUUCAAGCUGGUCUCUGACCGUAAUAAAUUUCAUGUUUCAACCCUAGAUUUCCAAAGGUUCUCAGUUUGCCCCUUUCUCCCUGUGGGCAACUUAGAGGGGCUUUUAUUGUAUCUUUCUGUGUGUUCUACAUAGCUCGUUUUCAGAAAGCAAUGACUUGUUUUGCGAUUAAGCAACCCAUCUGAUAAGAAAAUGGUAAACGGUAAACUCUUAACAAUGGCCACCCCAACAAAACCAGCAUGUGGUGAUGGUAGGAAAAUUAAGUUUAUUGGCAGGACAGUUUCACCCCCACUCUUUACCUAAAGAAUCAUCACUCGGUGGAAAGUCCUCCUGGCUCAUUGACUGUAUGACAGAAAAGAAUGGAUGCCUUUUCUGGAUUACUUAAAGAAAUACUAUAGUAUGUUGAACUCGUGAGCAGGAUUUGAGCUAUGAACAACAAAAUUAAUUAGAUUCUAAUUGGUUAUGAUUGAAUAGAUAGAAGAUAGGAUGCAGCAAAAGGGAAGAAACAACAUCUCCAUGGAAAAUGGGAUAGGAAGUUGAUGUCUACCCAAAUGAUGUCUACUCAGACGUAAGCCCUGCUCACUUCAGUGGGGCUUCCUCCUGGGUUAAGUGGGGUUGAGGAUCGCAGCCUUAAAACCAUAUUUGUAAACCUAUUUCCUUGUAACUGGAAAUGUAUCUUAUUUCGUCUUUACAACAUUUUAUUUGCUUUUCCUCGCUGUAAUGAACUGUGUUAGCCUUGGGGAUUCCCUGGAUAACAUUCUUCAGAAUGGCAGACUUGACACUGGCAAUUGGAUUUAAAGAGAGAUUCUUUUAAAACUUAAAAUCUGUAUAUAUAUUCAUUGGGGAAAGAGGUCACUGAGUGGUUCUUUCAACUUCUCAUCUGAGUCCUGAUUAUUUGUAAGGGUGUUUUCAAAAGUCUCAUCCUGACCUGCAGCACUUCUGGAAGUCUAUUUGGUUUGUCAGCUCAUUAAUUUUCAGGGCUUUAAAAAAAACCCCAAACCACCACUCCCAUCCUCUGAAGGGAGGGAAAAAGUAUUACUGUACUAGUUGUCAUGCUUAAAAAUUGAAACUCACAUAUGAACUCCUUCCAUGCGUGUUGUUAUGGAACUAUCCUUGCAAGUGUUGAUAGUGUGGUAACAUUCUCAUUGAUGUAAGCUGUUUUGAGCGUAAUGGUUUUGUGAUAAGCUGUUAUUACAAAGGGAUCAUAACCAUGGUGUUCUGAUAAGGAAUACAAUUGAAUGACUUUGCCAUUCCUUCAGUCUUCCUUUCCUCUUGGCAGGUUUGACUUCCCCAAAAACAUUAUUUUCUUCAGUAGCUGACUUUAAAUGGAACAUUACGCUUCCUGCUGUGUUCCUUAAGCUUUGCACAAUGAAAAUACGACAUUACACGGAUGGUCUUUGCAAAGAAGGGUUGCUUUUCCUUCCGUGAAAUUCCUGUUGCCGCCCUGGACUCCUUGGGGAGGAAGAAGGCAGGGUUUAAAUUUAAUGAAUAAAUAAGACAGGGAGUAUUCCAGUGAAAUAAGAAAAAGGAUGAGGUCAGUUGGGAUGUGCCCCCUGCUCCACAUGCUGUACAACACUUGGGUCUUAGGCAACCUUGGUUUUCAGAGGACAAAUGGGUUCUGAAGUACUGUACUUUUUAAGUGCAGGGGAGAGGAAGCCAUCUUAACUGCAUGUAGGACAAAUUUCAUCAAGGAAAUAAGUUUUGAAACGUCUUUCCAUGCCCAAUAGUUCUUGCAGGACCCUAACGAAACAGAGCUGUUGUUAAAUCAGCAGACCUGGAGGUAAAUUCGGAAACGACGGUAGAUACAGAGUCCUUUUGGGUUACAUUGCCCUACAGUAACUAAUAUGAAGUGGAGCAGGUGUGGGGAACUUGGGCCCCCAGAUAUUGAUGAACUGCAACUCCCAUCAGUCCCAGAAAGCAUGGCCAAUGGGCAGUUCUGAUGGGACUUGUAGUCCAGUAACAUCUGAAGGGCCGGUGGUUCCCUCACACUUGGUGUUGGGAGUGUGAAGCAGAUCAUUGGUCUGUUUAGCUCAGGCUUCCUCAACCUCGGCCCUCCAGAUGUUUUUUGGCCUACAACUCCCAUGAUCCCUAGCUAGCAGGACCAGUGGUCAGGGAUGAUGGGAACUGUAGUCUCAAAACAUCUGGAGGGCCAAGGUUGAGGAAGCCUGGUUUAGCUCUACACUGAUUGGUCUCAACUCUCCGGGGUUUCAGACAGGAGCUUUUCUCAGCCUUACCUGAAUAUGCCAAAGAUAGAACCUGGGCCUAUUUACAUGCAAGGUCUGCGCUCCGCUAGUAAUUGUGUCCUCCGAGGUAUUCCUCAACGUGUUGGAUCUCUGUGAUUCUCACACAAAGGACCUUCAUCUUCUGUGGAACUUACCCUCUGGGUGGAAAAAUAUGCUGUGCUUCAAAGAAGCUGUGCAGAACAAAGAGAAUAAUAUCAGCUUCUAAACUAUAAUUUUUGCCCUCUGGAAGUACACAGAAAAGUUACUAGGAAAGUAGCACAUAACAAUUAAUACUUUUUUGUAUCGGUACAUAAGUAAUGUUAAUUCGUGACUUAUUUUCCGUAGGAACUUAACUGUGUCCUUAAAUCAAUGACCCUGAUUAUUUUUCAAGGCCAACUUUGGAAUUUGGUGACUCUACCAGCUUCUUAUAAAAAGCAGCUAAAAAUAAGGGAAGAAGAUCCACAGGUAACAUAGUGUACACAAGUGGUACUCACUGAGAAAACCAGUGAUGGCUCAAAAGCUUCCCUGCUUCUAAGUUUUCCUUGGAACGAGCAGGUGAAUGCUGAGUCCUCUCUAGUGCACUGAUGCUCAUUGUGAAUUGAACAUCUCUAUUAAAGCAUGCCCCAGAAUCCCAAUCGUACAGACAACUCAGUAGCUCAUUUCAGAUGUACUUACCAGUCCAAUAAACUGGUUUAUUAUAUCAAGAUCAAAUGCUGUGUCUGCACACACCUCCUUUCAUUAGUGGAAAACUUUUGCAGUUCAUUAACUGAGUUUCCUGUUGCAUUUGAACCAGGAAACUGUGGUUUGAUUUCUUACUAUAAAUCAGGGUAUUAAACCAUUUUUCUGAUUCAGCCGUAAUGAGAAACUGGCUUAACAAAUGGUCUGUUUUUCUGUUAAGUAUGUGAGAGAAGGGAGGGGGAUGAUGGAGUGUGUGGACACAAUGCUUGAUUUUGGUCCAGUAAACUGUGGUUUAUUAUACAGAGUUCAUGAUGACUGAGCCAGUCUGAUGCGGAAAGUGAUUUGUGAAAGUGGAAAGCUGGGAAAUUAGGAGCACGUCACUCACAGUUGUUUUGUCUUGCAUGUAGAAAACAAGCGGGAGCUGAAGCCUUUUCAAAACAGUCACUCAUUGCACUCAGAUCCAGGUAAAUGAUAAAGAAUUAGAUUGUUCGACUGUCUCUCCCAUCUUAGAUGAUGUAUGUAUCUGCCACCUGGGGCUUGUGAAAUGGUAAUACAUUAUUGCUUGUAAUGCAUUUGCGAUACUUAGAUGGAAAGUGCUAUUGAAGAGCAUAUUAUUGCAUUGCCCACAUUCCCAAGAGGCAAAGUUUAGAAAUAGAAGUCGAAUUUCCUGGCUUAUAUUGCCUCCUGCUAGGCGCUCGUCAUUCAAAGAAGCCUUGUCCAAGAUAGCUUUUUAAUGACCCAGCCAUCAAUAGCAAUCUUUUUGCUGCUUGCUAGUUUAACUUGUUUCCAUCCUGGAGAUGGUUUCAGAAUGGGAACACAUUGAUUUCCACCUUCCUUGCUUUCAGUCUUGGCGUCUGAGAACUUUUCUUGCUCCUGACACCUGUCCUAUUAUAAUAAGGAGCAGCAGCGGCUUUUUGUUGGUGUAAUUGAACAGUUCGAAAAAUUACAUAGCCUCACACACGACCUGGAAAACUUAAAUAGACUUUCUUUUCCUUUCUUUGCUGGUGCUUGUGGUAGCAGAUGUGCUUGCUUUGGGGCUGUCUGAAGUACAAAUUGUUGGCAGGAAUGGGGAGCCUUUGACCCUCAGGAAGUUGCCGAACUACAACUCCCAUCAGCCUUAGGAAGCAUGGCCAAUGGCUAGGGGUAAUGAAAAUUGUUGUUCAUCAACAUCUGGUGGACUGUUGUUGUUGUUUAGUCAUUUAGUCGUGUCCGACUCUUUGUGACCCCAUGGACCAGAGCACGCCAGGCACUCCUGUCUUCCACUGCCUCCCGCAGUUUGGUCAAACUCAUGCUGGUAGCAUCGAGAACACUGUCCAACCAUCUCGUCCUCUGUCGUCCCCUUCUCCUGGUGCCCCCCCAAUCUUUCCCAACAUCAGGGUCUUUACCAGGGAGUCUUCUCUUCUCAUGAGGUAGCCAAAGUAUUGGAGCCUCAGCUUCAUGAUCUGUCCUUCCAGUGAGCACUCAGGGCUAAUUUCCUUCAGAAUGGAUAGGUUUGAUCUUCUUGCAGUCCAUGGGACUCUCCAGAGUCUCCUCCAGCACCAUAAUUCAAAAGCAUCAAUUCUUCGGCGAUCAGCCUUCUUUAUGGUGCAGCUCUCAUUUCCAUACAUCACUACUGGGAAAACCAUAACUUUAACUAUACGGACUUUUGUUGGCAAUGUGAUGUCUCUGCUUUUUAAGAUACUGUCUAGGUUUGUCAUUGCUUUUCUCCCAAGAAGCAGGCGUCUUCUAAUUUCGUGGCUGCUGUGGACUAAAGUCUGGUGGACUAAAGGUUAACAAACUAGCAAUUACUUCUUCCCUGAGAAGAUUUUGAUAAUUAUUUCAGAGAUAUAUUCACAUGUAGCGCUAAGCCAAUGCAUGGCUUAGCAAGAAUGAACAAGUGUUCGGUGAACCCAGAUGGAAAAUCAUAUCUGCUUCGCUCCUCCUCUUGUUCUGCUGCUUCUGUGCUUCUGCAGCUAUAACUUGCCUUAUCAGAGUUAUAAGCCACCACAGGCCUGUGGUUUGUUUCCUGCAGAGAACAAACCUUAUGUUACAGCUUUUGGGUUUUUGUCGGGUAGGGAUGGGCUAAACUGUCAGUUUCUGUUUGUCUCGUUCCCUUUCUCCCAUGUUAAUUUCAGUUCCCCACAUUUGUACAUCAGUUUGCAUUAAACAACAACAACCAAAAAAGACAACCUUCGACAAUUCACCAGCAUUUUAGUGCAAAUUUCUCCAAUAUUCAGCUGUUUGUAUGCAAUUUUGCCUAAUGAACACAUUUUUUGCAAUAAUAUUCUCUAACAUAAUGCAUUUUUGUAUGUAAUUUUCACUAAUAUAUAUGCAUUUUUAGGCAUACUUUAUACCCAUUUUUGUACCUUGCAAAAUUUGUGAAUUUUGAAGGAAGGCUGUGUUUGGUUUGUGUCUUAUUUUGGAAAAUGAAUGUUAUGUAUGUUUGCCCUCAACGUGAACUGAAUCCCAUCCCUAGUUAGGAGUGAGUCAUAUGGAGGUGAGAGGCAGUGUGGUGCAGCGGUUAGUGUGUUGGACUAUGACCUGGGAGACCAGAGUUCAAGUCCCCACACAGCCAUGAAGCUCACUGGGUGACCUUGGGCCAGUCAUUGCCUCUCAGCCUAACCUACCUCACAGGGUUGUUGUGGCAAUUAAAUGAGGAAGGAAAAAACCAUGCAUACCACUUUGAGCUCCCUGGAGAAAAAGUGGGAUAUAAAUGCAAUAAUAUUUCAGUCUGCGACCGAAAUAAAGUUUGAUACUGAUACUGAAGUAAGCAAGUGAGUGAGCUUAUUUGGCUAAGUGGUCAGAAGGCUAGGCUGCAUAAGGGCUAUGAAAAGGAGCAACUCCUAGCUGCAGGCUGUCUGGGGUCAGAGAGAGUCCUGGAUAGAGGCUUGAGCCUUUCAGUCAGGCCAGGAAGGAGGAGAUCCCAGUGUCUUAACUGGGCUUUCAUUCUGAGACCCACUGCUGCAGCUCUCAGGAGUGGGCAGAUCUCAAGUGUGCAAAGGAUCUAUUUUUGUUGACAUGGCAUACUUGGAGUCUUAAGAUCACCAAAGGGACUCAGUAUAAAACGGUGUGCUUUGGGGGAGAGAAGGGGUGAUCAUAGCCUAGGAACAGGGUACCUUUUUGUUCUCAGUAGCAGAACUGAAUUUCACAGUUCUCUCUUGCAGAAAAGCCACUCCUGGCUCUCUUGUUUCUAGAAGACUAAUUUAAUGUGGCUGUUGCUGCUUUUAAGCAAGUGUAAGUCAAGAAAAGCGGGCGCGGGUGGCGCUGUGGUGAAAACCACUGAGCCUUGGGCUUGCCGAUUGGAAGGUUGGCGGCUCGAAUUCCCACGAUGGGGUGAGCUCCCAUUGCUGGGUCCCUGCUCCUGCCAACCUAGCAGUUCGAAAGCACGUCAAAGUGCUCCGGCGGGAAGGUAAACGGCAUUUCUGUGUGCUGCUCUGGUUCGCCAGAAGCAGCUUAGUCAUGCUGACCACAUGACCCGGAAGCUGUACGCCGGCUCCCUCGGCCAAUAAAGCGAGAUGAGCGCCGCAACCCCAGAGGCGUUCCCGACUGGACUUAACUGUCAGGCAUCCUUUACCUUUACCUUUAAGUCAAGAAAAACUCCAUCUGCUACAAAUUCCCCAGAGAUCUGAAAGCCAGUCUUGUUUCUGCCUUCCCCUGAUAUAGCUGUGAAGUAAUGCAAUGUAGCUAUUGUGGGAGAUCCCCUUGGUCAUCAUGACAGCUUUCUGUUUCAGAGAAGGAAACCCAGGUUCUCAUCCUGACAAAGGCUUUUUAGUUCUGUCCAGCUACCCUAAGGAGUGCUAGACUGUGAUCUCUCCAGCUCUAGCACUGAGUCUGACAUAAUGCUUGGAAGGAAGCGGUCUCUCUCCUCUUGGGAGUGAAACUCAAAGCUGUUUUGCUCUUUUCCGUAUCUGGUGAGACCUGCCAGAUCCCUUGAUCUGUGUCCAGCUCCAGGCAGGAGAGAGGAGUACUCCCUAGCACUUUCAAACACUUGCAUCCUUAUAUGCAGGCAGAGAAUGUUAGAUACCCAGCUAGGGAGGGAUGGCCAUUGGCCAUGGCAGUGUCAUCACCGGGAGUGUGAAGUUUUUGCUGCAUUUAACCGCCCAGCAAGCAAGUUUUGCAGGAGGAGGCUCAGCAAAAACUUAGGCAUGUGUUUAUGCAAAAACCUGAAGCUAUGAGCAGAGAUUCCAAGGAGCUUGGUUUGUGCAGGUUUCCUCUGGGAGGUAUAGCCAGAAAAUCUGCUUAGUUUAAGAAAUUGUGUGAUGGUUGAUUGCAUUCCUGGAUUUGCCCACCCUCCCAACACACAAACACAAACACACGCCCCUUUCUCAGAAAUACUGGCUCUAAUGAAGGUAUAAACUGACAUCCUGCUCUUCCAAGAACCACUUCCUUUGGUUUCUUUUUUUAACAUUACAAUGUUCUUAAAUUCCAGUGACUGCCAACAAGUUUCUCACACAGUGGUUACAGUUAGUGCCACCUUCUGGCAUGAAACCUGAGGUGUAUAACUGGCGCAAGAGGCUAAAUGCGGUGUGUGUGUGUGUGUGUGUGUGUGUGUGUUUAAAGACUAGAUUGGAGAGGAUCAAUAGGUAAAAACAAUCAGUGGGAGUGUUGUAGCAGUAGAUUCUCCAAUCGGCAUCAACAAUAUUUGCAACCAGUGAGGCUGAAAAGUUUGGUUGCUGUUAAUGAAGCUCUUUCUAGAUAGUCAGUGGUGUGGUUGUGGCUAGAUUUCACCUUGAGAUGUUUUUGUUUCAUUCCUUAUUUGGGGCAUGGUAGGUAGGGAGGAGGCAGUUGCAUGUACUUUGGCAGUUCAGCUUUCUUCAAGCAUGCAAAUAAUUUUGUGGUUUAGCUGAGGAGGGCUAGGCACUGUUUCAACGCCAUUCAAACCCUCUAAGGGAGAUCUCUCAACCCUCUGCAUGUCUAACUAAUCCCAGAGGAGAUGAGAAUCUGAAAAUGGUGCUUGGGAGGGAUCCUAAACUAGAGUUUUCCCAACAAUGGAGGGUCGGGAGAGGGCUGGUAGAUCUGCUUCUUCUCCCCUCCAUUUCGGGGGGCGGGGCAAUCUUCAGGCCCCACAUCUAUUCCUUCUUCUUCUACUAACCAGGAUUUAUUUUGGGCCAGCCAGAAGACAGCUUUAAUACCUCAUUGUUUAGUGUGACUUUUCUGAAACAUUUGGCUUUGUUAGUAGUUGGGACUUUUUUGGGGGGGUGGGGAGAGAAUCAAUUGAUGCAAUUGUCUUGGAUGAUCACCUUAAUGACUCACCUGCCACUAUUCUUGAAUGUGGUAAAUGUCAGGUGCAGUGUAGCCAAGUCUCAGCACAACAGCCCUCUAACACAUUUUAUUUAUUUAUUUUGUAAAUUGAGUCCUUGUGGAAAAUGAGCAAGUUCCUCUUUCCAGCCAAUUCAUGCACGUAUGGGUCCAAAUUGAUUUUGCAUGAAAAUAAAGAUGCGUUCAGGGUGGUUCUGAGCCAACAGGGGACUGAUAAAUGCCCUGAAAUUUCCAGGACACAUGGGACAAUGCUCUCUUUAUCUUCUUCUUCCUUGCGGCAGCUGGUUUUUAUCUUACGCUUUUCAGUUUUGUACACCAGGGCUUGGGGUGAUGAGGGAGGGAAGUAAACCUAGCACCUUCACCUCUGCAGAGCUGUUAAGCAUAGAGUGCUCUGCAGCUGCAGUUUCUCCUCCAAAAAGAAAGCAUUGCAUGAGAGGCUAGGGUGAGUGCUUGGUGGUGUACUGUGUGGUGUAGUGGUUAGAGUGUCAAAGUAAGUCCUGGGAAACCCAGGUUCAGAUCAUUCCUUCAACUAUGAACCUCUCUCUCUCUAUAUAUAUAUAUAUUGGGGGACGGAUGAUGACAAUGAACUGAACACCCCCCUCCCCCUUUCCUCAACAUAGAGGCAUAGUUCAGAUGCAAACAGUAAAGUUCAUACAAGCCCUGAAGUGGAAAGAGGCUGAAAGUUGCUAAUAUGAACAUGAAGGAAAAUGUUAGCAGAACCAUAUGGUAUGGAAUGUGCCAGGUACAAUUUGUCCUGUGGAAUCGUUGUUCUCUGCUGGAUGAAUGGCCACCUGCCAUGAACGUAUUUAUUAUUAUUAUUAUUGCCCUUUAGUUGCAAAACGUUUUUGUCAGCUUAUCAGAAAGUGCUACGUCUCAAAUAGCCUGAUAUCACUUUCGUACAUUUGAACUCUUUGCUUCUUUCCAAUUUUUAAGUAGCCAAUUAAAUGUUUGUAUAAAACAACUCUUGGCUGUCUCCACUGAAUGUACUCAACAAUGCCGUUUGGGGUUUUUUCUUUCUUUACAGGUUUCCCCAAUGUUUUUGUUCCCCAAAACAUCUCAUCCCAGAACUGGGCAACUCUGAGAUAGUCCCACCACAUGUGUGUGAAGGGACCUACAGAUCCCUUCCAGCAAGCUUCAGUUUGUAAAGGAUGCUAAGAGUUGCUAGGAGACCCCCCUGUUCCCAUCCCAGAGUGGCUUAACAGUCAAUCCCUCUUCUCAGGGAACUCUGGGAAUUGUUGCUCUGUGAGGGGAAUCGAGAUCUCCUAAGAACUCCCAACACCAUUCAGAAACUAUAGUUCCCAAGAUUCCUUGAGGGAAGCCAUGUUUGUUUAAAGUGGUAUGAUAACUGCUUUAAAUGCAUAGUGCAGUUGGGGCCUAACCUAACUUUCAGGGUUAUUGUGAGGCGAAAAGAAUUCCUUUGUGACUUAGGCAUGGCUGAGAUGCGGAAGGAGAGCUUGACACAUCAUUCUGAGCUGCUUAACUUACUAAAUGCACUAAACGCACUAGCGUACCAAAUGCACUAAAUAAAUACAGUUUAAAUUAAAUGAAUAUAAAAAAUAAAUGCCCUGCCCAUCCUGCAUGGGGAGGGAGAAUAUGCAAACUCAGGUGUUCACAGGCUGCUGCUUCCCGUAAUGGUGAGAGAGAUCCUGCUAAAUCCAUUUGGAUAUUAUUUGGCUAGAGAAGCUCAAAUGCUUUUAUUUUUCCCUUCUUCUUUCCUGAUUCCUGAUUAAAAUCGACCCAGUCCUGGAAAAAUUCAAGGACUUACUGGGAAUGUCAUUCAUGUAUAAUUGUAGAGUUGGAAGGGACCACAGGGGUCAUCUAGUCCAACCGCUGCAGUUCAGCAGUCUUUUGCCCAGUGUGGGACUUGAACCCGUGUCCCUGAGAUUAAGAGUUUCAUGCGUACUGACUGAGGAAGUCCAUUGUCUAGUGCAGGAUUCUCUGCAUGCUGAUUCCUAAGGAUAUGUAAAUAGGGAAACAAAAAUAAAAGGACAUUUUUAAAAAAAAUAUUUGGCUCUAAAGCAAAAAGAAACUGUAUCUCCUUUGGCCCCGCUUGCAAUGUUUUGCAAGAAGUUUUCCUUUUGCUGGAGUCUUACAAAGCCAUGAAAAAUUAUUGUGAAUUGUACUCUGAAAUGGUUGUUUUUAUGCAGGAAGAGGUUUUCUUUUUUACAUUUUUUUUUGUUGUUGUUAUUUUUAAAAAAGCAUUUCUUCCCUUUCCUCUCUAAAGCUGUCAUUUUAACUUGAGCUCAUCAUAUUGGUAUUCUGCUCUCUCUAUGGGUGAGGCUAUUGCACCAUAAUUAUUAACAUCUGUAGCUUUCAUUUGGACGUUGUUCUUGCACAGCCGUUCUCUUUGAAGGCAUCCUCCUUACACUCAAAAUAUUAAGGUCCACUGGUUUUGUUGUGCGAAUUGAUCAGAUCUCUUUGGGCUGGGCGGGUGGUUCAGAUAAACCAGCGUGCUCGUCGUGCUUGUCUUGAGGCGUGUGCUUGUGUGAGUAUUCCUUUUUUUCUCAGCACUUAUCCAGACACAUCCGAGACAACAUUGGCUCUCAGCGGCUGCCUAAUACACCAUAAAACAAUUUGUCCAGUCAUGUAUACAGACCCUUCAAGUGACCCUAUUUUCCAGGGUCAGUCCUGGAUUUACAGAAGCCGUCCCAGUUUCUGAUUUGAUCCCGGAACAUCCCCUUUUUCCUUGGGACAUCCCUGUUUUCAUUGGAGAAAUGUUGGAAGGGAUGGAGUUAUGCAGUCCCUGAGCCAAGGAGAUAAGUAACUAUGCAACCUUUUAGAAGGCAUCUGUAUAGGGAAGUUUUUAAUGUUUAAUAUUUUAUUAUGUUUUUCAAUAUGUUGGAAGCUGCAUACACACAUGCAUAAAUUGAUGGAUGAAUGGAUGGAAUGUUGUUGUUGUUGUUUAGUUGUUUAGUCGUGUCCGACUCUUCGUGACCCCAUGGACCAGAGCACGCCAGGCACUCCUGUCUUCCACUGCCUCCCGCAGUUUGGUCAGACUCAUGUUGGUAGCUUCGAGAACACUGUCCAACCAUCUCGUCCUCUGUCGUCCCCUUCUCCUUGUGCCCUCCAUCUUUCCCAGCAUCAGGGUCUUUUCCAGGGAGUCUUCUCUUCUCAUGAGGUGGCCAAAGUAUUGGAGCCUCAGCUUCAGGAUCUGUCCUUCCAGUGAGCACUCAGGGCUGAUUUCCUUAAAAAUGGAUACGUUUGAUCUUCUUGCAGUCCAUGGGACUCUCAAGAGUCUCCUCCAGAAUGGAUGGAAUAGCACGUCCCUAUUUUCAUUGGAGAAAUGUUGUAUACUUCCAGGUUUCAUCGCAUGCGCAGAAGUGCUCAAUCACGCUGCGUGCGUGCACAGAAGUGGCGCUUCUGCCUUCAGACUUUUUGGGUUGUGGACGGACCCCCAGAAUGAAUUAAAUUCGUAUCUGGAGGGACCACUGUAUAGCUCUGCUUGUUUCUCCUUGUUGUUUGCUGCUGUUCUACUCUGUUGUCCUUGGUGGUUCUGCGGUUUUAUUUUAUUAUUUUAAUGCAAAUUGUUUCUAAUCCUGACAUUCUUGUAACCUGCCCUGGGAACGUUUGGUGGAAGGGUGGACUGUAAGUGCCAAUAUAAUAAAGUGUAAGAGAAAGUUGACAGAAUCUUCCGUGUACUUGGGAAUUUAUUAGGUGUACUCUAUCGUCCUUUUUACCAGCAUGUAGAGAUCUGAAGUGGCCUCCCACAGUCUCUCUCUUGACUGACUGUCUUUCUCCUUCGUCAGCGCUCAUGGUGUCCUAAUCUAACCCCGGUUGCAACAGGAUCAGCAAGGAGGAGAAUAACCCUCUCUGUGGUGUGUGAGUGUGUGUGUAAGGCAUCAGGGGAAACUGUAAAAACAAUGACAUCAAGGCUAUAGUUUUCCAUAGACUCUCAACCCCAAGGCUUAUAACGUCAUUAUAGUAGUGCUUAUUGGCCCGCCAGCUAAUCCCACGCCUUAGCUGGGUAGCAGCAGAUAGCAUUAAAUAUAGGCCACAGAAUCAUGUCAAAGACUUUGCACCAGCCGCAUGAGCACACGAGUGCAUUUUCUGCAGAUUGCGCUUUCUAAUCUUACAGGGCAGGCAGAAUGGAGUGGAGGAAGGGAGGCGAGGAGAGAGAGAAAAAUGCCGACCUGCAUGCAAAGCUACCUAAGGAAGUUCAACGGCCACUUUGCCAAAUGGACUGGAGACCGCGGGAGGAGAAUAGCUGUGGCAUCUUUUACCGGGGUGGCAGCACAGUAAUCGCUGUAGCAGCAAGCGAGGGGCUGGCAGGGUUCAGAAACUGCGGUGACGGAUGCUGCGGCAAGGCCCAAGGCGGUUUCCCUUUAUUCGAGCAAAUAGUCAGAAACCAAGGUUGCCCCAUAAAUAGAUGCUUCUUCCUGAAUGGCAUCAUAGCUUUCCUGCUAGUGCUGAAGCCACAGGUGUGUGUCACCACAGCAGGCAAAAAACUAGUGUUCUGUGGUUAUCACUUGGGAUAUUUCCGAACAGAGCUGGUGGUGUUAGAUUCAGUAUGCACAUCGGAAAAACUGGCUGGGUGUUUGUGUGGUUUGAGCUUUCUCAGGUUCAACUCUUGAAACUUUUAAAAUAAUAAUAAUAAUAAUAAUAAUUAUUAUUAUUAUUAUUAUUAUUAUUAUUAUUAUUUUGAGCUUUGUUGCCUAGUGGGCAUAGCUUGCUUACCAGAGACACCUAGCCCUGAUAACUCUUGUUGGAGGUAGCCGUGAGGCAGGUGAGGCAGGUACCCCAUGGACAUAGUGGAGGUUUUUUUUGUGUGGAGGGAGGAUGAGGGGCAAAGACUUUAAAAGGCAGCAGAGCUAGUGUCACACAGACAUAAGUUUAGUGAAGGGAUGGAGAACCUCAGGCCCUCAAAGCCUUCUGCCUGGCCCUCAGGACUCUCUCCAGACCACUCUUCUCCCCAGCCCUUCCUCCAUGGCCUCCUUGAGUGCUUCUGCCACACCUAGAUGCGUCCUUGAACUCUGAUAUUGCCUCUUGCUUGGCAGGAUGGAGAGAUGGAUACAGAAGCCUUUGGCUUUUGUGUGACUGGAAUAUAGCCCAGUUUACAAAAGGUCAAGAGUUGCAUCUGUUUCUCUUCCUACUUUUGCUUCUGGCCUACGGACACUUUCACCACUAGCAUGUGGUCCUCAGAAGAUGGACUGUGAAGAGAUGUGGUCCUUGAACCAAGAAUGGUUCCUCACCCCUUGCUGAGUGGAUUGAGUGAGAGAUAUGACAGUGCGGUGUAGUGGUAAGAGAGCUUGACUAGGGCUUGAGAGACCAGGGUUCAAAUCUCCACUUGGUCUUUAAGCUCAGUGGAUGAACUUUGGCCAGCCGCUGCCUCUCAGCAUAACCUACCUCAUAGGGGUUGUUGUUGGGAGAAUGGAUGAGGGGGAGAACGAUAUAUAUGCUACCUUGAGAGCCUUAGAAAAAAAGGUGUGAUAUAAAUGCAAUCAAUCAAUCAAUCAGAAAGAACAAAGCCUGAGGAAAAGCUGCUUAAAUCUCCAUUCAUCCAUGAACAUUACCUGGUGAUCUUGACUUAAGUGUCACUUUUACCUCACAGGCCUGCUUUGUUGUUUUAUUAGGAAUAUUUAUAGACCACUAAACAUUAAAAUAUAAAUAGAGGUGCAGAGCGGGUGCGCGCGCACACGCGCACACACACACACACACACACACACACAUUCUUUUUUAAAAAAAUUAAAAUCAGAUACUGCCCAUGAGUAAACUCAUCUUUCUGGGGAAACCUCAGAUUUUUAUUUUUAAAAAAGCUUUCAAUAAAAUGUGUACAAUGCUGGGGACUGCCUAAGGCCCCAUCUACAGCAUAAAGUUAAAACAGUUUGAUACGGCUUUAAAGAGGCUUUGCUUUCCCCAAAGAAUCCUUGGAAUUAUAAUUUGUUAAGGGCGCUGAGAGUUAUUAGGAGACCCCUAUUCCUCUCAUAGAGCUACGAUUCCAAGAGUUCCCUGAGCAGUGAGUUCCACAAGGCAGGUGACAGUAGUCUGAGCUGCCGUGGAAUAAAUCUUCAGUUCAUUUUGCACCACAAGGAGAUGACUCCGGUGCAUGGACAAGGGGUGUGAAGGAAGAGAGUUUGAUAAUUUUGGGUUUUGAUAGGAUGGGGUUAAUUGCUUUUUUGUAUGUGUGAAAAUCUAAAGGUCAGUUCAUUGGCACUGCAGAGUCUGAGGAAGGGAAAAAACGUUUUAGCUUUGAUGCUUUUUUCAGUUUUGCAGAAAGAGCUCGGCAGAAGGAAUGCUGGAGAGAAGCUUGAAUGUCUGGGAACCCUGAAAACUCUUGACACUAAGAUGUCGCUGGGAAGAACUUGAAUAAGUUGCAGUAUAGGUAGGAAUAGCUGUAUGCCGUCAACCUUCUUAUUUUCUUAUCCUUUUGCUCUUUCGUUUUGGGUGUAACUUAUUCAGAUGUUAAAACUCUGCCCCCCUCUCUGCCGUGAUAAUACUUUUCCAGUAAACACUUUAAAUUGUUUCAGCGUUAUGACCUUUUUGUGUGGUUUACGCACCACACACCUGAAAGCCAACCCUCACAGUGGCUGAAGAUUCUUUUUAAGAGAGCCGGAAGGUUUGGGGCUCUUUGGUGGAGCCCACUAGGGCCAGGUGGAGAGAGUGAGACUUCCAGGUGUCAACGGAAACACCAUGGGUGUGAGGUGUGGAAAAGGGCAGUUAGGACUGGGACACUCGGUCGUGAGAGGGGGAGGACCAGGUACAUCACACCUCGUGCUCCUGAGAAGAAAGGCAAACAUAUGUCAAAUGAAUAAAUAAAACCUAAAGAAUUAAUUCACUUCUGAAAUAAAUGCAUGUGGAGAGGUCAUUGGGACCCUCCCUGGCCUAGUCAAACGCAUAAUGUUUCUUCCUUGUGGAUAUACACAUGUGCACACAAAAAAUGAUGGGUGUGGAUAUGUUUGUUUAGCACUGGGGUGGGACCAUAGCUCAGCUGAAGGCCACAUGCAUUCAAACCACCCCAGGUUCAGUAAUAGACAUUCAUGUAUCUAUUUAGAAAACUAGUUAAUCUCUCGGUCAGCAAGGGCCUCUGGGUGGGUGAGACGGAACUCAAGCAGUAUACAAUUAGAACAUUAAAUAAGCCAAUCAAUUCAAUUUUGUGCCUAAAAAACCAGCACAGACAGCAUUUUAAACCCAGUAAUCUUUUUGCAAAGGCAAAAUGUCAUUCUAAAUGCCUGGGGAAAUGAAAAGGUCUCUCUACCUGGCGUUGAAAGGCUCUUAAUGUAAGUGCCAUUUGAGCCUCAGUGCACCCCAUAAUCAAGUUGCCUAUACUGAAAAGGCCCUCUCUGUAGUACCCGUAUGACAAAUUGAUGGAAUGUAAGAGCUAUCAGUAGCUACUGACUGUGAUUACUUCCUGUUGUACGCCUCUGAAUACCACAAGGUUUCCCAAACAUGGGUCUCCUGCUGUUUUUGGAUUACAACUCCCAUCAUCCCUAGCUAUCAGGACCAGUGGUCAGGGAUGAUGGGAAUUGUAGUCCAAAAACAGCUGAAGACCCAAAUUUGGGAAACCCUGGAAUACCAGUUUCUGGGAAUUCAAAUGGGGAGAUUGCUGUUGUACUCAUGUCCUGCUUGUGGACUGCCCAGGAACAUCUGGCUGGCCACUGGGAGAAGAAGAUGCUAGAGUGGAUGCCCCUGACCUGAACCAGCAGCAUUCUUCUGCUUGUAUGUACCGUAUCUGUUUAGGUGGAGAAGACUUGGAGAAGAUCCAGAUAGGGCUUGGAAAGCCUCCUGCCAGUCAGUGUAGACAACGUUGAGCUUGAUGGGCCAGUGGGCUGACUUGACUUAAACGGAACUUGCACCUCGAAUGUUGACUUUGACUGCCCAAGAAGAGCUGUGCAUUAGCAGAGCCCAAGGGAGGAUAUUAAAGGGAUAUAAAUAAACAGAUGCAACUCAGAACUGUCUCUCAUGGCCUGGCUGUGGGCUGGCCAGAAGUGACAAGACAAAGCAGCCCUUUCUGUGGCUUCAUCAGGCACCCUUCUCUCCUUGCUGUGGAAAACAGUAUGUAAAUAGACAGUGAUUUGUCCAGGCGUAGAAAGGGAAUCCCAUGAACGGCAAAUAAAGGGCCUUAUCCAACUAACUUCUACUCAGAACAGACCCAUUGAAAUUAAUGCACCCAUCUAUUACUUUUAGUAGGUCUACUCUGGCAUUAGAUACACCCUAGUUUCUCUCCUCCAGUGUCAUCAUCGCUGAUUGUGGCUGGUGCAAGGUUAGGAAGCAAAUGUUACUCGAGAACACCCUGCAGUUGUUUUUGGACUGCAACUCCUUUCAACUCCAGCCAACUUGGCCACACUGAACAGGAACUGAUGGGAGUUCCAGUCAGAUACAGAUUCUUUUUACACAGUCAAAAAUCUUUAAAAAACCCACACCCCUAAAACCAGCAACUGUACAAGUGAAAUAUCACAACAUGCAAAAUACCUGAAAGUGGGUUGUAAUAUAUAAAUGAUAUAAAAUAUCAGGAAUAUAAAAAGCAUGCCUAAAAUUAGAUAAACAAUAGGAUACCAUAAAAUAUGAAAGUUAAGAGUGAGUUGGGGGAUGAACGGACGGACACAACCAGAUUAGAAAUUGUAAUUAAUGUAUGAGAACAGGAUAUGUUUAGUUGGGGGGAGAUUUCCUUUUGUGCUUUUGCAGUCCAAAAGACAAAUCUAGCAAUUGUCUCUGCUAAUAAUUUAGCAGAAACAUAGCAGUGCAAGACAGAUCUUUGGUGGGAAGAGGUAAUUCAAAUCAUAGAGCUGGCAGGGACCCUGAGGAUCAUCUAGUCCAACCCCCUGCAGUGCAGGACUAUGCCGCUGUGGGGAUCAAACCUGCAACAUUGGCAUUUUCAGCACCACAGUCUAACCAACUGAGCUAUUUGUUCAAAUCUGUGAAAAAGUAGGCAAGAUACUAUUCAGAAGUCCUAGCUGGAAAUUUUGAAAUUUCCACUCUAAAACAGGGGUGAGGAACUUGAUUUGUUUGCCAGGCUGGAUCCUUAUUUCCCCCACCGCCUUGCCAGGCAAGGUUUGAUGGAUGGGUUGUCAGGGCUUGCAUAGAAGCCCCAACCAUCAGCUGAUCAUUGAUGCCUUGCACUGCUCUCUGCAACCCUGAAGACCGCGCUGUGCAUGGAAGCUCUCAUGAUCAGCUGAAACAUCUGGAGGACAUUGAGUUGGGAAAGGCUGCCCAAGAUCUUUGGUUAGUGCUCUCCUUGUGCACAUUGACUAUUGAUACAUGCAGUUAAAUGGGCAUUUAUUACAUUCAGAGGUGACAGUUCCUCCUGUGUUCAUAAGGGCUUGUUGUGGGUUGGUAAGACUAUUUUCCAUAUCUCAUAAUAGCUUUGCUGUCCCUGGUUGGACACAGCCACUGCUUGUUUGCCUGUGAAGUGUUAGAUAGAAUCACAUCUGGGCUGCCAGGGAAGAGAAGCUUUUGUCUUUUGGAGGAAAGCCAAUGUAGCUGUUGGAGUGCUGGGCGGAGCUUUAUUUUUCCCGAUGUAAAAUUUCUGUUUCAUAAUCCAUUAGUAACAAUGAAUGGAUGCCAGUGGUGAAGACAACAACUGGCACACUUGGCAGUUUUCAAAGUUUUUAGCUUUGGUUAUGAAAUGUAAGUGAAACAUGCCAAAUUGGAUCACUUGCCCAGGAAAUUUCCCUGCACAAGUUAUUCUAAUUUUCUUAGGAAUUGUUUUCCAGAAAACCCAGAUCACUGGUGCUGGAUUUGGGCCUUGGAGGCCAGGGUUCGAGUUACGAAUCAUGCACAAAGCUUACUGUUUGGCUGUGAGCGGAUUACCAUUUCUCAGCCUAACCUAUUUCACAGGGUGCUGAGGAGGCAAAAAAGGGGUGUGUGUGUGUGUGUGUGUGUGUGUAGGUGUGUAAGGUUGGGUGCUCAACACCUGUCACUCUGAGCUCUUUGGAGGAAUAUGAGUGGAUGAAAACAUAAGUGUUAUGCUUGUGAAAAGGAAGAACACUAACAUCCUUUCCGUGAAUCUGUUUCGCAAGGCCGAUAAUAAGCACAACAGGUAAAGGACCCCUGGACGGUUAAGUCCAGUCAAAGGCGACUAUGGGGUUGCAGCGCUCAUCUCGUUUUCAGGCCGAGGAAGCCGGUGUUUGUCCACAGACAGCUUUCCGGGUCGUGUGGCCAGCAUGACUAAACCGCUUCUGGCACAACGGAACACCGUGAUGGAAACUAGAGCUCACGGAAACGCCGUAUACCUUCCCACCUGUUUAUCUACUUGCACUGGUGUGCUUUCGAACUGCUAGGUUGGCAGGAGCUGGGACAGAGCAACAGGAGCUCACCCUGUCACAGGGAUUCGAACCGCCGACCUUCUGAUCGGCUAGACCAAGAGACUCAGUGGCUUAGACCACAGUGCCACCCACUCGCAUUAAUAAACACAACAAAUGGUAUUGAAAAUACACUGGCAUGCUUUGGUUUUUGUUGUUGACCUUUUGGGCUGUUGAAUCUAUCCAAGGAUGUCCCUCUGGACUCCGCUGUGAGUCUUGCCCUACUGCUCUGUUCCAAAAUCUCUUUGCUUUCACUUCCUCACUGAGGAGGCACCCUGGGGCUCUUGCUGCUGUCACGCUUGGCACUAGGUUUUCCCCUCUGCACUCAUCUCCGUGGUAUUUAAAGCUGCCUUUGCAAUCUUGCUCUCUCUCCUCUGCUUCCCUCCCCCCCCCCCACUCUUCAGUUAAGCUUUGCAGCCACUGAUUGGCUUCCUUGGACAUGAAGCUUUUCAGAUAAACAGGGCUGCACACCUGCUGUUUAAACCCCAAACAGCUUGCUUGGGUUUAGUGCUAUUUUGGGAUCUGCAGGGGAGGGGAAAACUUCCCCUUGGUGUGCUUCUUUCUUUGCUUUGAUCCAAACCAGUUCCAUGUUACAAGGCGGACUUGUUUUUGUUUGGUUCUGUAAUUUUGGGAUGAGCUGCCUAAGAACUCUAUAAGCGGCAAAUUAUGAGAUCAGCCUGCCACUCAUGUUUUAAACUGGGUAAAUGAGGGUCCAUUUAGGAAAAGAGUGUGCUUCCUAAACAGACCCAAGUUUGUGAUGUAAUUCUCAACGUAGAGAGAAUAGAGAAAGUGUUCAAGCUAUCACAUUUAAAAUGGGCAGAUUGGGUGCAUAAUCCAUCAUGAUCUGCAUCUAUAAUUUUUCCUAGACUUUGGUUCAGUUCUCCACAAUUCCGCACCAGUUCAGGUCUUUCUUCUUUUAAAUUGUCACAAAAAUUCACCAGCGAAUUUCUCUGGAUAUACCAUUUUUGCAAGACCCCCCCCCCAAAUAUAUUGGAUUUUCCUAUGUUAUUUUCACUACCAUAUUCACUUCUUAGGCACACUUUCCUGUCAUAUAUGGCGUUCUUAUACACAUUUUUGGUAGGCAAGCUGUGUUUUCCGUUUGCAUAUUUCUUUUCAGGUAGUGCAUAUUAGGGAGCUUUGCAUUGAAAUGCACACAGAACGAACGCCUAAAACUGUGAUACAGUACAAUAUACAGGUAUAUAAGUAGUACGGUUAUUCUUUAAUAAUAAUAAUAUUUAUACGCUGCCCGUCUGGCUGGGUUUCCCCAGACACUCUGGGCGGCUUCCAGCACAUAUAAAAAUAAUGUCAAACAUUAUUCUAGCAAGUAUAAAAUUAUUAAGUCAGUGCGCUUUUUAUAAAUGCAUCCAAAUAACAUUAGAAUUUUCCAUACACAAACUACAUCUAAAAGCCAUCAUUCCAAGUGGGGCAUGGUUUUGUCUUUUCAGUGACUCAAUAUCAGUCUUUUAGCAGAAGUAAGGGCAUGAAGAGUUUUUUUAUGUUGACCCACUGUUAAACCACAUAUAGUUGGUAUGUGAUUUUUGAUAAUAUUAUCAUCUGACAAUUUUAAUCCUCCCCCCGCGUAGGAUUCAUACAUCUUAAUACUCCGAAAAUUUGUAAGCAUCAGACACUGCAGAAACAUAUGUUUCAAAGAAGCAUUUUCCUUAUUCUAUCUCCUGCAGCUUCUUGUCAUAGAUAGCCCCUUUCUGUACAAGUGGGUGGCGGGGAUGUGGGUGGGGCUGUGGUCUAAACCACUGAGCCUCUUGGGUUUGCUGAUUGCAAGGUCGGCAGUUCUAAUCCACGCAAUGGGGUGAGCUUCCGUUGCUCUGUCCCAGCUCCUGCCAACCUAGCAGUUCGAAAGCAUGCUAGUGCGAGUAGAUAAAAUGGUACUGCUGUGGCGGGAAGGUAAAUGGUGUUUCCCUGCACUCUGGCACUCAUCCUGGUAUCCCAUCAUGCCAGAAGAGGUUUAGUCAUGCUGGCCACAUGAUCUGGAAAGCUGUCUGUGGACAAACGCUGGCUUCCUCAACCUGAAGAGAGAUGAGUGCCGUACCCCAUAGUCAAGUUUGACUGGACUUAAUCAUCUAGGGGUUCUUUACCUUUACCGUUUACCUUUAUGGUCAACGUUAGAUACAACCAGUGGCUUGCAAGCAGGCUUAGUGAUACAGUGGUACCUUGGGUUAAGAACGUAAUUCGUUCUUAACUUGAAACUGUUCUUAACCUGAAGCACCACUUUAGCUAAUGGGGCCUCCUGCUGCCGCCACGCCACCGGAGCACGAUUACUGUUCCCAUCCUGAAGCAAAGUUCUUAACCCGAGGUAAUAUUUCUGGGUUAGCAGAGUCUGUAACCUGAAGCAUAUGUAACCCGAGGUACCACUGUAUAUAAAAUGCAGUGGUACCUCAGUCUACGAACAGCCCUGUUAACGAACGCUUCGGACAACAAACUCCGCAAAACCAGAAGUAAGUGCUCCGGUUAGCGAACUUUGCCUUGGAAGAUGAACAGAAGCCAAACACCGGCGGUGGGAGGCCUCAUUAGGGAAUGUGCACACCUUUGGUUUAAGAACGGACCUCCGGAACGGAUUAAGUUCGUAACCCGAGGUACCACUGUAUUUCAAUGGCGCUUGUGGGUUGCAAGCUCCUUCCUUUAUUAUUAUUAUUACUGUCCUGGCAGGGCUCCUGUGCCUUUUAACAUCUGACCAGCCUUGGUAAGUUGGGUAGGGGAAAUGCAACAGCUGAGGAGCCCUUUUUCAGAACUAAAAGUAAUAACAGCUUCUCAACAGCUGAGGGUUGGAAAGAGAACAUUCUCUCUCCCAGAUUGCAGACAGUGGAAAUCCCUAGCUUUUAGGGACCAGGCAUUCUUUCCAGACCAAUUGCCCGUUCCGCUCCAUCCAUCCUGCACAAUGGCUGCUUAGAACCAUGCUGAUUGUAUCGCCCUUGCACAUGCCGAGCUCCCAAAUGUCCCUGCGCACGUGUGUCACAAUGGAGUUAAUGUGGCAGUGUGCAAGAAGUGCACUGUGAAAUUGACUUCAUUGUGAGCUCUCAGAGGCAUAUAAUCGGCAGCAGGUGUUUACUCCCAUUGUCCCUUACUUCGUAUCUGUGAGGUGAAGCAGUGCAGGAACUUGAGGCAAGAAGCAGGGAGGCAGAGAAACAAGCUCCUUUUGCUUAAUGCUGUUUGGGGAUCCUUUGGGGUUUGGGAAAGGCCGCUGAAUAGGCAGGCAGAGAAAAACACAAAAGCAAUACAGUGGUACCUCGGGUUAAGUAUUUAAUUCGUUCUGGAGGUCCAUUCUUAACCUGAAACUGUUCUUAACCUGAAGCACCACUUUAGCUAAUGGGGCCUCCCGCUGCUGUCGCACUGCCAGAACACGAUUUCUGUUCUCAUCCUGAAGCAAAGUUCUUAAUCCGAGGUACUAUUUCUGGGUUAGCGGAGUCUGUAACCUGAAGCGUAUGUAACCUGAGGUACCACUGUACCUUUGUCUCUUGCGUCCUGUUUUUCUAUUCAGAUAGGCAGAGUUGUGAGAUACGUCAGACUCUAAAAUCACAGGGCAGCAAAACAGCUGUGCAGCUGUGUCUGAACAGGAUGACUCUGAAGUCUUGGAAGCUGUGCAAGGAGGGGUUCUGUUUGGGCAUCUUUGGGGGGGGUAUUCCACAGUGCAGGGCAGCCUUCCGAGAAGGUUCUUCUCUACUCCCCUGCAAGUUUUGCUUUGCAAAGUAGAAUUGCUUUCCCGUGUUUGCUUUUGACACACAGUGCAGGGGGAGCAGGGGUGAGAUCUGCAAGCGGGUGGGAUGGAUUAAUAUAUUUUAUAAAGUUUGCUUUAUAUGUGAAACUCUCGAAGCAGCAUGCAAAAGUUAUAACUUUUAAAAAACAUAAACAUAAGGCAGCUCUUGAAAUGCUACAGAAUUUUGUAAAAUGGCACCGUGGUUCGCUGAUAUUAGCAAUUCAAGAAGGCACAAAAAACACACUAUGGAGUCGGCACCUGUCUGUUAUUCAAGAGUUAAGAGUAUUUAUCUCUGUCCAUUAAUUUUACUCUGCAACUACUCCACCGACCUCCCUCAUAUUACAGGUUCAUUUUGAGUCCAGGUUUCUGCUGGCUGAAGGGAAGGGAAACAGUGGGUGAGGGUGAGAAGGGGACGGUAGUGUUGUAUAGUGGUUAGAGUGUUGGACAGACUGGGUAGAUCUGGAUAUUAAUUACCCCCCCCCUCCCACUUGGCCGUGAAGUUAACUGGGGUGCCUUGGGCCAGUCAUGCUUUCUCAUCCUAAUCUACUUCCUGGGAGGAAGAGGUUGGGGAAGGCCCGUAUCUGCUGCUUUUGAGUUCCUUAGAGGAAAGGCUGAUUAUAAAUGUUACAAGAAAUAGGCACUUGCUACCACUUCCCCCUUGCAAAUACCCUCUUUUGCCCCAAACUCUGUAGAGAUAAUUGUUUGCUUAACAACAACAGCCUGCUUAGAUGUUUAGGGAUCUGUAGAGAAUCUGCAUUUUCACAGUUCCUGCUGGAAGAGAACAAGAGAGGCAUAUUCUAAAUCCAGCCAAGAUGGCCUUUUCCUUUUCUAAUACAUUAGCAACCUCACAACCCAUAAAUAUGAAUGUGCGGCAGCGGCAGCAAGCCUGCGCCAUUGUCGAAUGUUAUCAGAGUGAACAAGAACUCCCAGAGUGUAUCUAAGGCAGUGGAAAGGAGGAGGCUGGUUUCUCAAGGGUAGUCAGGGAAGGAAGUGGAUUAAAGGGAAAGUAGAGAGAGCUGCCUAUCAGCAGUAGGACUAGGAAAGGGAGUUUUUAAAAACAAAAAAACAAAUAAAUCAGGUACUUGGGCAGGGUUGAGUGUGGCAGAAGAAACAGGACGCACACGUUUCUGUUGGGAAGUUUGCAGUGAUGACAAUCCCCAUACAAACAUUGCACACGAAGGACUCAGAAAUCUUUGGUCCUCCUCAAAGAUGGAAAUCCAGCCAAAUACACAUUUGCUUAUUCGUUUAAAUCUGGUUUGCAAGCUGUCCAGCAGAUGAGAGGAAGAAAGGGUGCCAUUCUGAUGUUUGUCUCGGAAUAACACUUCACAAAAAGAAGCAGCUGGGCUGCCAGUUGCAUCUGUGAUUUAGGUAGAUAUGCUUUCUUUGACUUUGCUGAGCUCAAUAGAUUCACAAAAAGGUGAGGAUUUUGAGGAGGGAUUUGAUGGAAAUGAGUGAGGUAGCAUAAAAUCGGAUGACCUCCCCCAACCUUGGGACUCUAGCUCCCAUCAUUCUUGUCUUUUGACCGUAGCCGCUGAGGCUCAUGGAACUUGUAGUCCAAAAUGUCAACAUUGAGGACAGAUGACAAUGGAGUUAUGAGAAGGCUAUUUCAGUUAUAAGGGGCAGUAAGAGUGGAUGGGCAGAGACAUUUAAAUGCACCUGGCAAGGGGUGAUUUAAAACCAGAAAGGUGAACCAGAAAGGUCUCACUCUGUCUCCAAAGAACACUUUGAACUUUGCAGAAUGCAGAGCUCGUAAUUGGAUUAUCUUGCUAAUCCUUUCUGAAGGCUGGAAAACCUGAAUAUUGUUGCACUUGCGGAGGGGAAUGAAGAGAAAUAAAUUCAGGUGACAUCCCAGAGCAGGCUGGUUUUUCCUCCCAGUUGACUUACUUUAGGGUGUGAAACCAGUAAAAGCAGUUCGCUUGCUCCACUCCCACCGCUUCCCCCAGACAGGUGCAAAGCAACCUUAGCUUCAGAAAAAAACUCAUAUUUCUUAAGAUAAGAGAUGGUGCCGUUCAGUGUUGCGAAACAUAAAUUAGCUGCUCCUUCCCCAUUUUCUUGAAGGUUAUCGUGAGCAUCUCCUCUCUUGUCUAUUCCAUCACAGAUUUUCACUGGCCACUUGUAAAUUAGGAAGUUAAGGAUACAUCAUAUUUGCCUUGCCCUCUGCUCUCAAGGGCCUCUAGCGUAAAAGUAACUUGAUGACGUUUGCCCUAGUGGUGGGAGUUACUAGGUCAGCAAUAACCUUUCUUGCUGUUUCAUCACCAGUGUGGGUGAUACCUUAAUUUGUUUCCAGAUGCUGGAAAUUAUUUGUUUUGUGCCACUCUAAUGGAGGAGGAAGGUCACAUCGUUCAGUGGCCCUGCUUGGCACCCCAGACAUUUUUGCCAGUCCAGAAUGGGUCCUUAAAAUCUGGUAACAUCCCUUGUUUGUUUGGAUGGAUGGAUGGAAGCUAGCGAGUGUGUAAUAAUUGGCCAGCUGUAGCGAGGUAAAAUUUACAUUUAUUGCUCCUCCUACUUUUGCCUCUGGUCCUGACCACCACUGGAAUGUGGCCCUUUGAAGGCUGCCUAGAAGGUAUUGUGGCCCCAGGCUGGGGUGGGUGGGAAUCCAUAACCCUGCAUCCUUCUUGCACAUUCUUCUACUAAGGGGAUGUGGCCAGACAUGAUGACACUGGUAGAGGAAGGACCUGAAGCUGCUGGAUUUUGGGAUUUCAUGGAACAAGGAAAGAAAAGUAGUUUGUUUUAAAAAGACCAAUUAAACAACAUAGAGUGUUUGUUUAUUGAAUCUAAUUUCAAAGUUUCCAGAGGUUUUAACGGCUAGGAAGAGAGCACUCGAUAUGCUAUUAUGAACUUCCUCGGAUCCGGCAAUUAUUUGGAUCUGGUGGCUAUUCGUGACAGAAAUCUGGGCUGUGCAGACCAUUUGCCUCUUAAGGAAUCAGGUGUUGUUGUUUGUUUGUUUUUUUAAAAAAAUAAUGAUUUCCGCAACUAGAUGUUGUUUUGGAAAACUUAAGUGAAAAAUUCAGCAAACAUUUUUUUGGUAACGAAAUGGGGCUGCUUUUGUUAUGAUGUUGAAUGUUGAAGAGGCAGAGUGUGAAGAAAACCAGAUGGUGGAGGGGAAAGGUUUGUAUACCUCUCCUUUCUUUUUUAAAAAAGAAAAAAAGUAAAAGGCCUUGAGCUCUGCUUUUGAUGGAGAAGCUGUCUGGAAUCACUUUAAGCAAAUAACAGGGAAAGAUUCUUGGGUGGUAACACUGGCUAAAUGAAUAUUCCUGUGUGGUAUAGUCAUUGGAGUGCUGGAGCUAAGAGAUCAGGGUUCAAUCGCCCACUCAGCUAUGAAGCUCACUGGGUAACCUUGGAUCAGCCACUGUCUCUCAGCCUAACCUACCUCACAGGGUUGUCGUGAGGAUAAAACAGAAAGAGGGGAAAUUGUUGUUGUUAUAUAGUGCAUAAGAUUUCUUAUUAUUGCCCACAUCAACCCACAGGCAUUAUAGUUUCUGAGAACUGUUUAUGUAGGUUCUUUCUGGAACUCUAUCCAACGCUGGGACAAAGUCCUGUCCUGAGUACCCUCUUCAUUGCAGAAUUCUCACGGAAGUAGACCUGUGACUAUCAAUGAAUAUACUCACGCAGUAUAUACUAUGUCAUGUUAAAACGGUACAGAAGCUGCCAAAUGAGGGUGUUUUUAUUUAACUGGAACUCACUGGAACUCAUGGCGAAGAGUUCUGGCCCCUCUUUUUCUAGCACUGGGGUGUACCCAUUCCAUGGCCAAAAGGAUACUUGUGCAAUUGUGGUCUGUGACAAUAUACUUGCUCUUUCUCUCGCUGCCUGCUCCCUCAGAUUCCUUUUUUUUUUUUUAAUUUAUUAAUUUUCAAUAAACAUAACAAACAAACAAAAAAGAAUAUACAACAACACAACAGCAUAACAACAGUAUAGAAAAAAGGGGGGGAAAGAAGAAUAACAGAUUUGACAUACCUAAACAGAAAAAAAGAAUCAAUUAAUUAAUUAAGAUCCAUUUUCAUAAACAUUUUAGUUGACUUCCUCUAAUCUCCUUCAUCUGAAUUUCCUCUUAAAUUGAAUGUAGCAGUUUCCAAUAUCAUUAUUUCAAAAAACAAUAUUACAGUUAUAUUCCACUUUCUUUACCUUUCUUAUUGUGCAUUUUCUUAAUUAUACAUAUAAAUCUAAUUUUGUCCUAGGCCUAGUUGGUUCUUUCAAGUGGUUACAUAUCUUUAAUGUUAGAAUAUUUAUUCAAAUAGUCUUUAAAUUUCUUCCAAUCUUCUUGGUAGUCCUCUUCUUUCUGGUCGCGGAUUCUCCCAGUGAGGUCCGCCAGCUCCAUGUAUUCCAUCAUCUUCAUCUGCCAUUCUUCUACCGUUGGUAAUUCUUGUGUUUUCCAUUUACCAGCUAGUAAAAUCCUAGCAGCUGUUGUGGCAUACAAAAAUACUUUCACAUCUUUUUUGGGCAGUUCAGUACCAACUAUCCCAAGGAGAAAGGACUCUGGUUUCUUAAUAAAUGUAUAUUUCAUCAUUUUUUUUAAUUCAUUAUAAAUUUUCCCCCAGAAGUCCUUUACCUUGGGACAGGUCCACCACAUAUGAUAGGAGGUACCUUCUUUUUCUUUACAUUUCCAACAUACAUUGUGGUACAUCUUUGCUAAUUUGACAGGGGUUAGGUACCAUCUAUACAUCAUUUUCAUAAUAUUUUCCUUUAGCAAACUACAUGCGGUAAACUUAACCCCUUUCUUCCAAAGUCUCUCCCAAUCCUCCAUCAUUAUGUUGUGUCCCACAUCUUGUGCCCUAUCAAUCAUAACCGACUUUACUUGUUCAUCUUUCGUGUGCCACUCCAAUAGUAAGCUAUACAUCCUAGACAUAUUCUUAACAUUAGUAUCUAACAACUCCGUUUCCAAUUUGGUUUUUUCUGUUGCAAAACCUUUUUUUUUUUUUUUUGGUCAAUCUUAAAUAGCUCAUUAAUUUGAUAAUAUUGAAGCCAAUUUAUUUUAUAUUUAACUAAAUCAAAUGGUUUUAAUUUAAAUCUCUCAGCAUCCUCUAUCAGUAAAUCAGAGUAUCUCAACCACUUAUUCUCCAUAUUUAACUUUUUUUGUGUCUGGGCUGCUCCCUCAGAUUCCUGCAGUGAAAAUGCCCUCUCCGAAGCAAACUUUAUUGUAGGGGUAGCUAACCUUUUGUGUGUGUGUGUCCUGAGGGCAGUGGUAGGUGUGGUCAGUGUUUGUGAAGGCACACACACGCACGUAUACCCUCAGCACACAUGCAACAUAUACACACACAGAGCACAUGAACACUCACCCGACAGACAGUCACACAGCCCUCCUUCCCACUCAUGCACUUACACGCAGUCACACUUGGAAAUGCGCGGGUACGUGUGCGCCCCUCUCCACAGCAUUUCCAGCAGGUGGGCAGGGGGCUGGAAUCUCUUCCUUUUAUUGUACACCGAUCAUUUAAUAAGGGGCGCAAGUGCAUUAGGUGCUUCACACCAGUGCUCAAGAUUUUGCCAGACACUGCCAGUGUUGAGGUACAAAAUAAAACGAAGCAUCCGCAGUGUUCUCAAUAAGCAGAGUGCUCAGAUGGCACCUUGCCUCGGUAGGGUGUCAGCUAACAUUUCUGUCUUUUUGAAGUGCUCCCUGUCUUUCUUUCUCUCCCCCCCCCGCACCCCCAGCCUGGUAACCCGCUUCACUGACUCCAGCAGAGCCUCACAGCUCAUUUGGCCUCGGUUCUGAACUACAAAGGCAUUGGCUGCCUUUCAGUUUUCUAUAUCUCUGCAGAUUCCUCCCUGUUUUGUCUCUAGAGACUAUAUAUCAUCUUAAUUAAAAGUUGCCUAUGCGGAUCUGGCAGGGCAUGUCGGCCUCAGUCUGAGAGGCAAGCCCUCCCACUUGGCUUUUGGAGACGGACGGAGCAAAUGGGAAGCCUUCCUGAGGCGGUAGGACUCCUGUUCACUUUUUAACUCAAGUGGUUGGAACAAAUACAAAAGCACACAGUUAUCUGUUCGGAGCCAGGAGCCGAUGGUAAUGGGAAGACGUUGAUUCUGCCAGAUACACUUUGUCUCCUUUGUAAAGCUGUACGCGGAGAUGAUUUGGCUUUGUCUUGUAUAGAUGCAGGGCUGAGGAAAUUAAUGUUUUUGGACAAUGGAGUUGUCACUGUUCGGACCGCUGCCUGUGGAGGUCUUUUGUCAGGGUUCAAGGAAUAUCGCCUAUGUCGGGGAUCGCCAACAUUUUUAGCCCGUGAACGUUUGGAAAUUUGAGUGCAUGCCUUUCUAAUAGUUUCUGUCCUCCAGGUGAAUUCCUUUACGUUUUCUGAUAUCCAUGCAAUUUUAAACUAUUUCCCUGUGAUAUGAGGAUCGACAGCAGGGCAACAAAAGUGGGUUUUGGAAACCUCUAGGGAUGCCCAGAGUCUUCUGCUUUGAGUCUAGACAGACAAACACCCACCAUUAUGAUCCGAAGACAUCGCUGCCCUUGCUACACUGAAAGCAUUUAUUACAAAUGCAAUAAGUGUGGAAUUUGUUUGGGUAUCUUUGGGGACAUUUGGGUGGCAUAUACAGUGGCACCUCGGGUUACAUACGCUUCAGGUUACAGACUCCACUAACCCAGAAAUAUUGCUUCAGGUUAAGAACUUUGCUUCAGGAUGAGAACAGAAAUUGUGCUCCGGCGGUGCAGCAACAGCAGGAGGCCCCAUUAGCUAAAGUGGUGCUUCAGGUUAAGAGCAGUUUCAGGUUGAGUAUGGACCUCCGGAACGAAUUAAGUACUUAAUCCGAGGUACCACUGUAAACUGAGGUGGUUGAUGGUAAUUGUCUUAUUAAUGUGAGCUGCUAUUUUUCUCUUUUCUUUUUCUUCUUAAACUUGCUUGAAUGAAUGAAUGAAAGUCUCCCCUCCCCCCAUCACCUCCACCUGCAAAGACUGACAGAGAGAAUGCAUUUGCAUACACACUUAGGUUUUCCAAGAGUAGCAGGCAGAUUCAGCAAAAUUAAUCUGAGCCAAGAAUAGUACAUAGAGCUGAAAGAGGAAGUGGGAAAGAGCAGCACUCUUUCCACUUCCUCCUUUUGCUCUAUGUAUUUUUUUAAAAUAUAUUUUAUUAAGGAUUUUCUUGUUUUACAGAAGUGUAGUGCCUCGUAUUUUUUUUUCCAUGUAACAUUUUUACAAAUCCGUUUCAUUUGUUGAGGCAUUAGGGGGAGAAGAAAAAAGAAAGAAGAAAGAAAGGGGGGGUGGAGAGAGGGAAGAUGGAUAGGGGUGGGGUCGGGUGGCGGGUGUUUCUAUUAUGUUUAAUGUAUGUAGAGUGCUCUAUGUAUUUUUCAAGUGAAAGAAAGACAACCACCAUCUCCGCCUCAUGGGAAAGUGGGUUGUGAGGGGGAAGGCUCAAAGGCUUUGUGGACAACCAGGGGAAGACCUCAAGGACGCCAUUGUGCCACAGAUGCCACAUGGGCAAACCCAGGCCUUGGCUUUUGGUCUUCUUGUAGUUCCCAUCUUUCGUCUCAGCCAAAUAGCCGCGUAUAGGCCUGAUUUUCUUCAGAUAUUGGGACUCCUUGUUGCCUUGAGUGCUUCCACCCAGGACCACAGCAUGUUUUGAGAGCAAUUAGAUAGGGUUGCCAUAUUCUGAAGAGCGAAAAAGAGGACACAUUUGCCAACUUUUAACUAUGGAUCACUAUGAGGACUCUCAUUUUACAUACCCAUGAAAAGGAGGGUGUGUCCUGGAAAAAGAGGACAUAUGGCAACUCUUAAACUCUUCCUAAUACUCAGUCAGACCAUUACACUCCAUUUAAUGCAGUACUGCCUGUGCUGGCUGGCAGUAGCUCUCCAAGAUUCCAGAAAGGAAUCUUUCCCAGUGCUACUUGCAGGUGCUGAGGAUGGAACCUGGGACUUUUUGCGUGCAAAGCAUGUUCUCUACUGCUGAGCUAUGAUUCUUUUCCUGGAAGAUAUGUGUGGCUGGGCUUUCCGAGAAUGAGCUAGCUGCUUGUUUGGAUGAAAAUCACCCCAUUACUACUCUGAGGUUCUUGGAUGGUGGAAUACAGCUGUGACACAGAUUAAAUGGGCACAUCCUUUCAGGAGUGCUGGGACAGCAAAUGCAGUGUAAACUGUAAAGCACUUGGGAAAGUGUAAUGCUUCUAGAAGGAUGCAAUAAUUUUUUUAGGAAACUCCCCCCAUUGCAUGUAAAUAAUGCCGGUUGCUGAAUUGAAAGUGUCCCUGGGCUUCACUUGCUAUAGCUGGGAGACAGUCGCUGUUCUGCACACAAUGUGUGCAAUAUUUCUCUUGGCAUUUGCAAAAGAUUUUAUCCAAAAGGAAUUUCAACAGUUGCUCAGAGGUUAAUCAAAGAUGCUAUAAUGCUGUAGAGUCUGUUAUCUUUUAGAACAGGAGAGCAAAGCUUGUUUGUUUUCUCUCGGUUUUAAAUUCAAGGGUUUUCAACAGCAGGAAUGAGAAACAGUUGGCCCUUCAGAUAUUGCUGUAAUUCUGAUUUCCAUCAUCUCUCACCAUUGGCUGGGUCUGAUGAGAGUUGGGCUCCAACAGCAUUCAGAAGGCCACAUGUUUCUCCUCGCUGCUGCAGACAGACUCAGCAUAUAGGUUCCCCGUCCUUGGCUAAUGCUCCCCCUUCCCUUUUGUAAAAACAACAUUGAAAGCUUGAAGCUCUGCCAAGGACAGCUAGGAUGAUAACUGUUAAUUGUGGAUCAUUAAUCGUGGCAACACUUGGGAGGUGAUUUAUUUACUUAGCUCUGUAUUCUGGCCAAACAACUAGAAAACACACCAUUACUGUGCAGUUGGACCCAGCCACUUUCACAGGACUCUGGCCUAAUAUCUUUGAGAGAGCUCCUGCUUGCUAUACAGUUAUUAAAGUUGCACCUUUUUAAAUGGCCUGUAAAAUUGCACCUUUUUAAGUGUACUGUAGCUUCCAGGGAUGUGGGUGGCGCUGUGGGUUAAACCACAGAGCCUAGGACUUGCCGAUCAGAAGGUAGGCGGUUCGAAUCCCCGCAACGGGGUGAGCUCCCAUUGCUCGGUCCCAGCUCCUGCCAACCUAGCAGUUUGAAAGCACCUCAAAGUGCAAGUAGAUAAAUAGGUACUGCUCUGGUUCGCCAGAAGCGGCUUAGUCAUGCUGGCCACAUGACCCGGAAGUUGUACGCUGGCUCCCUCAGCCAAUAAAGCGAGAUGAGCGCCGCAACCCCAGAGUCGGCCACGACUGGACCUAAUGGUCAGGGGUCCCUUUACCUUUACCUUAGCUUCCAGGGCACCUUGGGGAAGCACAUGAUAGUUACAUUGGCUUGAAACUGAUUUAAAUUCCUGGUACAGCUGCAGCCAAAAUAGGAUGGGAAAUUGCAGGCCCUCUCAACUUUCCUUUUUGAACAAUGCAAACUUUCCCGCAUCUUUACACUUUUCUGCUGGAGAAUCUCUCCUAACGUGUGCCCCUAAAAUUUCAUUUCUGAAGCAGAAAUUAUGGUGUUUUUUAUCUGAUUUGAGUUCACUAGGACUGUUUCCUAGGAUGGCUACAAGAGUGAUCAUGAAACUAUUUAUCUUUGCAAGUUGCUCGCAGGCUAUUCCAUGUGCAGAAAUGUGUUCCUUGUGUUUCUCUAAAGAGGGAGGUUGUUAUUGCUCAGUGGCAGGGUACAGAAUUUGCAUGCACCAAUAAUAGAAACAUAAUAAGCACAUUUUAAAAGCAUAAUAACAGACAGAACAACAACAGCAGCAACAACAGCAAGUAACAAUAACAACAACAACAGCCCCCUCCCCAGGUCAUAGAUUAUUUAACGGCCAAAGGCCUGGAAAGAUGAAUGCUUUUGCCUGGUGCCUAAAGACAUGUAAUGAUGGUGCUGGGCAGGCCUUUCAGAAAAGAGCAUUCCAUAGUUGGGGAGCCACCACAGAGAAGGCCCAUUCUCUUGUUGCCACCCCCCCCCCGGGGGACAUAGAGAAGGGCCUCAGAUGACAAGCACAGGGUCUAGGUCUGUAUGGGGAGAGGUGGUUCUUAAGGUAUUGAGGUCCUGAGCUAUAUAAGGCUUUAUAGGUCAACACCAGCACUCAGAAACUAAUUGGCAGCCAGUGCAUAGAGCUCCCAUUUUUCUUCAAUGUAUGAUAUGGAUGUUCUGCUGCUUCCCACGACGUACUGUCUGGCCUUUUCGGGACAUAGCUACACUGCAAAUAUCAAGGCAGUCUCUAAAGAACCCUUCAGAUUUAUUAUUAAUAUUCACAUUAGUAGUGGUAGUAUUAAAAUCAUUCCUAUACUGCUUGAUUUUUUUUAAAAAAAAAUCUCAAAUGGUUUAUAACCAAAUUUAAAGAAUAUGACAUAACAGUACAAAAUAUCAAACUUUAGAAAAGAAGGUCAAAUUCAGAGGAAAAUAAAAUAUUCUCUUAAGCGUAAUAGAUAGAUGUAGAUAGAUGAUAGAUAGAUAGAUAGAUAGAUAGAUAGAUAGAUGAUAGAUACAAAUUCAAAAACACAAUGAAACCCUACAAAACGAUAUAAUUCGCAAUGAAACCAAAUAGUUGAAAUGGAAGUUGCACUCAGCUCCCCACCUCAUAACCUCUCCCAUGUAAUGGUGAUUGUAGGACUGUGGGCCAAUGGUGGGGUAGUGGGCACAGCAGUAAUUUCCAAUUAGGCUUCCUAGCACCUGCACUAAGCUACAGUUCCCAGAUUUAUAUAUUUUUUGGGGGGGGGGAGAAGGAGAGAACUCUUUUCUUGCCCUCUUUCUGUUUCCUUGGGCACUGGUUCAGCUGGAAUGUUAAUUUACUGGGUCUUGAUUAGGUGUGAAAGAAUAAACAGCUGAGCUUUUGGAAGAAGGCUUCUGGCAAGGAAAAUGCUGUCUCAGUUUGGUGACUGAGGAGAAUUGUGUCAGUGCUUAGCAGAUCCAUGAUUAUGAUGCUAGACUCCUGCUGUUCAUCACCUUUGAGCCAUGCCAGGUUGCACGCUCUCUCUCUCUCUCCCUGUGUGUGUGUGUGUGUGUGUGUGUGAGAGAGAGAGAGAGAGAGAGAGAGAGUAGCGAGGCUGUAAUCCUAACUCUACAAUUUUGAGUAAGCCCCAUUGAAUUCAAUAGGGAUUAUUUCUGAGUAGACAUGGUUGGGAUUGUGCUGUUAGUUACAGGUCAAGGAUGAGACUGCUAUAUAAAACCUAAACUGGUCAAGAAGAGCUGCUCAUGUUUUUAGGCUGCAGAGAAUCUAGCAUCAGGUUUCAGAUUCCGGGUCUUGGAAAAUUACAGCUUUCACUUCUGUUAAAACUUGUACCCCUUAAGUUUAUACAGGUUGAUUGGUGUGAUUACUUUUAUUUACAUACGCAAAUGAUAGCUUGCCUUCUGCAUUCUUGGCUUUUGAUAGCACCAGGGAAGAUUUCAGAUGAUUCCCGGCUCUGUGACGUAUGCUUAUUGAAACAUUUCUACCCGGAAAGACUGGUUUUUCUUCAGGGCUUGCCUGGAAAACAAGAAGGGUUUCUUCUUCCUCUUUGCCCCCCCCCGGCUUGCUUCCUCCAGUUUUGCUCAUCAUGAGUUGUCAUAUUCAGUCUUGCCUUGAGCACUCCUGAAACACAUCUUUGGAGCCUGUGGGUUAAAGGGGACGCUCAGAAAUGCAGUCAGGUGGGUCUGCCUAACAGAAGUGAGUGUUGCACCAGAGUGGCAGCUUUUGGAAUGCAACUAGACAAAGCACAUAUUGUAACAGGUACAGCAGGCGUCCGAAUCAGCCUUGUAACCACCAGAACCGCACUGUUCCACCUUGUAUUUCCUGGGUGUUUCCUGCCGUCGUUCUGCCUUCACCCCCUUGUUCUUUUCACAUUUGAAGCCUGCAAUGGGAAGAAAGGAGAGACAUGUCUACCCCUCCAAUACUUCCCUCCACCCCCAGAAUGGGAAGUCCAAAAGAAGCUUUAUUUAGAUGCUGUGUAAUGACAUUGGGCGGAAGCCUCCUUUAGGAAUUCAGUGGCACAGUGCUACAGUCCAUUGCAGGCAGUGGUGCUAUCAACAUUGGGCUUUGGGGCAGGCCCCUGGGGUGCUCCCACUGGACCACCACUGGCAUUAAAUGUAGCAGGGCUGGUUUACCACAUUGUAGUUAGUAAACACAGGUACGUAGAAGCUGCCUUAUACUGAAUCAGUCCUUUGGGCUGCAAGGAUACUCCUGGCUCAAAAAUGGAAACAGCAGGAACUCCCAACACUGAAAGAUUGACAGGUUAAGAUGGUGGAGUAUGUAGAGAUGGCCAAGUUGACGGGGAAGAUCCGGAAUCAGCGUGACGAACUGUUUCAAAAGGACUGCAACAAAUUUAUACUUUAUAUGAAAGAAAAUUGUAAACAUCUGAAAACGUUUGUAGGUUCGAACUGAAAUGUUUUGUAAUGUAAAUAUAAGGAACUGAUUUACUGAUCAGUACUGAAAUAUUAUAAUAAGAUAGAAGGUAAACAUGUGAUUAUAGAAAUGCGGAGAAUAUAGAAAAGUGUGUGGAAGUCAGAAAGAGGGAGGGAAGGAGGUUGAUGCUCUUACAGAGUAAUGUGUUUAAGUUAUAGAAUUAUGUAACAAAAUGUGAAUAUGAUAAAAGUGGGAAAUUUAAUAAAAAUCAUUUUUUAAAAAAGAAUCAGACCGUUGGGCCACCUGUCAAUGCCUACUAACCAUGAUAGAUGGCUAUAUUCUACCUCCACUGCCAGAGGUAUCAACUGGUAGGAAUAGCAGGUGAGCAAUGUCCAGCUUACAGGCUUCCCACAGGCCAGCCACUGUAAGAACAGGGUGUUGGACUAGAUGAGCCUUUGGCCUAAUCCAACAGGUUUGUCUUAUGGUCAUAGGUUAUUAUCUCAGAGGCUGGGAUAGCUCAGUCCGUAAAGCAUGAGGCUCUUAAUCUCAGGGUUGUGGGUUUGAGCCCUACAUUGGGCAAAAGAUUCUGGCAUUGCAGGGGGUUGAAUUAGAUGACCCUUGUGCAGUGCUUUUGUUCUGGGGGGGGGGACGCAGGGGUAGGCAUACCCCUAAACAUUUUGUGAAUCUAAGUUUGGCCUCAUUGACGGGCAGUAUUUCAAGAUUAGUAGGAAAAUGAGAGUACCCCUAAACAUUUUUUUUAGAAAAAAAGCACUGCCUUUGUCGCUUCCAACUCUACAAUGAUCUGAUUCUAUAUGGCACACUCUGAAACAGGCAGAUGCUGACGGUGAACUGCCUGUCAGCGGCUCGCCAGGGACUCAGCUGGAGGUCUCUCUCAGCUCUACCUGAAGAUGCCAGGGAUUGUGACACAGGUGUUCCACCACUGAGCAGCAGCUACAGAUAAUGUAAAAUAAUAUACAUUCUCAUUUAAAUAGCCUCUCUUCCUUAAGCCCAUUAAGUCCAGAGUCUUAAAAUGACCUAAUUGCAGCAUUGACUGCAGGGAAACAAAUAUUAGAAAAUUGGGAGUAUAUAUAGUUUGCCCUCCACCCAAAGGCUGCAGAGUGGCGAUAUACACACCCCAGACUAAAAUGAAAGAAUAAAAUGAACACACUUUUAGGCCACCUGCCCAAGUUUCCGGCAUUUCCUACGUUUUAAGGCACCUUGUAUUUUCCAGAAGACUGUUCAUUCAACUGAGAGCUUAAGUGACGUAAGAAAUGAACUUCUAGUAUGCUUUCUUAAUUAGCAUAAUUGUCUUUUGGGCAUGCCAUCUUGCACAUUUUGCUACGAUUAAGCCUUCUAGCACAUUACUAGCAUUCUCUACCUAACCAUGGACUACGUUUUGGGAUAGAUGAGUAUAAUUUAAUACAGUGCAUUUUCAGUAUCCACAGGGCUUGAUGUAAUUAUCUCAAUACUCUUAAGUUUCAUUAAAAUAUUUAUUAUCCCACCUUUUUUAAAAAACAUUUUUCCUGCUGGCACAGUAAAGUAAAAUAAUAAUAAAUACACACAAAUCUGCUUCUCAGAUCUGAAACAGCAUGUGACAUAAGAGUGUAAGGAUCAGCAGUCUUCAACAUCAGCAGUCAGGAGCGCUUCAUUUUUUUUUCUUUUCUGAGUUUUCACAGAAUUUAUUUGACCGGAAUGCAACACAACAGUACCAUCUCCAUAUAUUUUCUGCCAGGAUAAUUUAAUUUCUGUUAAAAUCCACUGCUGGCUCACUUCUUGCCAGCUCCAACAUUUGCUUUAGCUGUUCCUCUGACUUUCUUCAUCCUGUUCUUACGUUCUUUACGCUGUUUCCUUGAAGUCUUUUUCUUUUCAUACAAACCAUGCCUGGCUAGUCUGUGCUUUGGUUCAUUUUUCUUUGCAUAGUCGAGGGUAUCGUAAAUCAUGCCAAAGCCUGUUGUCUUCCCACCUCCAAAAUGAGUCCUGAAGCCAAAGACGAAAAUGACAUCUGGGGUUGUCUUGUACAUUUUGGCCAACUUUUCGCGGAUUUCAGUUUUGGGAACAGUGGCCUUUCCAGGAUGAAGAACAUCUAUCACCAUCUGCUUACGCUGAAGCAGCCUGUUGGUCAUGAACUUCCUUGUUCGGAUGGUGACCGUGUCGUUCAUCUUGGCGGCGUCUCCGGCAAAAGGCUUCAGCCCUGUUUUUGAGCUUCUGCCCUGUUUUUGAGUUUGUUUGAAACCCAAACAAACUUACCCCAAUUAAGCUUAUCUCUUAUUCCUUUGUAAAUUUUUCUUAAAACCUUUUUUAAACUCAGGGAAGCGUUUCAGCCCUGCUCUUGAGUUUGUUUGAAAUCACUUAAAAUCAUUUAGGGUUUAUAAAAUUCCUUAUUUCCUUCUGAGGAAACUGAUUAGUUCAGUGAAACGAGUUUUGUAGCCGGCAUCUCGUUAAGUCUUUGUUUAAUUCUAGGUUAAUUUUUCCUUAAAUUUUUUGAUUUUUGUUUAUUUAAUUUAAUUCUAAAGUCGAUUACCUCUCCAUCCAAUUUGAAAGCUUAGCUUUGAUGGUGUGCUAGCAGUUUUACUGCGGCACCACUAGGAAUCCUUCACCUGGCACUAACUUCACCAACAAUCCUAUCAGGUUAGGCCUGUUUUAUUGCGCUGUUAGGAUGGUGGGAACACAGAGGCUGAAAAGAACAGUUGCAUCCCUAGGUCACCUUGUGAAUGUGUAGCAAAUGGGAUAUCACAGUUCAUAUCCUUAGCAGCCUUUGCUAUGCCAACUACUGGAAUCGUCUCUACACUGUACACUUAAAGCACUCUUCUUAGUAUAGCAAUGCUUGCCCCCAAAGAGUCAUGGGAACUGUAGUCUGCUAAGGGUGCCAAGACCCUUCACAGAGCUACGAUUCCCAGGCCCUCUAAACUACAGUUCCCACAAUCUUUGCAGGGGGAGCCAUGACUGUUAAAGAGUACUUGAAGUGUGUGAUGGGGGCAUGAACUGGAAAAUGAAGGUGUUUGCACCAGUGGUAUGAUACUGUACUGGUCUGUGGGAACAAGUAUCUGUAAAGGUUUGAGUAUGGAAGAGCCUCACAAAACUCCCUGGGUGGAAUGGAAAAAUCUUGUAGCGCCCCACCUCCAUCUGUUUCUGCAUCCUUUCUCUAAGUCUUAAGACAGGUCAGGGAGUGGCUUGGAGAGAACACUUAAGUAAGGGCUUGGUCAUUUACAGCCAGAGGGGAAUUCACCUCUCCUCUUCCAAGUCUCACUCCUGCAAAGUAAAAGCCAGUGCAGCACCUGCAAUAGGCACCAAAGUGAGUAUUUAGCAUUUUGCUCGGCAGUCUUUUAUCCGGAGGAUUAAUUGGAAAUGUGUUUAGUUGGGUGGCUGGGGGGGGGGCAGGGUGGAGUUUAUGAGCUGAAAAUUCCUCACGCAAAUGGGGUCUGCUCCAUUUUUGUCUCCACGUUUCAGUGUGUGAGUUUGAAAGCCUUCCUCUCCCCAUGUGAAACUUGUGGCCCAUGCAAAGAUUGUUCUACAUCAGGGGUCAGCAACCUAAGGGCCAUGGGCCGGAAGUGGCCUGCGGGGGUCGUUUGACCGGUCCACGAGCCGCCCCCGAACCAAGCUGCCAACUCUGGCGCUAAACCGGUGGUGCGGGGACUCACUUCCGCAGUGCCAGAAAUUGUGUCUGCGCAGACACUGAAAAUUGCGGGUGCAAUCCAGCCCACAGAAGGAUCUCUGUGGGACCGAUCCGGCCCAGGCAAGAUAAACCUUGCUGACCCCUGUUCUACAUCAAGGGAGAGCCCUUCAUGUGGGGAAAAAUAAGCCCACUUCAGUGCCCUGCAGGUUUAGCAAGUGUGAUUAGCCAUCUCCUUUUGAGAUAGGAAAACAACAACAACAACAACAACAACGGUAUCUAGAUGUGUGAUCCUCAAACUACUCUUAGAUGCCCCCCCAAUUUCUCCUGAUUUGCAGACCCUUCCUCUUUUUCCACUUGUUUAACAUCUGCACAGUGGAAUAUAUAGCAUUUGGCAUCUCAGCAGGGUCAUACUUCCCAGCAGCUUUUGUCCAUGGUGUAGGGGUAUUGUUUUUAACACUUGAUUGGAAGCCGCCCAGAGUGGCUGGGGAAACUCAGCCAGAUGGGCGGGGUAUAAAUAAUAAAUUAUUAUUAUAAUUAUUAUUAAGUGCAGGAAGAGUAUUAAUGGUUCUUGUUUACUCCAGCAGCUGCCUUCCAUUGCCCUCCCUGCCCAUCCAUUUCCUGCCUACCUGCUUCGAUUUCUGCCUCUUUGCUUUUAAUGGCUCCUUGACGAGACCUUGGUGUUCUCAUGAGUGAAACCAUUGUGUAAACGUGCCUGAACAAGAUUUGGAGUCCUUGUGUCAUUGAUGGUGGACAGUAGCUGUUUGUAUGAACUGUUCAGUUUCUUCUGUCAUGCUGUUGACUCGUAUUCGGGGAGUAGUUUAGAUAGAUUGGCUGGAUUUCAAUUAACCCAGAUUGUCAAUAUGCAGAGCUAAUGGGUGCUUCAGCGAUGAAACUUCUGUUGAUGCAGUACACAUAUUAAACCGUAGUGGUGAUGUAGAAAUACUGGUUACUGGUGUUAAAAUGUUGAAAACGUAUACAGAAAAUUCUACCUAGCGGUGGACGGAUCCCCCACCUUCUCCAUGGCCAUCUCACAGUCAGGUGCUUGUGUGGCCAGCCCUUCUACAUCCUUUGGUAGGACCCUAUCAAGGCUUACCCUUCUUUCUCUCCAGACUUUGGAAGCAGUUUGUAGCUUUGCAACUAAUGCUUAAGCUCCUGAACAUGACACUUAUUUAUUUUUUGUAUAUUUAGCGCUGACAAGUGAACUAUUGGAUUCUCUCUCUGUGUAAACUGAUUUCUAAAAAUGUAGUUGUCCAGCUGUCCCUGAUGUUUGCAAAUCACUUAUUGCAGAGGCGUUCAGCGUGACAGUUAAUCUCCCGCUGUUUACACAGUCUUUAAUGGAUGUAGGCGUCUUCUCUGUGAAUUUAAGCACAUUAGUAAGAUUAUUAUUUUUCUCCCCUCCAUAGAAAUAACCAUGUGUUUAACCCUGGCUGAAAGCCAGUCUGGGUAAUUGCUUUUAGUGCUAUAUAAGUGGUCCCCUGCUGUGUCAGUGGGGUUUAAGUGAGUGGGUGGGCAAGGGGAGGUUUUCUUUUUCCUCUUUCUUUCUUUCUUAACAAGUUGUGACCUCCUUUUAAAGGUGGUUACAUUCCAGAAGCUAGUUGGAGUAUUGUAUGUUUCUCAAACAUUGAAACAAUAGCAUUCUCUCUCUUUUUUUUAGGACUCUCUUGCUGGUGCAAAACUUGAGUUAUUGCAGUUCAAAAAUUCUAACAGCCUAAUUUAGAUUUAGGCAAGCCUUUUUGUUGUUGCUGUUGCUAAACCAUUAGAAGAUAGAAAGCCUUUCAGAGCUACAAAUAAAUCAUUUACUCCUUACCGGUAGAUCCUGAUCUGCCUCAUGUCUUGCUCUGGGUAUAAUUGGGAAAUUUGCCUGGGGUAAUGGCCCCUUAGGUGUUCCUGGAAAAUCCAGGCCUUCUUUUCUUCUGUUUAUCAGCUGCACAAUCACCCACAAUGGCUUAUCCUUUCCCCCCAAUGGAAAAGCAGGUCCACUUCCUUUAAUUUUAUGUGAGAAAACACCUCCACUUAAUAAACACAAAUGGGCUCUGUGUGUACAACCAUAUUAAGGUUUUUCUUUUAAAAAUCUUAUUCAGGUUUUAAAUAUUCAGUUACUCAGAAUAUAUAGGUUUCAAAGAAACAACUCUUGUUAUAUGGGAGGGGCAGCUAACCUGUAGCCCUCCAGAUCAUAGUACACUGGUACCUCAGGUUACAUGCGCUUCAGGUUACAUAUGCUUCAGGUUACAGACUCUGCUAACCCAGAAGUAGUACCUCGGGUUAAGAACUUUGCUUCAGGAUGAGAACAGAAAUCGUGCGGCAGCGACAGCGGGAGGCCCCAUUAGCUAAAGUGGUACCUCAGGUUAAGAACAGUUUCAGGUUAAGAACGGACCUCCAGAACGAAUUAAGUACUUAACCUGAGGUACCACUGUAUUGUAAAGUUGGGAGGGUCAUCUAGUCCAACCCCCUGCGAUGCAGCAAUCUUUUUGCCCAGCCUGGGGCUCAAACCCAUAACCCUGAGAUUAAGAGUCUCAUGUUCUAUGGACUGAGCUAUCCCUGGCUGCUGUACAUGCUGACUGAGGCUAAUGGGAGUUGUUGUUCACUAACAUUGGGAGGACAACGACACAGGUUUCUUGUGGAGACUGUAGUGUAAACUUCCUUGUAGUGUCAUGAAAAUAUUCUCCAUCAUGCCUUGUUAUCCUUGUUUUUCACUCUCAGUUGGCUGUGCCCAUCACCCACAACUUCAAUUUCGAUUGCAAGUUCCUUGGUAAAGCCUGGGACACUCUCUUUUUAAAAAAACAUUUUUGUUACAUGGGCUAUAACUAAGUUAUACCCAGAGUAAAUUGGAAUUAAUAGACUGAACCUGAGUAUGACUAGAAUUGAAGACAACCCUGUGUGCAUCGAUGGCAUUAUAUUAUCAAUAAUACGACUAUAACUUUCCGUAAUACUAUGGCUUCAGAACUCAACAUAUGCCAGAAAAAUAUUCUGAAUGCCACCAGACUAAUAAGGACUGUACGGUAGAAAGAUCUGCUCCAGAAUUUGGUAUAGGCCUGGUGCAUGUUAGAAACUGAGUUAUAAAACAGGAUACAGUACUUGUUAAAUAGAGACAAUUGUUGUGUGUGUUGGCAACCUGUUCCUUCAGUCUUAGUCUAACCACUUUGAUGGUUCUUUUUUCAAAAAUUCAUUUUAUAAUGUAUAUGAAGCAGAAAGAAAAUGCAUAACAACAGGUGGAGAUAAAACCAUUAAACCGUAAAACAAGUACAUUUACAUAUGGGAAAAGUAACAAAAUCCAGGUUAUGAAAAACGGGGGGAAAGUAAGAAUAAAAGUUGUCUUCACAUCAGGAGUGGAUAUUAGUGCUAUUUGAUUGCAAAGUAUAGUCCCAGAUUUGUCAGGUUUAUGUUGAUGGGUUUCUUGAAAAUGGCGGUCCUGCUGUAUAAUAAUAAAGGAAUGCCAAAUCUGUAUGUUCUAGUCCAGGGGUCAGCAAACUUUUUCAGCAGGGGGCCGGUCCACUGUUCCUCAGACCUUGCGGGGGGCAGACUAUAUUUUGGGGGAAAAAGAAAAAAAGAAUGAAUUCCUAUGCCCCACAAAUAACCCAGAGAUGCAUUUUAAAUAAAAGCACACAUUCUACUCAUGUAAAAACAUGCUGAUUCCUGGACCGUUCGAGGGCCGGAUUUAGAAGGCUAUUGGGCUGGAUCUGGCCCCCAGGCCUUAGUUUGCCUAUCCAUGUUCUAGUCCUUCUUGGUGCUGAAUCUAUUGCAGUCAAAACCAGGGCCACUCUCCAACAAGAACAUAUUUAUAUUGAUAUGACAACCUAGAUAGCUCAGUUGGUUAGAGCGCGGUGCUGAUAACACCAAGGUCGCAGGUUCAAUACCCAUAUGGGACAGCUGCAUAUUUCUGCAACUCAACUGUUUUAUGAUUGUGUUAAAUAGUUACUCCACUUACAGUGCAGCAGGGUCCAUAGCUGUACUACUCUCCAGAUCAAUCCAUCCCUCAUCCAGUUCAGCAACUUAACUUCUAUGGAAAGUGAAAAGAACCUUUGAAAUGUGAGGCAAAGCCAUUAAAAGCGCGAUCUCUUUUCUCAAAAAUCAUUAAUGCAUUUGAAAAGAUGCUUUAUCUUUGCCUCCCUUUCCCCCAAAAGGCUAAGGACAAAGGCUGCCUUUUGCAUCAGGGGACCGGGCCGCACAUCCCAGGGAGGAAAUGUGACAAGCGUUCUCUGUUCAGCAUUCCGAGACUUCUGCAUUUUGCAGCCUGCCCUGAAAGCUCCAGAACUGCUAGUUUGGCCAGGCCUAUGUGGGGCAGGGUGAUUCUGUGCACUGCCUAAUGAGGGAUGCCAGCUUCCUUUGUGCCUCAUCCAAAAUGGAUGACCUAAAUGGAGCCGGGACACAAUGGAGGAUUCCUUUCGCCUCUCUCCCAUCCUUUUCAUGGCUGGGCUACCAAGUGAACUGAUGGGCAAGAAUUGGUUGGUGCCAACUCCCCUUGGUGGCUAUACUAUGAUUAGGACCCCCUCCCCUCUCUCCUUUAACAAUUAAUAGCAAUAAUAAACAAAACUGCUCCAGGAAAAAAAAUUCAGGUCAUAAUACUCUGCAACAAAAUAUGACUUAACAUAAAAUCACAAUAUUUCUGCUUUAAAAACCCCUCAAUGCCUGCUUGAAGUUGCUUUUGAGGGAGAUAACUUUUCUUGGGAAAAAAACAUAUAAAGGGUAACCAGUUUUCUCAGAAUUUAUUUCCAUAUUCACUUGCAGUUCUUGCUCUUAGGUAAUAUGUUAUUUAUGCCAUUACAGCCAAAUCUCAAAGUUUAUUAAGCCACACAUUCCAAGCUAUGUAACUUCCCAGUUUUGAGCAAUUAACAUUCUUGCUGCUGUUAAUAGACACAAUGUAAGUUCUUUAUGUUCUUUCCUUAGGAUAUGCGAUUUAUAGAUCAGCAAUAUCAACACUGUAUCUAAGGGAACUUCACAUUUCAAUAUUUUUGUUACUUUUCUAAUAAUCCUCUUCCAGUAUUUUUGUACAUAACUACAGGUACAUGUCUACCAAAUAGGAUAUCUUGCUCCAUUCUUGUCUUCAAUAUGCUCCAUUCUUCUCUUUAACAAUCUUACAUGGCUCCUUUUCAUAAGGAACAUUUAAAAAACCAAAAAAAACCCUACAAUGAAUGGGAGGAACUGCUAGCCCUACUCAGAGUAGACCCAUUUAAAGUAAUAGGCGUGGCUAACCUAGUUUCAUUAAAUUCCGUGUGUCUACCAUGAGAAUAAGUGAGUUGGCAUCAAUUUCCAGCUGUUCUGUAGGAAGGGUGCUUUAAGAUGGUAAAUCCUCACCAACAGUUAUGAGAUCCUUCUGUUUUUUUGUCCUAGUACAGUGGUACCUUGGUUCUCAAACUUAAUCUGUUCCAUAAGUCGGUUCGAUUCCCGAAACCAUUCAGAAACCAAGGCAUGGCUUCUGAUUGGCUGCAGGAGCUUCCUGCACUCAAGCGGAAGCCGCUUCGGACAUUUGGCUUCCAAAAAAUGUUUGAAAACCAGAACACUUACUUCUGGGUUUGUGGUGUUCUGUAGCCGAUUUGUUAAUCAACUAAACCAUUGGAGAACCAAGGCUCCACUGUAAACUAGCAUCCUUCAAUAUAAUACUCAUUACUUUUGAGAAAGUGUGCCAUAAUUCCAAAAUAUAAGAUUGUGCCAUUCCCCACUCUAAUGGAGAAAGCCAGUGUGGUGUAGUGAUUUGAGGGUUGGACUAGAACUAGAGAGAUCCAGCGUCAGAAGCGGUUUUCUAGGGUAGCACAACCGAUGCGGCUGCACUGGCCACUACCAUGCAAGGGGCACUGAAACAAUGCUGUAGAAUGGAGUGUGAGCGCUGAAUUUUAGUGUCGCACCCAUGCACUGCUGAAAUUUGAGAGCCCAAAUUCCGCCACUGCCAGUGUCAAAUACUGCUUGUCCACAAAGUUCAGUGUGGGGGCUUGAGCUAGUCCCUGUCAUCCAGUGUGAGGUGUCUUAUGGGGGUUGUUGGGAUAAAAACUGGGGUGGGGAAAAAGAGAGAGAUGCCACCCUAAACUCCUUGAAUGAAGAACAGGCUAUAAAAGUGACAAAUGGUAAAGAUUGGUGUAAAACAUUUGCAGGUCCCCUUGCUUUGGUAAUACAGUCAUACCUCGGGUUACGGACACUUCAGGUUGUGUUUUUUCAGGUUGCAGACUGCUGAAACCCGGAAGUACCAGAAUGGAUUACUUCCAGGUUUCAGCGGUCGCACAUGCGCAGAAGCGCUAAACCACGCUUUGCGCAUGCGCAGAAGCACAAAAAUCACAACUCGCGCAUGCGCAGACGUGGGUUGCGAAUGCUGCAGGUUGCCAAUGUGAAUCCCGCAUGGAUCACGUUCGCAACCCAAGCGUCCACUGUAGAUGUGCUCCAGGCCAGGGAUGGGGAACUUGCCUCCCUCCAGAUGUUCUUGGGACUACAACUCGCAUUAGGCCUGCCCCAUUAGCAUUGCUCCUUCCACAGCCACCUAUUGGCUCUGCCAUGCGCCGUAGGUUGGCCAACCACAAUCUCAGCAGUCAUUAGAUCAUGCAAGCGUUGGCCACACUUGCAUGUGGUGGUCCAGGUGCUGUGCAAGUAAACAAGGAUCAAAAAGGUCAGAGGCAGAUGGUGUGUUUGCAGGUAGGCUGAUGGCCAGAGUCUGGAAAAGAUGAGGCAAGGGAGUCUGCCUGGCUGUUGAAACAAGAUAAAUUGGUCAGACUUGUCAGCUGAUUUGGAUGCAAAUGCAUGUCUCUGUUGGUCUGUGGGCUCAGUCAACACAGGCUAAUACUGCAGUGUAGAGGGUAUUUUUUGAUCCACGUAUCCUAAACUGCCUAGUUUACUGAGCAACCAAUGCUAGAAACUAAUUGGCAGAGUGCCUGGUUCUAGAACCCCGUCAGGGCUUAUUAGUAAUGUCCUACAUUUGGAGGUGCUGUGGGUUAAACCACAGAGCCUAGGACUUGUCGAUCAGAAGGUCGGCGGUUCGAAUCCCCGCAACGGGGUGAGCUCCCGUUGUUCGGUCCUUGCUCCUGCCAACCUAGCAGUUUGAAAGCACAUCAAAGUGCAAGUAGAUAAAUAGGUACCGCUCCGGCGGGAAGGUAAACGGCGUUUCUGUGCGCUGCUCUGGUUCGCCAGAAGUGGCUUAGUCAUGCUGGCCACAUGACCCGGAAGCUGUACGCCAGCUCCCUUGGCCAGUAAAGCGAGAUGAGCGCUGCAACCCCAGAGUUGGUCACAACUGGACCUAAUGGUCAGGGGUCCCCUUACCUUACCCUUACAUUUGGUUGCUUCCUGCAAGGACAGAUUUAUUUAAACCUGUUUGUGACAACAUAAGAGCCUGUUGAAUCAGACUAAUAGCCCAUCUAGUCCGGCAUGCUUAUCUCACGGUGGUCAACCAGAUGGCAGUGGAAACUCUCAAGCAUGACCUAAGCACAAGAGCACUUUCUGCUCCUGCAGUUUCCAGGGGAUCCCUGGAAUAUUAUGCUUCAUUGGAUAUCCCUGAGUUCUGGUGUUAAUGAGAGAGGGAGAAGAACCUUUCUCUGUCCACAGGUGGCAAUAAUGGAAUCAUUGCUUGGCUAUGGUAAAAGGCAAUAGUAAAAGACCCCUGGAUGGUUAAGUCCAGUUGACCUUGACUAUAGGGAGUAAAACUUGACUAUAGGGUACAGCGCUCAUCUCACAUCAGGCUGAGGGAGCCAGCAUUUGUCCGCAGACAGCUUUCCAGAUCAUCUGGAGCAAUGGGACACCGUGACGAGUGCCAGAGCGCACGGAAACACUGUUUACCUUCCCGCCGGAGCGGUACCUAUUUAUCUAUUCAGACUGGUAUGCUUUCGAACUGCUAGGUUGGCAGGAGCUGGGACAGAGCAACAGCCUGUCGUGCAGAUUUGAACUGCCGACUUUCUGAUCGGCAACCCCAAGAGGCUCGAUGGUUUAGACCACAGUGCCACCCGCUUCCUGCUGUUGCCUGAGUAUAAACCGCAGGUAGCUGAUGUGGUGCCCCCCCCCCCAGGUGUCGUUGCUGGACUACAGUUCCCAUCAUCUGACAGUUGGCCAUGCUGCCUGGGACUCAUGGGAACUGUAGUCCAGCAAUUCCUGAGGGCACCGUGUGGGCAAGCCCUGCCUAGGACGACAGUAGUGCCCUUUCCCAGCCCCCUUGCACCUGUUUAUAUUUUACUCCAUCCUUGUGAAUAAUACAGAAGUCACAAGCUUAUCACCUGCAUCAGACAAGAGAGCCCAGAGGACAAGAUUAAUGGGUGUACCCAGGGGAGAACAAUUGCCUUUAUUAUCCCAACAAAAAGCCAUGGCCAUCUGUUUUCAGAGGGAGGAAACAAAACUGCCAAAUCACAUUUGAGGGAAAAUCCUUUCUGGCUUCUGUGUGGGCUAAUUCUGGAGCAUUAUAUGAAGAUCCCUUCAUUAGCAUUUGAAUCUCAGUUUUAAAAACAAACCAGAGGCAGCCUAAAAAAAUCUGAAGUUUACUUGGGCUUUGAAUUCCUUGCCUCAGAGAUGUGGAAUAGAGGUGGUCUGAGCAGAAGCAGACUAGCUCUGCGGCUUUGGCGCAGCUUCGGACAUUGGAAAGGCUUCUGGUGUUUGUUUAUUUACCUAAUUGGUGGAAUUUUGGUAACCUCCAAGCUCUCUCUAAUGCCAGGCAGAGAGGGUUAGAUGCAGGCAUAGUUGUGACAGACAGCUCUAGCUUCCAAUCAGGGAAUGACAUUUAUCAACAGCCUUUACUUCCAAGCACAAUGUUUUGGGAAGGGGAAGUAGAAAAUCUUGUGACUCUUUGGUGCAAAUUGAGUAGAAAAUAAAAUGUAUUCAUAAGUGUUAAAGCUUCAGAGACUUUUAAAUGCAUACAUUGCCCACACAACAUAUGGGAAGGACUGUUUUAGAAGGAAGGAAGGCUCAACAUUUAACUGCACCUAUUUGUCUGAGUUCUUCAUUCCCUCUGAAAGGGCUGUGAUGCCUGUAAAUUUCACUGAAAUCUUCCACACACACAAAAGUAUAGAUGUUUGUUUUCCCAUUGCAGUCAGUGGGGAAGACAUUCAGUGCUUUGGAAAAGAAGGCAAAGCAACCCUCUGCCUUGAAUCUGAGACCAUAUACUAUAAAAAGAAACUGGUGCCUGGAAGGAAUUUGCAUCACUUGUUGCUCCAAGCAAUGCUGGAUUCUCCUCAUCUUUUGAAACCCCCUUCACCUUCCCACAGAUUUUAAUUUCAUGGGAACAUUGUCCAAUGUUCUCGUUCUCUCUCUCUCUCUCUCUCUCUCUCUCUCUCUCUCUCUCCAGUGGUACCUCAAGUUAAGUCCUUACCGUAUUUUUCGCUCUAUAACACGCACCCGACCAUAACACGCAUGUAGUUUUUAGAGGAGGAAAAUCCGUAGGCAUGCCACCCGUAGGCAUUCCCUCCAUAACACGCACAGACAUUUCCCCUUACUUUCUAGGAGGAAAAAAGUGAGUGUUAUGGUGCAAAAAAUAUGGUAAUUCAUUCCGGAGGUCUGUUCUUAACCUGAAACCGUUCUUAACCUGAAGCACCACUUUAGCUAAUGGGGCCUCCCGCUGCUGCCGCGUCGCCGGAGCAAGAUUUCUGUUCUCAUCCUGAAGCAAAGUUCUUAACCCGAAGCACUAUUUCUGGGUUAGCAGAGUCCGUAACCUGAAGCGUAUGUAACCCGAGGUACCACUGUAUUUUAAAGAAUAACGUAAUUAUUGAAUGAAAAUAAUAUUAUUUCCAGGAACAUCCUUCAUUAAAGUUCAAAGGCUUUAAUAAUCAUGAAGGACUGGUGAUUCAGUGGGGGAGCAUCUUCAAAAAGUCCUAGGUUCAAUUUGCAGCACCCCUCCUCAUGAUCUGGAAAUGUCCCGUAUUUGGGUUUCAGAGAGAGCAACAGCCAGUCAGAGUAAACUGUGCUGAUCUAAACAGAACAAUGGUCUGACUCAAUAUAAGGUAGCUGUCUAGGAUGCUGUGCUCCUAGCGUUAUUGCGUUAAUCGAGAUUCCCACAGGUGACUUUGGGAUGCAGGCUGUUAGCUAGAAGACAGUUGUAGUUCCUGGAACAAACAUGGCAAAACGGAUUGUAAGAGAGGAUGGAGGCUUUAUAAACCCAGCUUUUACAGGCCUUGUGGUAAAGGAAUCCCAGUGCUGUUUCUCACAUGGGUGCUGGACAGAUUUGCCGUACCAGUGAAGAAUAAUCGUACGAAGUUUAUAACCGUGCUGGUAGGUGCAGAGUUGCAAGCUCUGGAGAGGAUUCGCAACCACUUGCUGUGCCUUCUCUGUGAAACUUGUUUGAUAUUCCAUCUCAUGGCUGUGAAGAAAGAGUUUAAAAUGCAUGGGCAGUGUCUGAAAAGGAUUCUGAAACCAGUGUAAGGCAGAGCAGUGCUCCCCUCCCCAGCAACCUGAAUACAGAGCUUCUGAUCUCUUUGCAACUUGUAAUUCUCCUAACAUAGCUUCGUUUUUGUGUUGUUUGCUACCCUCCUGGCCCUUUCCAUUGGCAAUCCAACCUCAGUUCACCUCCCUCCCAUUCAACUCUUGUCAACAAUACCUUCUUAAUUUUUCUUGUAAACGUCCAAUCUUUUUGUAGAAUAAUGCAUGCAGAAGGGGGAAAAAUACAGACAAGUGUACUUCAUUUGCAUGCUUUGAUUCUAAGUGGGGAUUGAGGGUACUUUGAUCUAGAAGUGGGAUUUGAUUAUUAUUUGUCUGUUUGUUGAUUGACUGGCCGUGUGUGCAAGUUAACUGCAAUGCGCUCUGGUCUUUGUUCAGAUUGCUUUUCUGAAGGCUGUUGACAAACCUAAAACUAUAAAGCAGCAUAUCUCAUGCUGUGCAGCUUGCAUAACUAAUAAGUAAUAAAGGAAUGAUUGCAAUAAACUGUUGCAGUUUUGUUUAUGAUUUUGAGAUUACAGCCAGUGUCAGUGGUCAUUUGAAUUGCCCUACCUUGUUCUUCUAAAUAACCUCUCCUUCUGGGAUUUAGCCACAAAGUCUUGUUGUGACAUCCUUAAAGACUUACAGAUUUAUUGUGGAGGAAGUAUGGACUAGAGCCAACUUCAUCAGAUGUUUGUUGUUUAUUCUUAAAUGAUAGAUGCAUAUGUGUUCAGAAGACAUAUGCAUAUCCUUCCCUAAAACCAUCUUGGGUGCUAGAUCAGCAGACGAUGUCCUCUUGGUUUUCUAUCGCCUUCAGAAACUUGAGGCGGGUGGCUUGGGAGAGGGAAUUUUCUGUGGCAGCCCCUAAGUUGUGGCAUUCUCUUCCCACAGAGGUGUGUCUGUAUAGGGAAGCUUUUUUAGGUUUAGUGUUUUACUAUGUUUUUAUAUUCAAAUAAUAAAUUAUUAGUAUUAGUAUUUGAGAUGUAUAUUUUAGGGAACCCCCCCCAUUUUGUAAUUUUAAGUUGUUUUAAACUGUUUUUAAUAUUGUGUGAUAUUGUGUUUCAACAUUUAUGUUGUGUUUUAAUUGUCGCAACCCACCGUGGGACCUUAGGGUGAAGGGCAGGUAACCGCUACCACCAUCACCACCACAAUAUCAUCAAUAAGUUUGAGUUUGAGUGGUUCACGAAAGCUUACACUGCAAUAAAAUUCACCUUUAAGCUGCUACAAGACUGUUGGUUUUGCUGCAAGGGACUAACAAGGCUACCUCUAUGGAAAUAGGUAUAUCACAGCAACAACAAAUAAAUAACAAUUAGUAAAAUCUCAUAACUACAUAUUCUAGUAUUCUGCUCAUGAAACUCAAAUGUACUGCAUGAAUUGGUCACACGCAGAGCCUGGUUUGUAUUGCUUCCAUCGUCUCAUGUUGUUGUUAUUAAGGCAUUUAUACACUGGUGAAUUCAUAUGUAAUUUCCAAGCGUUUAUAAUAAUUCCACACGGUCACAUUUUGUUGGGAAACUUUCUUUCUCAACAGUUUUGGAACACUUUCUCUGGUGUGUGUAGAUAUUUCCCCACAGAUCUAAUUGGCAAUAAGCUUGAGAAGUAUGCAGUUGUUGUUGUUUUAAAUGAAGGUAGAGUUCAAAUGGUUAUAAAGAGAGGCAAAAUACUCUGGGGAAGGAGGAAAAAACCAACCGCGAACCCACCCCUAUAAUGAAUAUCAUAAUUUGGUAAGAAGAAACCAUCCAUUUAAGAAAGAAAUCUAAUCUUUAAAAUGUAGCUUAAAAUCUGCUUUCUAACAUCAUCUCCAGUAAAAGUAUGAUUAAGAAAGGGUAAAGAAUUUCCAGUUCUCAAUUAACACUUGCAUUGUCCUUAAAAUGCCAGACUGAGCUCAGUCCAGAGCAUUUGCCUUGCUUGUGUUCAUAAUGCAAGACGUUCUUCAGCCAUUGACAUGAAUGUUGUGUGUGACUUGGCUCGCAUCCGUACAUCACGUUGAGCAACUAUCUGAACCCAUGUGUUGAGCAGUGCACCUGUUCCCCUGCUUGUGGCAUUCUGUGCAAUUCCAUAGGUAGAUCUUUGCUGGUGGAUGCUUGCAGUGGGCGUUGGACUGGAUGACAAUCUUUUACUGUGUGUAGUCAGUGGUCUGUGCAGCAGUCUUCCCCAACCUGGUGCUCCCUAGAUGUUUUGGACAAUAACACCCAUAAUCUCUUUACCAUUGGCCAGGCUGACUGUGGCUGAUGGGAUAUGUAGCCCAAGCAUCUGGAGGGCACAAGCUUGGCCUAGGAAUUUAGACAGGAUCCUCAUGUUAUGUUAGGAGUCCUUGUUUUCUUUCCUGUAAGCCUUCAUAACUGCUUCUGACACUUUCCUCCCUGUGUGUGCUCCUGUUUCAUAAGGAAACUUGCUAUCUUCCUCGAAGGGCAAUCUGCCAGCCUUGCCAACGUGUGUCAUCUCUCAAAAAGUUGUCAGAAAGUUGCUAUAACAACUGAAUUUUAAGUAAGCCGUUGCCUGAUUGGUGGAAGUAUAUUGUAUUUUGUGUGUUUGUGUGUGUGAUUUGUAACUGGCAAUACACCAGUCUUUGCUAAACUGCAGAGUUAACUGUCAUGCAUUUUUAAAGGUGCUUCCUUGGGAUGAUGUAAUGCUGUUUGGUCCUAAUGCACUUGAAUUGCCUUUCGACACUCAGAAUCUGGAGUAAAAGAACAGAUUUCUCCAUUUGUCUGAUAUUUAUGUGAAAUGGCUCCCAUAAUCUGUGGUAAUGUGUACAAAAACAGAAGGCAAUACUUAAUGUGUGUUACGAUGUCUUAAGAGGCUCUUAACUUAGUUUUCUUCCCCUAUGCUGCACUUGAGAAGCAAUAGCUUUUAAAAAAUGUUUUUAAAAAUUCAUGCUGGCAUAAGCAAUACCUAUAAAUAUGUUGACUUUCCAGCAAGCCAUUCAUCUAAAUAUUCUGGUGUGUUGCAGGGUAAACAACCAGAUAUUCUAAUUUUACUAAAAUGCAAAUAGUUUGAAAUGUGUAUGUUGUAGAUUAGGUUUGUGUUUAUGGGGAAGAAACCACAUACUUACUGCUUUAGUUUUAUAUUAAGUUUUUAAAAAUAUAAAAUGGUAGAAAAUCUUUUUUUUUAUUUUAAGUGUUAUUUCUGUUCCCAGACUUUGGUACUAGGGAAGUUGAGCCAAAAUUAGAAAAGGCUUUACAAAGAAAACUAAGUGUUUUUCUUUGAAUUGUCCAUGCUGCUCUGUUUCUGUAUUACUCAGAAUAUAUUAUAUUUAUUGUGGAACUCAAUGGCAUGUUGCAGAAUAUACUUGCAGAACACACACACAACCCAUUCCGUAGGGGCCCUUACAUAAUUCACCCUCCUUUAAGAGCCUCAUUUCUGAAAAUAAGCGAGGGCUCUGUGCGUCAUGUGAAUUCUGUUGUCCUUUCCCCCCACCCUGCAUCAUUCUUGAGAUGAAGUUGUCCUCAAAACGGACCUUCUCCUCUGAACUGCAACCCUGUCUGCAGAGCUUGCUCAAGCAGAUGAGAGCUGGAGUCAUGUGCCUGCACGGGUUUCGCUAUGAAUGCACACAUUGCCUCCCUGAAAUGCCUCUUGCUCUGUUGAAAGCACCAGCAUCCAAUUGUAUCCUCACUCCAGAGAGAAUUUUAGCCUCAUUAAAGAAUUCUAUAAUUCAUGUUUUUUAAACAACAACAAUAAAGCUUCCUUUGUUGCCAGUGACUUUGAUCUAACCAAUCCUUGCAUUUUUAGAGGAUUAUCUUGGUCACAUCCUGGUUCCUUUCUGCUUUAGGGAAUAACCUUAUGCUCUUGCCUCUUUUUACUGGACCAGCUGAUGUGUUAAGUACCAAAUGGUCCCGUCUCUCCCCCGCCCGCCCCCCUUGGCCUUCUGCCUGGCUCAGUGCUGUGGCCUUGUCUUGAACUCAUAAGUAGAAAUAAAGUUUGCCGUUCUCUCUUUGGGUUUAUUUUAUCCUUAAUUGUGGCAAUGAAUGUGUCAGCUCCGCGGCUAUAGGCAUUUUUUCUUUUUAAUGUGACUUAUGUCAUCUUGCUCUUCUGAGGCUCAGGGAAGGUUACGGUAUGAAAAGCAUACAAUAAAAUAUUAAUUAAAAGUGAAGCAAAACAAAACACGCAAACUAAUCAGUGUGAUGGAUGGUGACUUUCCUGCACUUCUGAGCUCUUGGUUUCUGCAUGUGCCUCUUAACGUCCUGACCUUCUGCAAGCCUCUUUACGUCACAGUGGCUUUUUCUGAUGUCACAACAGGUCUCUACAAACAGAGAGGUUGUGUCUUCCCUCGGUUUGCCAUUGACUUUGCUUUUUUGUUGUGGACAGAGCAGCCUCUCUGCUUAGAACAAGUAGUAAUGGGAUUUGGAAAAGGUUAGAAUUUUCUGAAGUCAGUGGCGUAGCAUGGGGGCGGACACAGGGCCAGUUGCCCUGGGCGCAAAAUUGCUAGGGGGCACAAAAAUUCAACAGCUGGCGAUGCCUCGGUAUAGCUACAUGCUUCCAUUGCUGGGCUCCAUUGAAAGUGGCUUCUCCAUGAGAACCAGGAAGUGACCUCUCCAGAAAAUGGAACGACUCUUCUUUUCUUAUCUCUGCAGCUGCAAUCUCCUAGGUGAUGUGGACACUAUUACACAGUUGAAUGUACAUGUGUACUCCAUCCAUUUCCCUCCCUCCAACUCCCCCUCCACUCGGCCCCAGGCACUGGCAACCCACGCUAUGCCACUGCCUGAAUUCCUUGAAUGCUACGCAAGUAUUGCUCAGACUUUUGUAUGACGUCUUUUGGGAUUCUGUAGGAACAUAGGACUAUAAUGUUUGGCAGUUUUUCUAUGUUUUUGGUGUUCUUAUUUUUAUCUGUAAGCCUCCUUGAUUCUUUAUCAAGGAAAAGAGCAGGAUAUAAAUAAAUAUAUAAGAUGAUAAUGACAAAGAAGCUGCCUUAUACUGAAUCAAACCUUUGGUCCAUCUAGGUCCCAGUUGUCUAUGCUGACUAGAAGGAGUUCUCCAGGGUUUGGGGCAGGCAGGAGUCUCUUCCAACUCUGUCUGGAGAUGUUGGGGAAGAUGCUCUGCAACAGAGUUACGUCCCUUCCCCAUUGUAAGUAAGCAAGGUAGAUAAGGAAAUGUAGCCAUCUUGCUCGAGAGGAGCUUUGAGACAUCUAUGGAGCUUGAAAGUUGUAUUCACUGAGUAUAAAGUUGUAUUCACUUAGAGCCAGUGUCGUGUAGUGGUUAAGAGCGGUAGUCUCGUAAUCUGGGGAACCGGGUUCACGUCUCCGCUCCUCCACAUGCAGCUGCUGGGUGACCUUGGGCCAGUCACACUUCUUUGAAGUCUCUCAGCCCCACUCACCUCACUGAGUGUUUGUUGUGGGGGAGGAAGGGAAGGAGAAUGUUAGCCGCUUUGAGACUCCUUCAGGUAGUGAUAAAGUGGGAUAUCAAAUCCAAACUCUUCUUCUUCUACAAGAGCUUUUCCAGAUCCUUAUCCCAUAUUUCCAGGCACAUCUUGUUUUUGUUUUUGUUUUAAACAUAUUUUUUUAUUAAAGAUUUCUUAGUUUACAAAAGUAUGUGUAAUGUCUCUUUUUUCAAGUUACGUUUUCUACAGAUCAGUUUCAUUUGUUGAGACAUUAGUGUUACAUUAGGAAGAAAGGGGGGGAGAGGUGGAGGGGGCCAUGGUGAGUUGGGGUGGAGUCCGGGUGGCGAUGUUUCUAUUUUACUUAACGUAUGUGUGGGGUUUUGUGUCAGCGUCGCUUGUGUGGGUUCUCUUUACUAUUCGCUUGUGUUCCUUUGGUGGUGAGAGAGGUUGGGGCUGGCCUAGGGUGUGGUUGUUUGUUUGUGAUUGGCUGUGGUGAACUUUGUUUUCAUGUGUGAGUGGGUGGGUGGGUGUUUUUGAAUCAGGUUAGCCCUAUUGAUUCGUAUGCUGUUGGUGGAUUCUUGUCGUUGUCUUGUCGGGCUGUGCAUGUGAUAAAAGGGAGCCAUACCGGGGUGAAGGUGCCUUCUUCCAUUUGUCCCCGUGUCAGUUUCAGUUUAUUGGUUAUUUUUUCUAAUAAGGCUGUUUCCCAUACUGUUUGGUACCAUUGGUCCAUGCUUACUCCACAACUUGUUAAAAAAGGAAAGGAAAAAAGAGCAUUGCUCUUGAUUCGUGAGGAACUAGAAACCUUAAGAAAAUUUGAGAUCCACAGUAAUACUAACGUUGUGCCCAUGACAUCACAAGACAAAACACUCUGGCAGUGGCCAGACGACCUUUUAGUAUUCAUACAUGGAACUUUUACCUACCUUGUUAUAAUUUAUUUCCUCUGCUAUUUAUGCAAGUUGCUCCAUAAAGGACAAAUGGGUUACUUUGAAGUUUUUGCUUGAGUAACUGCCCAGAAAAUUAAAAGGAAUUAUGUACAACCAACCGCAGUAUCAUUUCGUGGAGGUAAUUUGACAGGAGAAAGUUUCACACUGUUUAAUAAUAAGAAGCACCUGCACUGGAGUUGGGAGUUUGUAUUUUACUGACUGUAAGCAGCCUCUGACGUAUGGGAAGUUAUUUCCCAAGAUACAUAGCUGUAAUUAUGUUCAUGCUGGGAGUCCCAUUAUUUUGCAUCAGCCCGUGAUUUUCAGCAGGUGGAAUAUACCCAAAACUUCUUCCUGGUUUUUGUAGACAUCAAAGGAUAAGACAAAUGCCAGGUCCCAGACCAAAAGUGCUGUAUAUUACAGUACUCACUGUCUUUCCAUUGGUGCCGAGUGAGUCAGAGCCCUCUAAUAGAUAUCUCUGGUAAGAAGGAACAGAUGGAUCUUGCUCAGGGCAUUUGAUCUGGCAAGGGACUAUUGCAUGAGUGGAACUGCUGGGAAACAGCUUAAUUGUUAUGGUAAAACGUUUCCAAUGUACUGUACAGUGGUACCUUAGGUUAAGUACUUAAUUCGUUCCGGAGGUCCGUUCUUAACCUGAAACUGUUCUUAACUUGAAGCACCACUUUAGCUAAUGGGGCCUCCCGCUGCUGCUGCGCCGCCACCGCACGAUUUCUGUUCUCAUCCUGAAGCAAAGUUCUUAACCCAAGGUACUAUUUCUGGGUUAGCGGAGUCUGUAACCUGAAGCAUAUGUAACCCGAGGUACCACUGUAUUGUUUUGUCCCUUUGGAAACCUGAUAAAUUCUUUCACGGCUUGUGAAACAUGUUGGGAUGUGGACAUGGAGCAAAAUGUGAACUACAGUGGUACCUCAGGUUAAGAACUUAAUUCGUUCUGGAGGUCUGUUCUUAACCUGAAACUGUCCUUAACCUGAAGCACCACUUUAGCUAACGGGGCCUCCUGCUGCCGCACAAUUUCUGUUCUCAUCCUGAGGUAAAGUUCUUAACCUGAGGUACUAUUUCUGGGCUAGCAGAGUCUGUAACCUGAAGCGUCUGUAACCUGAAGCGUCUGUAACCCGAGGUACCACUGUAUACUGUGCACCAUGAACAAUGCUCUCAAGUGACAUCAAUUACAGGGACAGAAGCUAUUUUAUUCUGAAAUAAAUUAAUAUUUUAUAUCCUGACAUUAGUGUGCUUGUGUAGACACAUGUUGGAUCACGGAUACACACGGAGUGAAUACAGCAAAAAAACAAAGGGGGGGGAUCUGAUAAUUGUGGAUUAGUUUAAUGCAGCAAACAUGAACUCAGGUAGACAGAAAGUCUGAUGGCUGGAACCCAAAUCCUGCAAACCGAGUUAAGUCAAAGAAAUAAAGAACUGCGUAUUGCAUGGUGACCGCAGGCACACAAUGUGCCUGCAUAGUUCUACCUUGAUACCCACAAGGUCUCCUCACCGUACGUUUUCUCAUAUUGAAAGAAGAUCCAUUCGGGCAAGUGGGAUACUUCCCUACCAACCUGUCUGCCUCCAUCUGUCUGCCUUCUUACUUACAGCCAGUCCAGGCCAUGGCAGCAGAAAAGCUGAGGAUGGGAACAAGACUAGUUGACCCUGCCUGCUGUUGGCUUGGGCACUGCCUACUGCUUGGGCUCCCCGUGUUCUGCUCCAACAGUCUUGAUGGGCACCAGCUACCACUGGCUUGAAAGAAGCACUUGCUGCUGCGGUCAGUUGGGUGUGGGGUGGUGUCCACGACAGUUUCUCUGGUUUGUGAAUGUGCUGCAGCGCUUAAGAUAACGUUUGUAAGUGCAUUAACUGAUCUAGAAGUUCUAGCCUUUAGUUCUUCCUCCACCACCACCUUGGAUGUAAUUCUGAAAAACUCAGUGAAACAGAAUGCUGGAGAAUGGUGUGAGUGUACAGAUGGUUUCACUGAUCCUAAAUGUAUAGUGGAAGUGCAUUCAAGGCACUGCCAAGUUUGAAGCCACAACGAAAACCAUGUCGCUGAGAGCCACAAUGACUUCCCCCCACUUUUCACUCCCCACCAGCCCUGCUUCUUUCCUCCAGUUCUUGCUGCUGUUUUGCAUCCCCCCCCCAAUCCUCUUUCAACAAGGAUUCACCACUCCUUUCCCGUACUGGGCAGCUAUCUGCCUAACUCUUAUUUCACCUAUCUCACCCAUUUUAAGACCCACAACAGCUCUUUGUCCCUGCACCUCCUCCUUAAAAUGCAAUGAUGCUUAAGGAGUGCAUAGUGCUUUAUCAUGUUCAAAGGAAGUCACAUGCAUUUUCUAGCUGUAAACCUUUCAGAAACUUUUAUGAGAUAAACCAGUAUUACUAGCCACUCUCCCCUUCAUUGCAAGGUGUUGUGCUCUGUGGCGCAGCAAGGCUCAAAGAGGGUGUAGGGCAAGGCGAGAUUCACAAGAAAAGGUGAAAGAAGGUUCAGGGGGGAUAACAAGGCAAAGUGAAGCAAGGCAGAGUUCACGCUGAAUGCAAGGCAGAGAUCAGGGUGGCAGGAAGGCAAGGAUCAGGCUGUGUUCCAGGGGACACAGAGCUCUAAAGCUGCCCCAGCAAGGAACAAGCUGAAACUGAUCCCUGCAAAGCAGAUGUUCUGCCACUAAGCUUAUGGCCCUUCCCUAGUUUGAGCUUGAGACUUCCAGAUGUGUAGCUCAGUCUCUAUGCCACUGCACUGUGCCCUGUGUCAGCUUUAGCUGGGUAUAAAGCAUAUCUUUAAAGCAAUUUGCCCCUCAAAGAUUCUUGGGAACUGUAGCUUACUCCUAGCCUUGCUGCUAGUCCCAUUGUGCAACCCAGCCUUUCCCAACCAGGUGCCCGCCAGAUGUUUUGAACUGCAGCAUUCAUCACUGAUGGAUGUUGACCUCCAAAACAGACCAGGAGGCAGCAGGUGGCUGUUGUAACCCAUGAAUUCAGAAGACUUAGGUUUGCUUUGACUGCACUGGAACUAACUGAAGGUUGCAGUUUGGACUCAAGGUUGAGAAAGUCUGUAAACCGAGAUAUGCUUCCUUUGGUUUGCUUUGACUUGGCCUUGUAAUUAUAUGGAAUGUUUUUUAAAAAGCCCGUUCCAGGUUCCAGGUCUCACAGCUGCAUUCCCUCCCUUUUAACAUAUCUAAAUGAAUCAGGCCUGUCCACCUUGGAAAACAUGGAUUGUAAAUGUCAGUGUCAGUCUUCUCCUUGCACUGCUUCUCAGAAGAUAGAGCUUGGCAGGAUGUGUGCCUAAGAGCAGAUCUUGGUGUUCCAACAGUUUAGCUAAUUCUAUUGCAGAUUGAUAGGGGUGUUUAUAGGUGGCCAUUCAUUUUGGACCAUAAAGAAGGCUGAGCGCCAAAGAAUUGAUGCUUUUGAAUUAUGGUGCUGGAGGAGACUCUUGAGAGACCCAUGGACUGCAAGAAGAUCAAACCUAUCCAUUCUGAAGGAAAUCAGCCCUGAGUGCUCACUGGAAGGACAGAUCCUGAAGCUGAGGCUCCAAUACUUUGGCCACCUCAUGAGAAGAGAAGACUCCCUGGAAAAGACCCUGAUGCUGGGAAAGAUGGAGGGCACAAGGAGAAGGGGAUGACAGAGGACGAGAUGGCUGGACUGUAUUCUCGAAGCUACUAACAUGAGUUUGACCAAACUGCGGGAGGCAGUUGAAGACAGGAGUGCCUGGCGUGCUCUGGUCCAUGGGGUCAUGAAGAGUCGGACCACGACUAAACGACUAAACAACAACAACAACAUUCAUUUUGGAUGGCUUCUGGAGUGGGGAAGAAGUGACAACAGUAAAUACCUCUGAAAAAAAAUUCUUUCCAACACCCUAAGUGCCUUGAGACUUUCUUUUGUCCCCUAAAUACAUUUGUGCUGCUGUUUGUGCUGACCACUGUAAAACUAUGUUGAAUGCAAAGCUGAAUUAUCUCCCUAUUCCUCAAUAUUUAUAUAUCUAGAAAUAUCAUCCAUGGUUUUGCUCCCUCGGUUGCUUGCAGCUGGUCUGUUGCAGAUCUCUGUCCCCAGUGUUGUAAGGCUCACAACAUAUUCAGAACUUGAGUUAAUUCAGGUUCAGAGUUUCAGUUUGCAGCCCGCUGCUCAUCUCCCCAUAGUUCUUUCCUCAUACAUCUCUGCCCAAGACCUAUACUCUGAGAUUUUCCUGUUCACUCGAAGUCUCUGCCCUGCCACCAUGGUCUGUAUGCUGUCUCUGAAGCUGUCUACCUGUGUGACGCAGCCUCUUUUCCUCCUCAAAACUCAGCUCUUCUGUGGUAUAAACCUCCAAGUUUCCAUGUCCAGUUGUAACUUGGCCCAUAGCUAAACUUAAGCAGGCACAAUGGAAACAGCCACAAAUUGCUUCUUUGUUCAUCCCAUUUCUGCCUUCCUCCUCUCCUGGUGAAAUUUGGAUUGUAAACUCCUUGGGGCAUGGACUUUUCCUGUAGUACAUACUGAUGGCACUACACAAAUUCUACCACUGUAGCUACUACCAAUAAUUGUAGUAAAUAAUAAUAAUGAUUAGUUCACAAGACCAUGGUGCAUCUGUAUGUGUAUGUGUAGAUUUGUUAGUGUCUUCUCCAACCCUGGUGCUCACAAUCCCUGACCAUUAGGCAUGCUGGCUGGGGAUGAUGGGAGUUGUAGCCGAACAACAUGUGGAGGACACCAGGUUGAGGAAGGUGGCAGUGGGGAACCGUCCAUUGGGUCACAUUAUUUAAAAUGUUACUGAAUGUGAGAAGAAAGAUAACAGUAAUAACAGACAUAAAAAUCCUGAUUCCCCCUUCCGUCCACCCUUUUCCAUGAGCAUUAUGACUAAAUUUUCUUUCCUUAGCAGCAGUGCUGCUACUUAACACAGUGUUUUCAGGAAGCGUAACUGUAAUCUUGUCAUUUGCGCAGGCACGUUUUCCUUAAUUUUUGUUAUCUCUUUUCUUUCAGCUGGGCCUCAAAAGCUUGGUGUGGCCUUUCAGAUAUUUUCCAGAAAGGGAGGUGCAUAUUUCAAGAGGUCUUGAACUUCUGGGAAAUGAGCCUGGAGCAAAGGGGAAGGGCCUGACGGCCGCCACCCCUGGUGUAAAGCAUUUCCUGAGGGAUACGGCAAAACUGGUAAGUCCGGAAAUAAGGAUUGCAUGUGAGACUGGCACACUAAAGGUUGUCUCCACUUCUUCAGUGGAGUUUCCUGUUCAGGGGAAGGGGUGGCAGCAUAGCUGUCAACGUUUCCCCUUUUUUAAGGGAAAUUCCCUUAUUCCGAAUAGGAUUCCUCGCAAGAAAAGGGAAAAGUUGACAGCUAUGGGUGGCAGCCAUGUCCCAGGAGCACGGCCGGAUUUACGUAUAAGCUAAAUAAGCUAUAGCUUAGGGCCCCACUUGGGCCCCCCCUAAAAAAUUAAAGGAAAAAAAGAUGUACAUUUCCAAAAUAUAAGAUAAAAAACAAAAAUAAAACCUACAUACAGUAACAGUUUUUUGUGUUGUGUAGGCUCCUGUGAUGUAAGCAAUGGGCCCCGCCUGCUAGCCUGCUCCCUAAAAUAUCACUGGUUUGCUCAUUUCUAUAUAUAGGGUGCCUACAUUCUGCAUGUGCAAAUGGCUUUAGAUACCUAUUAGGUCCAUAAAUUACCAUAUAGCAUUUAUUCAACACAAAAAACAGCGAGAAUUUGUCGUUGACAAAGGACAGCUGGACAUAUAAAGGGCCCCAUUACCUUCAGUAGCUUAGGACCUCAUCAAAUGUAAAUCCGGCCCUGGCUAGGACGCUUCCCCUCCUGUGUCCAGACCAGUGGAAGGGAGGUGAUUCUGGAGGCAGGAAAAUACGCUCCUUUCCUUUGCCUUCCUCCUGAAACAUCCCUAUAUAGCACAGCGAAUUGAGCUGUCCCCCCCCUUUUUUAACCUCAUGACAACCCCCAAACCCUGUCCUUCUACAGGACACUUACUGCAAGCUGUUAGGGGCUUGAGCAAGACAAUUUGCUACCCUGGGCUCCUUUUGAGGAAUGGCAGGAUAUAAAUUUAACAUACAAAAAAAAAGCAGUUCCUUUUAUCCUUGUUCCCCCAACUUCACAUCUGCAGGGCUUUGUUACCUUUCUGUUUACGCUUUUUCAGAAGUGUUCACACCUUGGCAAGAGAUAAAUUAGAAACAGCUUAAGGAGGCCAGUUAGCGUAAAGCUGGUUUGAGAAGCAGCACCUCAAACAGUAGCAUUUCAUAACAAAGGGCAUGAUGUAUUUGCAUUUUUGUUAUGUGAUCAUGGAUUAAAAACCCAGUGAGUGUGCAGUACAUUGGAGUGUGAGCACAGCCUAAUUGUUCUUGCUGCCUUCUGUUAUUUUACAUUUAUUUGCACUCCACACACUAUGCAGUUAUUCCUCCCUCCUCCAUCCCUGCAGCUGAAUGGACACACUCUUUUAAGUCUUUGGAAAUCUUCUGGCAUGUAUGAGAACUUUAAAUCUCUAUUAUCCUUUUGCCUAGUACAUUCUGGGGGGAAGUAGGAGUCGAACUUGCCAACCACAACUUUAACCUUGGCAAAUUCCUUUCUUUUUGCUCAUCUUUUUGCUAUUGUGUAUAUGUAAAUGUUUAUCCUUGGUCAAUGUGGAGUUGUGCCAGUUUGUGGUGUUAUAUGCACAACAUAAAAAGAAAAUAAAAAAUUUGGGUGGGGAGGGGGUGUUGAGGAGAAGCAGAUGAUGGCAACUUUGAGGAUGGUUAUGAAUCUUAUUUCCUAGUAAAGCUUUGUUUUGAAAUAGAGAGGCUUGGUAAAUCUUUAGCUCCAUGGAAGGAACAGGUGUCAUAGUAGCUUUGUGGCAGAGUACCUCUUUUACAUGCAGAAGGUAUGAGGUCCAAUCCUGGCAGCCCCAGUUAAGUGGAUUAGGUACUGUAGAGAAGAAGAGGAGUUUGGAUUUGAUAUCCCGCCUUUCACUCCCUUUAAGGAGUCUCAAAGCGGCUAACAUUCUCCUUUCCCUUCCUCCCCCACAACAAACACUAUGUGAGGUGAGUGGGGCUGAGAGACUUCAGAGAAGUGUGACUAGCCCAAGGUUUCCCAGCAGCUGCAUGUGGAGGAGCGGAGACGCGAACCCGGUUCCCCAGAUUACAAGACUACCGCUCUCAACCACUACACCACACUGGCUCAGAGGUUCUGAGAAAUACCCCUGCCUCUGAGAUAGAGAUGGGCCUCCACCGGUUAGUAUUUGGGCUAAAAGACCAGUUAUUUGUGUCAUGGACAAAGAAGGAAGGAAGAAACUAAACAUUACACAUUUAUUUAUUUUGUCUCUCCUCUCCUCGGCUGCAGCUGCAUUCAGCUGCAGGAUGUAUAGUGUAUGCAUUUGUGGGUGUGUGGGUGUGCGUGUGUGUGUUAUAAUUAUAUUGCCCGUGAUGUUCUUGAGCAGCUGAACAAACGCAAGAAAUUGCCAGCAAAACUGCCUUGCUGGCUCAGCCACGAUUCUGUAAUACUGCAUAUCAUAAAGCGUGAGACAGAUCCCACAAAUCCCCCCCCUUUUUUUGAAUUAGCAACACAGCUGGUGCAAACCUCUUGGUAGCAAGGAGGACUUUUCACCUGCAGGACUGUUUAUUUUGAAUGCAUGAAAUCCAUGUAAAAUAGUCGUUGCCAGCCUACUCAGACCUUGGGGCCCCUGGAUAGUUCAGGAGUUGCUGCCCUCUUCCUCCUUCUUUACCGUUUGUUUGUGGCCAUGCUGUCAGGGCUUAAUGGGAGUUGUUGUCCAAAACAUCUGGAAGGCACCAGUCGUGAGUUCCACCCCAACUGGACAAAGGCCAACGAUGAAGAAUUAAGUUACAGUGGUACCUCUGGUUAAGAACUUAAUUCGUUCCGGAGGUCCGUUCUUAACCUGAAACUGUUCUUAACCUGAGGUACCACUUUAGCUAAUGGGGCCUCCCACUGCUGCCAAAAUUCUGUUCUCAUCCUGAAGCAAAGUUAGGUACUACUUCCAGGUUAGCAGAGUCUGUAACCUGAAGCAUUUGUAACCCAAAACGUUUGUAACCCGAGGUACCACUGUAUAUCUAUUGUACAAUUUGUAAAGGAUAGAUCUGGGAUCACCCAACUUUUUGAGGCUGGGGGCACACUUGGAAAUCUGAGACAUGCCACACAAAACACCCCUUUCAUUGAAGAAAACGGUUGAUGUUCAUAUCCUGCCCACAACAAACAAAGCAGAGACCAAAAGAAGUCGGCACACCUCACCCUGAAAAAACAGGAAAACCCUGUUUGCAAAAAAACAAAACAAAAAAAGAAGGAAACCCCAACAACCUCAUUAAAACUAAAUAAAUAAUGGGAGGGACUGGGGACCUUGGAAAGCACCAAGGGGAUAUGAGGGCACCAUGUUGCAAUGUCAAGAAGCUCAUAGUUGGAUAGGGCUUAAGAGUACUCAAAGUGGUGUUCAGAGCCAGUUCAGUCUGCCAAUAUCUAGUCAAACAUUGAGCAAUUUCUUUUGAAAUAGGACUCUUUCAUUUGUGGAUGUACUUGUUUACUUGAUUCCUUCAUGCCUGUGGGUCUGUUUGGUUUGGGCCAUGCGGGGCUAUUGAUAAGGGACAUUACUUUGUACCUUGGCCAAUACAGCGCUUCGUUUGCACAAAAAAUGAGCAACUGGAGGACUAGUGUCACGUUUACAGUAGGUGUGUGCAUGUGAACACCUUCGCAUUGUUGAAAGCCAAAUAAAUGCAGGGCAUUACCUAACUAAACUUGAGGCAGCGCAAUAAAGACCUGUGCUAAAGUAUAUUUCAAGUAGCUUUAACAUAAUUGCUGUAUGAUUCGGAGCCAUGUUGCAUAAUGCCCAUUAGUUUCCAUAGCCUAGAGCAGGGCUCCCCAAACAGUGAUCUGCCGGCUGACAGUGAUCUGUGAGCUUCGUUCAGGUGGUCCUUGGUGCCUUGUGCUUGGAGACAGGAGACGUCACAUCCAUCACGCUUAAUAGUCAUAUUGAUUUUCAUUUCUUUUAUAUUUUGCUUACAUUUCUUGAUUCUGUGGAGUACAAUAUGUAAGAAAUAAAAGAUGCAAUAACAAUGCAAUUUUUUAAAAAAUACGUAACAGUAACAGGAGGUUCUCAGGAAAAUAAGAGUCCUUUCAUGCAAUCGGCAGCAUAGCACUGCUUGCUGGUGCCUGGGGCAGGCACACUUGCACUGGGUGGGUGGGGCAUCAGCCCAGCCCUUGAUGCUGCCAGAGCGACCCCAUCCUCUCCUCCACUGGUGCAAAGUGGGGCCAUGCUGCUGGGGGAGCCCAGUCAGCUGAUGUGGUCUUUGGUGGGUGGAGAGGAGCACCGGGCUGGGAUGCGUUGCGGCACCUGCCUGGGGGCUCCUGGUUUGUGCCCCCUCAAAAAUUGUGUGCCCGGGGCUACAGCACCCCGGCACCCCCCCCACGCUACGCCCCUGUGUGCAGUACUUUUCUGUCCAUGGAAUAAGGCCAGCCACUUUAUAUGUGCUGAUUGUGAUGAGACAUAUAUGUUUGCUUUUUAGCCCAGGGCUGUUUGCUCCAGGACCCAGGACCCAGCGCAGCAUCCAGCUAAAUCAUUGUGCGUGCGUGAUGGCUUCUGUGAGCACAAUGGAACUUCUCCUUCCCUCUCAUAUCCCUGUCCCCAAAUCUGCUCUGGAGGGUUAGGGGGAAAACCCUAGAGGGCAUUUGGGUAGUGCAGGGGUGGGGGAGGGAGAGGGAGGGAGGAAGGGGAAGUUACGUUGUGAUUGCAAAAGCAUUCAGCACGUGGGAUGGUUUAGCUGAAAGCAACCCAUAGGCCACAUUAACAUCAUGCAUUUAUAGCAGUAUCAUGCUUUCUCCAAAGAAUUCUGGGAGCUGUAGUUGGUUAGGGGUGCUGAGAGUUGUUAGUAGACCCUUAUUGCCCCUGUAAUAUUAUUACAUAGCGGCUUAGCAAUCAGUUCCUCUUCACAGGGAACUCUGGUACAGUAAUUAUAGUUCUGGGAGGAGAAGAGGGGCCUCUUAACAAUUCUCAGCACCAUCAUCAAACUACAGCUCCCAGAACUCUUUGGAGAAAGCCAUGGCUGUUUAAAGCGGCAUGAUAGCACUUUAAAUGUAUGUUGUGAAUGUGGUCAUAGUGUGAAGGUAUGCAAUUACCGUAUUUUUCGCUCUAUAAGACGCACCAGACCACAAGACGCACCUAGUUUUUGGAGGAGGAAAACAAGAAAAAAAAUAUUCUGAAUCUCAGAAGCCAGAACAGCAAGAGGGAUCGCUGCGCAGUGAAAGCAGCAAUCCCUCUUGCUGUUCUGGCUUCUGGGAUAGCUGCGCAGCCUGCAUUCGCUCCAUAAGACGCACACACAUUUCCCAUUACUUUAUAGGAGGGAAAAAGUGAGUCUUAUAGAGCAAAAAAGACGGUAUCUUGCUUCUGAAUCAAAGGGCAAAUAGGAGUUUCGUCACUGUUUGGAAAGGGAACUCCCCUAGAUCCUUAUGCUGUGAGUAAAAAGCCUUGCCUUCCAUGGUAGGAUGAAAAUACAAGAAAUCAUAUCUGGUGCAUUGUAACUCUUUGGCAUUUUCUGCUUAUUUCUCCUUGUCAUCAUUUGUAAGGAUGCGUAAUCCUUAAUUCUCAAACUCCUUACGUUGAUUCAAGGUGAAUAAUCUUAACUCCGGUUCUUGUCUGAAGCUGUCUUCUAGCCUAGUACACUAUUUAUUUCUCAGUUUUUUGUUUUCUAAACCAGCCGUGUAACAAAAUAGAACACAUUUCACAGUUCAGUGAAUUGACAUCUGCAACAGGAUGCUAUUCCCCCCCUUGUCUUAAUUUGUUGUUGUUUUUUUAAUUGGUUCCCCCACCCUUCAGUUUGAAUUGCAUUUUUAAUUGGGUUGGUUCAUGCAGUUUUCUUUUUUGAAAGCAACAACAGUGAUAUUGCAUCAUGUUUCCAAUUUCUGCUCCUGGCAGAUCACCUUCAUCUCAGAGUCUUUCCUACUUAAAGCAUUUGCAGAAUUCUGUUGCACCUCUCCUUCGUACCAGCAGCUGGGCAGGUGGCCUGAGGAUUUGGCAGUGUGGCAAUUGUGUGCAGAAUUUUAAGUUUUGGAAACCAGGCUGCAGGAAGGUCAAAAUCUCUGGGUGCACUACCCAUGCUGCUACUUCCCAGCCCCCCCCCAAAAAAAAAGACAGGGGGGGAAGGGGAGAAGAAAAGAGCAAAUCAGCUUAAUCUGGCUAGCCUGUUAUCAGUUAGUUAGACAAAACAGACUGUGCUAAGUAGAGUCUAGGGAGACCUGUAUUUUAGAUGAAGAUGACUCUGGUUUACACAUGCUAUUAUAUGCAUUAGUGACCUCUACUGGAGAAGGACAGAGCAGAGUGUGCCUUAGCAAGUGUGUUGUGUUUAGCUUAGUGAUAGCUUUUGCUAGCACAUGGCUGUUGCUGCCUAAUUGGACAGAUUGAGCACUUCAGUGGUCUGGGCUGGAGGGGGAGGUGGGACUGCCUACAAUAGCUGCACAGCGGUUGGAGCAAAUGUAAGAUUCCUUCUAAUCCCAGCACACUCCUAUGCAACAAAAUUAAUGUAACAAGGAUAUAGGAAGGAAAUUCUAUAGAUGCAAGAAGUACAGGGCUGAACAGCUUGGAGCUUUCUGCACUGUGUUGUGGGAUGCCUUAGGUUGUCUCUUAACUGUGACCUUGAAUAGGAUUGGUCUAGACUAGGGGUAGCCAACAUGGUGCCCCCCCCCAGAUGUUGCGGGACUCCCAACUUUACAUGAGCUCCAGUCGGCAUGGCCAAUACAGUCGUACCUUGGUUUUUGAACAGCUUAGUUCUCAAACGUUUUGGCUCCCGAAUGCCGCAAGCCCAGAAGUGAUUGUUCCGGUUUGCGAACUAUUUUUGGCAGCCAAACAUCCGACGGGGCUUCCGCGGCUUCCGAUUGGCUGCAGGAGCUUCUUACAGCCAAUCAGAAGCCGCGCUUUGGUUUCCGAAUGUUUUGGAAGUCAAACAGACUUCCAAAACGGAUUCCGUUUGACUUCCAAGUUACGACUGUAUUAAGGGAGGAUGGCAGUUAAUAGUCUGACAACAUCUGGUUGGGGAAGCCUUUUAGACCAUUCUCCUCCUCCUCCUCCUUCCUCAUAAGAUACACAACAAAAAACUAUAAUACAGCACAUUAGUGAGCAGUUUCAAGCUGUUGUGAUGACCCUACAUAGAGAACAUCAUAUAAAACUCUUUGUAAGCUAUUCAUCCCUGUAGUCUCUAACUACUGGGAAAUAAAUAUUUAAGGAUAAAUAUUAUGUCACACCAUAGCAUUGCUAAGCGUGAACCUCUUGGGUCAGAGAUUUUGUUGGAUCAUAACAUUUAUGUCUAGACAUUUCAGCAACGUGCCACCCUAGACAGCCCAUAGUGGGAAAGCAGAGAAACCUUGUUACAUCCCUCCAGUCUUCUUCCAACAUGUAGUCCACACAAAUAUAAACUUCAAUAGUACUUUGGCUCAGAAUCACUUGUUAACUCUCGGGAAAACAGAUGUAUGUGGGGACGCCAACUCAUAAAGUGCCGUUCAGAAUUGGUAAACAUCGUAAAAAUAUAAAACAGAAAAUAAAAGUGGAAAUCCUAGUUAAACAUUACUUACAGUAUGGGUGCAGGGCGUGAGAUAGGAGAUUCUGGUUUGCUGAGCAAGUUGUUCCUAUAAAGAAGGAAUAUGUUUAGAAAUAAACUCCUCUAUCUCGAUUACGAGGCUUCAUACUAGAGAAGGCUUAACGACAAAGCAUAAUAUUUGUUUCUGUUAAGAUAAGAGUAUGAGUUUCCUUCGGAAACAUGAUAGUAAUAUGUUCCUUCACAGUGGGGUCACCUCAGCAAUAAGGGGUGCUGUAUUUUGGGGGUAUCUGUACUGCUUUUGAUUACAGUGCAGCGGCUGUCAGUCAAGUCAUAGCAUGAUAAAUGUGAGAUUUGUGGUGUAGUAUGUAGUAUGUAGUAGUAUAUCAGCUUGUUAUUUUAAAAAGCUGGAACAAGGCCUUUUGAAGUUAGUUAGGGUUAGCUGUUUUAGGAGACAGCGGGUUAUAUUUAUAUCUGUGUAUGAAACAAAAUGUGAACCAAUUUUGCUUGGAUAUGCUGCAUCAGAAAAAUUUGUCAUAAGCAGUUUUUAUCAAGAAGCGCUACACAAGUUUUGAGUUUGAUUGUACUGUGUGUGGAUAAAUACAGGUAUAUAGGCUGCUGGGCUGGGGAGACGAAUCGUGUUUAUUUUUAUAUGCCUUUGAAGCUUAUCUGAUUCUCUGUAGUUUAUUGCGGUGUGUUAAAUAUUGCUUAUAAGCUGAGUGUUUAAACAGUAUAUAUUGUGAAAAUUAUGGUUUGAGACUGAAGUAUUGGUUCAUGACACCUUAUUAGGUGUAACACACUUCCUAGAGUGUGUAAUUUUGUAUGCUUUUACAACCCUCCCCCCCUUGAUAAAGAGUUUCGUGAAAUUGUGUUGGGAUCACAUCUACUUGCACAGUUAUUUUUGUUUUGUCUUUGACUGUGUACCCAUGCUUAUACCCUGUAACUUGUAAGGCAAGUGUUUGCAUUUUGAGACCCAGCAUGGCAUACCAUCCAAACACUGAUGAAAAUAGGGCUGUCCUAUUCCAUAAUUCACUAUUUAUACCCUGCCCAUCUGACUGGGUUUCUCCAGGCGCUCUUGGCAGCUUCCAACAUAUAUAAAACACAUAAUAAAGCAUUAAACAUUGAAAAACUUCCCUGAACAGAACUUCAUUCAGAUGGUUCAGUGGUUGGAUAACUCCAUACCCUUCAACAUUUCUCCGAUGAAAAUAGGGACAUCCUACCAUACCCUUCAGCAUUUCUCUGAGGGAAGUAGGGAUGUCCUAAGGAAAAGCGGGACAUUCCAGGAUCAAAUCAGAAUCUGGGACAACUUCUGUAAAUCUGGGACUAUCCCUAGAAAAUAGGGACACUUGGAGGAGCUGGUGUGGUGUUCUGCUGGGAUGAGGACCCUGUGGCCUUACAGAUGUUGAAUGACUCCAUCUCCAGCUUCCAUUAGCUUCAGGGUAGCAUGGCCAAUAGUCAGAGAUAAUGGCCCUCAGAUUCCUGGAACGCCACAGGUUCCCCAUCCCUGGUAUAGUGGGUAGGGUGUAUGUCUGGAGGGGGACCCCUGUCUGAAACCCAAGAGAGUGACUGCUCGUCAGUGCUGACAACAAUGAGUUAGAUGGUCUGACUUUAUAUAAGGCAGCUUCCUAUGUUAUUCUGAUCCCUCCUUUCCCCUUCUCUUUGAUCAAGGUGGCCCAACUUUUCAUACCAAGUGGGCCGCAAGAGUACUUCAACACAGAACCCGUGGGCCACAAACUGAAUUAAAAUUCCAUAUCGUAGAUUAAAGUGUUUGCAAUAUAUUUAAGAUGAUUUAAAAUACACAGGUAAUAUAUACCCUCAAAGACACAAUUAAUAGAUUUAAUUAUUAAACAAAGGUAUGCACUUUUGAUAACAACGCACGACACAAUAAAUAAAUUUUAAAGGCUUUAAUAUGUUUUUUUCCUGAAUGUUGAUGAGGGCCGCGAAAAAAAGGCCUUGCCCGCGGGCUGCAGGUUGGAUUACCCUGUCUUCGAUAUAUUCUAUUAUUUCUACAGCCAGGGUGGAGAACCUCUGGUCUUCCAGAUGUUGUUGGACCCACCAUCCUUGACCAUUUGGGCUGUGGCUGAUGGGACUUGGAGGAUGGCAGCUUCCUCAUCCCCUGCUCUGCAAUCUUGCAGGCGUUAGCUAGGCUGUGCUUCCCUUCAAGAGGAUCACUGUGUUUCUGUUUGCUAGCUAAAAGGACAACUAUAGUGGUUACAGGUGAGAAGGAAUUGCAGGCAGACAGGUGGGCAUAGAAAUGCCACAGAAUUCUGCAGGAGGGAUAGUCCCAUUUUGAUUCUUCUUUUGCCAGCCCUCAGCAGGGUAGUAUUUCAUUUUCGCAGGCUACAUAAGUUUUGUGGGCUUAUUUGUAACCUUAGCAGCUGUCAUCACUUUCCAACUCACUCCAUGCUGUUUCACAAUCACAAAAUCUGUCCAUAUAGCCAGAGAAGAAAGAAGAAGAUGUCGAUGGUAUAACAUAUCCAGUCACCUUUUCAAUAACGUGCAGUCUCUCUCUACUCUCCCUUAAAAAAAAUAAAUCUUUAUUUUUGAAUAUGUCCACUAAAUGUGGAAAAUGUUGACUUUUGAUUUUUAACAUCUCCAGCAGGCUUUUAUUGCUGCAAAAAUGCUGUUAUUUAACAUGAGCAGUGAUCAUGUACUAGACACAGAUUCAAACAGGUAGAUGGGGUUUAGACAGAUUAGAGCACCAGUUGUUUUUAGGAAUUGAUACCUAAGGCUCCCUCUGCUUCUCACCUGUAUUGAAAUUGUUCCUCAGAGGCAGUUGUACAUUUUUGCCUAUCUAUCUAUCUAUCUAUCUAUCUAUCUAUCUAUCUAGCUAUCAUCUAUCUCUCUAUCUCUCUAUCUCUCUCUCUCUCUAUCUAUCUCUAUCUAAUUUGUAUUUGUUUCAAACAUCUGUAUUUGUUUCAAACCCUAUGCCCAGGUUUCAGCAUUUGAAACUCCCAUUUUCUAGGUCAGGGGUCAGUAAACUUUUUCAGCAAGGGUCUGGUCCACUGUCCCUCAGACCUUGUGGGGGGCCGGACUAUAUUUUUUUUUGGGGGGGGGAAUGAACGAAUUCCUAUGCCCCACAAAUAACCCGGAGAUGCAUUUUAAAUAAAAGCACACAUACUACUCAUGUAAAAACACGCUGAUUCCUGGACCGUCCGCAGGCUGGAUUUAGAAGGCGAUUGGGCCAGAUCCAGCCCCCGGGCCUUAGUUUGCCUACCCAUGUUCUGGGUGCAUUUUGCGACAGGGAAUUUCAUUAGUGCGAGCAGCUUCUGAGCUCUGGACACAAUACUGCACUUAAUAUUUCAGAUUAAAUCUGCAAAGUGGAAGGAAAGGCGGACCUUUUUCUGCCUCCCCACUUCCAGCUACUCUCUGAAGACUGGAGAAGAGGCCCCCUUAAGAAUAUUAGAGGGGUGGGCAGGGGAAUGACUACUAGCCCAUGUGAAAAAUGAACAUAAUAUUUUAGCUGCAGCUCAUUCAUUUUCAGCUUUGUAUUCUUGUUAUAAAAAAGCUCCCCUAGACAUUCCAUUUUUGCACCCAUAACCUAGGUUUAAGGUUCCAUUUAGCUCCUAGCUUUCAUAUCUCAGUUUUUAACCCUGCCAGGUUUGCAGGGAGCUUAAAGGUAAAGGUAAAGGGACCCCUGACCAUUAGGUCCAGUCGUGACCGAGUCUGGGGUUGCGGCGCUCAUCUCGCUUUAUUGGCCGAGGGAGCUGUACAGCUUCCAGGUCAUGUGGCCGGCAUGACUAAGCCGCUUCUGGCGAAUCAGAGCAGCGCACGGAAACGCCGUUUACCUUCCCGCCGGAGCGGUACCUAUUUAUCUACUUGCACUUUGAUGUGCUUUUGAACUGCUAGGUUGGCAGGAGCAGGGACCAAGCAACGGGAGCUCACCCCGUCGUGGGGAUUCGAACCGCCGACCUUCUGAUCGGCAAAUCCUAGGCUCUGUGGUUUAACCCACAGUGCCACCCGCGUCCCUUUGCAGGGAGCUUACAAGUAGAUAAAAAUAAAUGUAAAAUAUCUCCAGUAACUCAAUAGACAUAGAAACAGCAAGCCCAGAUAGAAUGAAUGUAAAAUGAAGGGAUAUAUUUCCUUUGGGCCGUUACACUACCUAAACGCUUUAUUUGGGCUGGAGGUCACCAGCCAGCUGCCUCUCGUUGUGACCCGGCAUUAUAAUUCGGUGACUUAUUAGGGUGUCAGGAUCCACCUGAGCCUCUUUUAAACUGAGUAGGACUUAGCAUGCAGUUUGCACAAAGUGAGAGUGCGGCUGGGGCAAUGAGCCGUUCUGUGUCCUGCCAUUCCACGCUGGAGCCGUCGAGCCCUGCUGUGCUCUUGAGAUUGCUUUGGCUGACUGCCUUUGAUGCAGCGAGCCUUAGCAAAACCUGCCAAAGGCAUUUCUGCAUGAAGCCGUCUCACUUCUCUCCUCAGGUUUUGGAGAGAGACUGCUUGUUUUCUUUGAUUGCAGCUUGGUGAUUCACUGGGUGGUGAGGGAGCUACUUAUCACAUAUCCUUGUUCUCCUGCUCUUAAGCCCGGGGACUUUCAGAAUAGUUGACAUUUUUAUAAACAUCAACUAAUAGCAACAGCAGUGUGGCAUAGUGUCAGAGCAAAAUUGUAAGGAGACCAAAAAGUUGAUCAGGCCUGGGUGGAAGAAGGAGGACUUCGCUGGCUGGCCCUGGAACGAAACUGGGAGUGGUACCUAGCAAGGCUCCUUGGGGAAAAUGUUCCACAGCUGGCGCACCGCAACAGAAAAAGGCCCUUUCUCCUGCCACCACCCACUUCAGAAGGUGUUGGGGAGAGAUUAUAAAACUUUGGCAGGUUCUUGUGGGUAAACUUCAGCAGUAGACAUGAGGGAGAGCAGGACUCCUCUUUCAGGUAUCGGGAAACAUUGUUGGUAGCCUUGUUGUUUUUAAAUCUAUCCACCUUUCUGCUUAAAAGCUUCUGAGGUAACUGACAACUUUAAAAACAAAUGAAAACGAUACCUCUGCCUUUAAAACAACAUUUAAAACCAACAAAACCAGGCAUUCCGCCUUGGUCUCCUUUGACAGAAUUAAAGCAGCACGAGCUUAUGGUUUGGGUGUGUGUUUCUUAUGCUUGUUCAGGUAUGUUCCCUCUCUGCCAUGGCUGCAAGGAGAUCAGAAACUUUUGCUACCAAUUUCAACUAACCACAGUUUAGUGUUAUGCCUGGAUCCUAAACUGUGGUUUAUCAUAAACUAUGGUUAGUUCAGACAAGCCAGGUUUAUAACCUAUGGCUUGAAUCAACUAGUCAUAAUUAAGGCGGACCGUUGCCUGUGUGAGUUUAGAAAUAAUGCCGAGCUAUGUUUGAAGUUGUGGUAAGGCUUUGCUGUUGUUGUUAAAUAAGGUUUUUUGAGGGGGGGCACUCUUUGCACUCUCGCUUUAAAAUUCUUCAAAUUGGCUGCCCCCCUGAAAAUCUACAAAUACCCCCCCAAAAGAAAAUAGAUAGAAGACACAUGGUCCUGUGGAAGCGGACAUGCUCCUUUCCAUUCCUUCUCCUACCUCCCUUUUCCAUUUUUCUUUUCACCAGUUCACACUUAACAUUUUGUAGUUAUUGAACAUGCCCCUUCCUCAUUGGACUAUAAAAUAAUAAUUAUUAUUUAAUCUUUUAAAUUAUUAUUUUGCACCUCAGGUGUGUUUUUCUAAACACUUUUUUUAAUGGUUCUGCAAACCUUGGAGUUCCCUUUAGCAUGUUGAUAUUCCUCCCCACCCCCUCGGUAGUCCUGUUUUGGCUACAAUAUUCUCAGGCUGCUAUUGAAGGAACAGGAUGGAGCAGGACCCGUUGGAAAGGGUGGCAACCCCAGUCAGUGUGUCACUGUUAUUAGUCUAGGCUGACUCUCCCCCUCUUCACCUUAUGACAGCUGAUCUGUGCCCAUGUGAUAAGCAGAUCUUAUUUGCUUUCUGUUUAAUGUACUCCAAAGUAUGCAGCAAAAGUAAUAGCCACCCAAGUAUGUGAAAAUACGGCUGCCUCCUAAUGAUGUUGGAAGCAACUAUGUAAUGAAGCCUUGCAGCAUCCCUUUGAAGUACAUAGCAUUGUUAUUGUUUCUCUUUUACAGAUGGGGAACCUGAGGCACAGAGAGUCUCAUAAUCUUGCCCAAAGUUUCCCACUAGUGCAGCUGGAAGGAGAAAUCAGGAGUCCUGCAGCUGCUCGACACCACUGCAUUGCAUAGUGUGCAAGGAGGGGUAAGCAGAGAUUGUUGGUAGUUACUGGAAUGAAUGGACUUCUUUCCAAUGACAACUGCAUUGGCGCCAUCUGGAUAUGCUUUAUUAAAUGUUGCCUGCCUGCCUGCCUCAUCUGGACGAUGUCUACUAGGGUGUUGGCAGGAAAACCUCACAGAGAGAAAGGUUUCACCAUGGCUCUUUGAGUUGGAAUUGGUAGGAAUAGACAGGGAGACUCAGUAGGCUACCUAGAUAUAUGUAGACAUUGACUGCUUACUUGGUUCAUCUAGUAGAAGCUAUUUCCACCCCUUCCCUCAGUCAACCAUGCAGGCCAAAGUAUAACAAAAGCUGUGAUUCUCUGAUUAAAACCACCAUAUCCCUUGUUCCAGAGGCCAGGCCAAGUGAUGACUGAUAGGAUUGCAGCUAUGUAGAGUUUUAGUGCCUUAUCAGGAUGUAAACGUUCCUGUUUACAAUACAAAUAAAUCCUUUAUGCAGUCUUUGCAGCUAAUUGCACAGUGGCCUCAGAGGGAAUGGUUGAAGAAGAGGUUGUCAUCAUAUCUGAUACUUUAAAAUGUGCUACACAGACAGUGGUUAUUGGGGUGCAAUCUACAGGCUAUCAAGGGCUACUAGCAAGGAUGGCUAUUUUCCACGUCCACUGUCAGAGGCAGGAUGCCCCAGAAUGCUAAUGCUUAGAGAGCUGAUGGGCUUCUCGUGAGCAUCUGUUGAGCCACUGUGAGAACAGGAUGCUGGAUAAGAGGGGUCGUUGGCCUGAUCCAGUGGGUUCUUCUCAUGGUCUUACAACAGUUAUGGAAUCUGGCAACUUGAGCUCUGCUCUGGUAAACUUAUGCCGUGUGGCAGAACUUCUCAAUCCAGGUCAGAAUCUGGUAGGUGCAAAUUCCAUAAGCAUCCCACUUUCCCCCUCUUCUCUCAUUUUUUUUGUGGCACGCUGAGACCAGUUCCCACAAGCUUUUCAGCAUGGCAGGAUAUGAGUUAUCACAAAACAUGGGUUGAAUUGCAACUGGCUGUUUGGGCAAGCAGUUACCUAUCCUUUUGUCUUUUAUCCAGAUUUGUGACUUAACCCAUGAGAAACUCUUCUACCUGUGGUGAGAUUCAAGUUCUGUCUCCAUUUCUGGAGCCUCUCUGGGAAUGUUUUAAACAAAAGAAGAAACAAGAAGCACAGAUUCCUUUGUGUUUCCUGUUCCUUCUGCCUCCUCCCCACUUGUUUAAGCCCAUUUCUACAAAGGGGUAUUCUCCUUGUGUCCAGUUGCAACCCCCCAAAAGCCAUCAAACGCCAAGACUUAUUGAAAGGUUUAUGUAAAUUCAACCUCAGCUUGAAUGUGUACUGUGCUAAGGGACGGAGCUUAGUGGUAGAACAUUUGACUUGCAUGCAGAAGGUUGUAGGUUCAAUCCCUGGCAUCCCCCAGUAGGACUGGGAGAAAGACUCUUGCUUGAAGCCCUGGAGAGCUGCUGCCAGUCAGUGUAGGAAAUGCUGAACUAGAUUGGCCAAUGGUUCUGACUCAGUAUGAGGCAGAUUCCUAAAGCAACACUCAACUGCCCAUUUCAUUUAUUUACUGUAUUUUACUGCCUGCCCAAUUCAUUUGCAUUUUUCUUUCUUUAUUUCUCCACAGACAAAAAAAAUGGGAUUGUAGAUUCCCAGCCCAUGGAGGUGAUGCUGUCUUGGUUUGGGAAGGAGAGGACUGUAAGUAAGUAAAGUUUUAAAGUUGCGUUAUAUGGUAGCUCGAUGGUGAUUAGGAAGCAUGGAGACGUGUGAAAUGGGACAGCAAUGUGUUUCUCUCUCCCAAUUUUAUUUCUCUCUACGAUGGGCAUGUGGUGUGCUUUGGAAGCAGAUCACAGUUCACCUCUGUGUCAUAUAUUUCGCUGUACUGAGGUGAUAACCAAGUGUCUCUCCAUUGCAAAUAUAGCCAGGUUUCUUAAAUCCAGUUGGGACCCUGUUUGGAAUUAACACGUACUAAGUGGGAACCGCAAUAAAACUGUCCUACAUUUAUAGGACAUGACUCCCCACCCCCAAAAGAAUUCUGGGAACUGUAGUUUGUUAAGGGUGCUGGGAUUUGUAACUCUGUAAGUUGUGAACAACUUCCCAGGAUUCUUUGGGGGAAGCAAUGUGUUUUAAGCAUGCCCUAGAUGUAUGGUGCAUAUACAGCUCCUGUUCAGGAUUCCAUUCAACUCCAUUCUAAUCCCCUCCCCAAAAACCAGCCCUCAUGGGGUUGUUUUGCCCCCCCCUUAAGAGUCUCCCCCCCACCCUGCAAGCCUUGGGGUUUUCACCAAGAGUGCUCAUACUUUCUACUUGGUUGGUGGGUGGUGCUGUAUUCACUACUUAAAGAGCAGCAUUCACAGCUUGAACGUUAGAAACCAGAAGACAAUGAAUGUUGUGUCCUUCCUUUCUUAAUUUGGAGCCAGGUUGAUGGCAAAGGAGUCCCACUCUGUCCUUCUUCUCCCCGCUAGAGAAAUGUACAUAUGCAGGCUGCGUACAUAGAGGCUUCCCACACUGUGGCAAAUAUUAGUGGGGAUGGGGAUUCCCUCUGCCCACUCUUGGAAGCUAUUUGCCAAAAUUAAAAGAGACCCAGGAGAUAAAAAUCUCACAUCUCAGCUGUGUUACAGAGUUUAUCCCUUACUGUGCCCAUUUUACAGACUGAGGGAUUGAGGCUGGAAGAGGAAAUAGCAGCUUGCUUAAGGCUACGUAGUGAGUUCAUAGCAGAAGUGAUUUCUAAACCAGGAACUUUCUAACAGUUUGGUCUCUUCUCUAUUAUACCAGUUGUUGUCUUUUUAAAGUAGUCAGUGGUUAUUCAGGUAUCUUCACAUCCCUAAGUUUAGCAUUCACGCCACUGGAUUUUAAAAACAGAUUAAACUGCAUUUUAGAGUACUUUUAAAACUAUAUGUCUGAUAUUCCUGUUAAAGAUUAGAUAGGCACCAUCUCAGUUGUUUUUUCAGCACCUAAUGAAGACCUUCCUCUUUCAGCAAGCAUUUUAAAGUAGAGAUCAUUCCCAGUCUGUAUUGGCAUUGUUUUAAAAUGUUUUGAUUGUUUUAUCACCUGUGUGUUUGCCAUUUGGGAGGAAGGGUGGGAUAUAAAUAAAUAAAGUAUUAUUAGCAUGUGUUGCAAGAAAAAAAAUGUUUGUGGAAUGUCCUGGGUUUAAAUGUAAGAAUAUUAGAACUUUAUUCACAAUUUACACUUGCAAACAAAGGUUUUGUGCAUAGAAAUAGGUAGCCUUGAAGCGCUGACCUCUUGAUGCAGACAUAGCCAUGGUCAUGAGGAUGGAAGCUUCUUGCAGACUCAGGCAACCAUGGUUAGGAAAUAGGGAGCUUGCUGCUGGAGUUAGUAUUUAUGGUGAUGCCGCACUAUCUACAGCAGUAUUUAGGAUUGUUGGCUUUUAAACCAGUGGUUGAAACCAGAGUUCAAAGCUGCUGGCUUGCACUAACCAUGGCUAGUGCCCAUUCAGGUAAUGCUGCACCAUAAUUAACCCUAACGAGAGAAGGGAAGGUGGAAUUAGCACAGGUAAGAGAAUGGAGAUCUGUGUGAGUCUGGUUUACGCUCCCAAUAUCCUAACUCUGCUUGGGAGAUUAUUAGUGUUUACGUCAGUACUAGGGUCGUAUUUGGAAUCCAAUAACAAGAGCUUCCAACAUGUGAUUGUUAUCGCUUCAGAGCUUUUGCCACAGAAUUAGCAUUCCUGUGUUGUAGCGAUGUAGAUCCUUGAAAUAUCCGCCUAUUCAAUGUUGACUUGGCAUAUGAUACCUUUUGGUUUCUUUAUUGCAUGGUAAUGGGUACAUAUUGCUGUUGGAACGAUGACCCUUAUUAACGAUCACUUAAUGAUUAUUUUGUUACCACUUAACACCUUUUAGCUAACAUGUUGGUAAAAAGUAAACACACUUUUAUUCCUUCGUUUGGUGCAUGUUUAUGGAUGCAUUGAAAACACAAAAUUUUGUUAGUUAUUAGUAUUUUACCCCGCCCGUGACCCAUUUUUUUUGUCAUGUUGUAUUAUUUAAGUGUGUACGAUUUUGUAACAAGAAAAUAAAAAACUAACUUUUUUUUUUUAGUAAUGUUAUGAAUCUUGAACUAGGUGCUGCUGCUUAUCCCAAGUAUUUUAAGAUGCAGUCCAAGAAUAGGCAUAUUUAAUUUUCCUUCUGCCAAAUAAGUGGCACCAUUGUAGCUCAUUUCCUCCCUGUCCUCUCCUAGUGACUCUUUUGAUGGCUCUGUGUGA
Podarcis lilfordi (Lilford's wall lizard) is the source of this 97159-nucleotide messenger RNA. Lineage: Eukaryota; Metazoa; Chordata; Lepidosauria; Squamata; Lacertidae. The record is from the annotation of a GenBank genome assembly.